Molecule: messenger RNA, 95438 nt
Organism: Podarcis lilfordi (Lilford's wall lizard)
Lineage: Eukaryota; Metazoa; Chordata; Lepidosauria; Squamata; Lacertidae
Source: the annotation of a GenBank genome assembly
AGCUUUUCUGGAACUGGGACUUCCUGUGGCAGUUCAUUUCCUGGUCGGCGGGGGCCGCGAGCGGAGGAAGGCUCGGCAUGGUCUCCCCCCGGCCAGCCCCAGCCUCCCUUGACGCUCUUCCACCUCCUCCUCCUCCUCCUCCGCAGCGGCUCCCCCUCCUGCUCUGCCCGGCCGGCGGCGCUCCUCCGGCUGCCACUUUGUAGCGAUGCUGCAGGGCCGGAGCGGCGCCCGCAGCGGAAGCGGACAUGGUAACAGUGUGGCCAGGCCGGGUCUCUCUCUCUCUCUCUCUCUCUCUCUCUCUCUCUCCCCCCCCCCCCGGCUCAUGCAGCCUUAGCGGCAGGGGCACCAGCUGGGCACCCCCUCUUCUGCCUUGCUGGGGCGGUGGGUCCCAAAAGUAGGCUCUCCCCUCCCCACCACUCUUGGCGGGGGAGAGAAGGGGGCCGUCAUCAUCACGACGCGUACCCUUUCCCCGGGCAAAGGGACCCCCCUAUUUUCUUUGCGGGCACCUCAAGAGUAGAAAGAAGGGAUGCUUUUUCGGGGGGGGGUGCGAGUAAGGGAUUCCUCCCCCCCCCGCCCCGCCUGAGGGAGAUAUUUCUCUCCAGAGAGGGUGGUGAUGCUGUUUUUAAUAUUAUUAGACAGUUGGAGCAAAUGGCAAAAGCCUCUAAUUCUGUCUCUUCCUCCCAACAGGUCUGAAUAACACCCAAGCUCUGCCUUCCUGGACUGGGCGAGAGGGAACAAAGCAUAUGACCUCUAAGGAAAAAGAAGAUAUUUUGCCGCAAAGGGAUUAAUUUUUGUCUUGCUUCAAGACGUCAAGAGCUGUGUACAUAGACACACACACACACAUAUAUAGAAUAGACACACAAACACACAAUUAUAUAUAUAUUUGGGGUGUUUGUGUGUCAUACUGGACUUGCUAAGCGAAAAGUGUUUAGGCUGCGCACUCUUGGAGCCAUGAAGAAGUUUUUUGACUCCCGGCGAGAGCAGGGUGGCUCUGGGGCCGGUUCUGGGACCCUCGGAGGGAGUGGCAGUAGCACUGGGCCUGGGAGUGGAUACAUAGGCCGGGUGUUCAACAUUGGGAGGUGUCAGGUGACUGUGGAUGAAGUUCUGGCGGAAGGUAAGAUGCAGCUGAUGGGAGUUUUGCCUCUCCUUCCCCUACCCCCCCUCCUCUCUUAACAUCUCCACAAAUGAAUGGAAGCAGAUUCUUAACCCUUCUUUGAAUGUUCACACACACAAUUUCCAUUCUGACUUCUUUCAAGAAAACGUGCCGCUUUACAUGGGUGCCACCUUUGCUUAUUAAAAGGACUAGAAUGUUGUGUCAAGGCAAAUUAAUAAAUGGUAGCAUUGGUGGCUACUGUCUAUUCUGUGUUUUAAUUAACAAUAAAAAAAAUGGUUUGGAACUCCAGUUUCUACAAAUGCAAAUAAAUAGAGCCAGCUAACAGGGUUAACAGUAUAUAAGUUGGAAAACUCCCCCCCCCAUUGGCAACAAUAUUAUGUAAUAUGGCAGGCUGCAUUGGUGCAUAUAUUAAGGGAGUGAAUUGUUUCCUUUCAUGCUCUCCCCUCCCCCCCUCGUUUGAGUGCUAUUAAGUAAAGGGAUAAUUGGAUGCAUAGGGAUAAAUUUGUCAUUUAUUCAUGGUGCCUUUGUGUAGCAAGCGCAAAGCACACAUGUAAGAUGCAUGCUUACCUUGGGGGUUGUGGCCCACAGAAAUCUGGGUGACAUUUUAAGGACUAAAGGAGAUUCCUACAGGGGUCCAUAAAGAUCACCCAUAAAGUUUGCAGUGCAGAAAGCCCUUGGCUUUUUACUUCAACUUGAUUUGGUGCAGUCUAGCUAGAACGUUGAGAUACCUCAGGGAAUCUUUGUCUUCCCCCACCACUCCCCAGUGUAGAAAAAAACCCAAAUUAUAUAUGGAACUUUAGCUUUGACCUUCACAAUUGUAGUAUUAUUUAGGCCUUGUAUGGAGUCAGUAAUUGGACAGCAUCUCUUUAAAAAGAGGGGAAAUGUACAGUUUAGAAUUUAUAAUACAUUGCAUAAGACCUGAGUUACUAAGAAAGAAAGACCCUUAUUAGCAGAACUGGGCAGAGGUAGGUAUUUGAGAGGGUUGUUGUUGUAUUUACUGUAUCCUUGUGCCAAGGUAAAUUUUAUUGAGCUUGCUUUCCCGAAGGGACAGUGUGACUGCAUUUACAAAGAACAGUGUUUUUCACGAAGCGUUUGCUUUUUUGGAAAAAGAUGCUUGAGUGUGUUGAAUCCAAGGCUGAUGCUCACCUAGAGCAAGCCAAAGGCUGCUGGUUAUGGUGAAUUGCCGCAGGCAUUUUUCUGAGUAGAGAUAGGGAGUGGGCAAAAAGCCAGCCCUCGUCAUCUCUCUCCAAAAAUAACAAAGCCAAUAAAAAAUGGCGAGGCACUAUUUUGACUGAAUUGUCUACUGUGUACCUGCCUCUACUGGCUUCUGACAAGGCCCUGGCUAUGAGGUGCUCUCAGGACUACGCUACAGAUACGCUCUGCCUUCCUCUUGCUUACUACGUAAGUGUUCCGCAGGAAACAGAGGACCUCAUUUGAAGAUGGUUAAAUAACUUGCCGGCAGAUCCUCCAUGUGAUGUUGACAGGAGCAGGAAAUGAUCUGUACCUUGUACUGGGAGGAUUCUCUCCUCCAAAAUUUGUUGAACUGCUCCUCUUCCUUUCCAUGGCGUCGUUUGUGCCUUCCUCCCUGGAUCUCUCCUGUUCUCAGGGUGGUGCUUUAAGAGGAAGAUAAAUGUUGUGACUGAGAUUUCUGGUGCAUAUUUGAAUUGGAAAGAGCAAGGUUGGGUGCAUGUGCAUGGAUAGAUAGUAGUUCGUGUGUUUUCAAGGCAUGCUUAGGGGCUCCUGAAAUGGUCCCAGAAUAAUGGGGAUUAGGGGUGAAGAACAUAAAUGAAUAGCACAAAGACAGUUUCAGGUGGCUCUAAUGGGUGGCUUGGGAGCCAUGGUGUUUGGGGAUGUGUCUUAAACUGUGGUCUGAGCCUGCAGAAUUAACUAAGCUUCAGUGGACAGGGCAGAAUCACCUGAAAGUUUUUAUUCACUCACCCCAGGUUUGGACACCAAAAGCAUUUCUCAGAAAAUGUGCACCCUCUUCUAUGAGGCCACCCAUAAAGUAGAUGCUGUGUGAAAGGUAGGAGGGGUGACUGUAAAAAGUAUGUUUAAAUCUAGCUUUUAAUGCAUGGUGUCUAAUCAAUCGUUAGGCAAAUAUAUGUAUAUAUUCUACAGUGUCCUCUGGUGACCUCUUUUGAUGGAGAAACUCAACACACAAACUAUGGUCCAUGUGGGCUCAAUUGGUGUAUUGGUUAGCAUGUUGAAUUUGGGGCUAGGAAUGCCCAGGGGCUCCCAUUUGGCCAUGAGAUUCUCCAGGUGAGCCCUUGGUCUAACCUACAUUGAAAGGGUUGCUGUGAUAAAUAAAGGUGGAGAGGAUAUCUGUGUAUACCAUCUUGAGCUCUUUGGACGAAAAGUAGGAUUUAAAAAAUUAACCCUUCCAUGAUCAGCUCUGAAUGUUCUUUGUGAGCCUGGAGGAGGAAACACGGUCCUGCAUUUUGACCUCUUACCUGUAAUGGGCUUCUUGGAUCAAUGCAUGUUAUAAAAUGGGGGGAAAUGGUUAAAAUUCUAAGUUCACAUGUUUUAUUACAGACAAUGGCAAUUAGCAUUGUAUGGUGUAUUUCAAAUGUUGAUUGGAGCCCAUGCCCGUCAUUUUACGUAAUCCCCAGAGCAGCUUCUUAAGGCAGGCCAGUUCUAUUUGUUAGAUUUCUAUGUCCAUCUUCAAUUGUAGAUAGAGAGCUGAGACCAGGAAGGCAAUGCCUUUACUGAGGCCACCACAUGAGGAUAGGGUGGGAGAUGAGAUUUGAAACAGGGACUUUACAGCUUGACCUCUAAUCUACUGCAUUACAACCAGCUUGACCCAGUUAAAAGCUUAACCUGACUUCCAGUGUUGGGUCUGGGGAACUUGUGGCCCUCCAGAUGUUGGUGGACUCCAUCCGCUACAGCCAGCAGGGCCCAAUGAUGAGGAAUUAUGGGAAUUGUGAUUCAGCAGUAUUUGGAGGGCCAGAGGCUCCCCAAACCCGGCUUAUAUAAACUAUCUCAUGUGAAAGACUCUUGCACAAAGGACUGCUCUAGAGCAGCCUUCCUGAUAGGCUGGACUACAACUCCCAUCAGCCCUAGCCAGCAUUAGCUCUGUUGGCUUGGAUGAAAGUUGUAGUCCAGCACAUCUGGAAGGCAGCAGAUCAGGGAAAGCUGCAUCUGACUUUAGCAGGCCUUCAAGGUUAAGGUUUUUUGAUAAAUCUGUGGGUAAGUGUCUCCCAAUGUUGAAUGGAUUUUGUGUUCUGAAGAAACCUGAUUCAGCAAUAGGAUGUUCUCAUGGACAGAGGUGAGGGGCCUUUUAUGGUCCAAUGGCUGCAUUGGCUCAUGAGCAACCUUUGGGUGGGGACACAUGCCAGUGGUGGGUGGGACCUCCAGAGGCAAAAGUUGGUGGAGCUACAGAGCUAACUCUUAGGGUUGUGUGGUAGAUUACAUUCCAGCCAUGCAAAAAUCCAACUCCAUGCAGGCAAGCAAGAGAUAUUAUUGCAGUUCAAGGACACACUUCCAGGCAAGCAAAAGCACUGGAGGAGAGCAAUGGAACAGGGUAUGUAUGUAUGUAUGUAUGUAUGUAAGUAAUAUGCCACCGAUAUAUGCCCCAGUCAUUCUGGGUGGCUCCCAACAAAAUAUUAAAAGCACAAUAAAACAGCAACCAUUAAAAACUUCCCUGAACUGCUUUCAGAUGUCUUCUGAAAGUCAAAUAGUUGUUUAUCUGUUUGACAUCUGGGGAGGGCAUUCCAUAGGGAAAGUGCCACUACAGAGAACGCCCUUUGCCUGCAAGGUGUGGGAGCAGGAAGGGGGAAGGGGUAUAUGCCUUGGAGAGGGGCAGGGCCAGAUUAAGAACUUUAGAGGCCCCUAAGCACUGAAAAGAUUAUGGUACUUCCCUUCUGUAAUUUGAGACAAAAACAAUACUAAACUUUAAAAUAAAUAAAUCACUGGAUCUGAUUGCCUCACAUUAUUUUGACAUACGUUUGUAGGACGUGCCCUGGUUUAGGUGGGGAUUAAGUAAUAACCCAAGAACAUAAAAUGAACCUAAGGAGCAUAAAAAUGGAGGAAGAGUGUGGAGUGGAGGGUAAGGAAGUCUAACAAGCUCUGAUUUCUCCUACUGUGACUACUUUGAUGUUUUUCUUGAAAUACCAAAUGUCAUUGGAAAAACCCUCAUUGUGUGCAUGCCCUUGCUUUGCUGGUGCCUUAAGCAUGUACUUAGUUUGCCUGUUUGGCCCGAGGGUUCCCCACCCCAUCUACCUUAUGGGAAAGGCACAGAAAAUGGUCAGUCACACAUGCUCCUCUGAGAGUUUUGCUCUCUUGCUGUGAUCUCCUUGCUUUGUGUGUGUGUGUGUGUGUGUGUGUGUUGUGUACCAGAACUGUGUUGGCUAAACAGGAUAAAGUGCCUGCUUGGGAACAAACUACUGCUGAGAGCUCAUUAUGUGUUCAUUAUUGCCUUGUUUUUCCUCUUCAAACAGUAGUGAAAUUAAGGCCAUACUUGAGUUGGGUGGCAGAGAGGCAGGCCCUGGGCCUAAUUCUAGCCAGUGGUUAGGGAGCUGGACCUUUUGCCUCUUUGCCUCCAGGCUGAAGGUGUUGGUGUCAUCUCCAUGCAGAGUGCUGCUUCUUGGGAAUCAAGGUGACGGGGAGGGAGGUUUCAGGUUAGCUGACAUGCAGGCUUCCUAUCAGUAGUAAUUUUAAUGCCAUUAUACAAAUCUAUGCUGCAAGUGCAUUUGGAAUACAGUGGUACCUCGGGUUACAUACGCUUCAGGACUCCACUACCCCAGAAAUAGUACCUCGAGUUAAGAACUUUGCUUCAGGGUGAGAACAGAAAUUGUGCUGUGGUGACGCAGCGGCAGCAGGAGGCCCCAUUAGCUAAAGUGGUGCUUCUGGUUAAGAACAGUUUCAGGUUAAGAAUGGACCUCCGGAACGAAUUAAGUACGUAACCAGAGGUACCACUGUACCAUGUACAGUUCUCACCUCAAAAAGGAUAUUGCAGUGUUGGAAAAGGUUCAGAAAAGGGCAACCUUAAUGAUCAAGGGGGUGGAGCGACUCCUCUAUGAAGAAAGGUUGCAGCAUUCAAUACUUUUUAGCCUAUGGAAAAGGCAAGUAAGAGGCAACAUAAUAAAAGUUUAUAAAAUUAUUCAUGGCAUGGAGAGCGUAGGUAAAAGUUUUCCUUCCUCUCUCAAAACACAAUAAUUUGUGGACAUCCGAUGAAGCUGAAUGUUGGAAGAUUCAGGACACACAAAAGGAAGUCCUCCUUCAUGCACUCUGUAGUUAAACUAUGAAACUAGCUUCCGCAGACAUCAGUGGUGGCCACCAACCUAGGUGAAUUUAAAAGAGGAUUGGACAAAUUCAUGCAGGAGGCGAGCCCUAUCAAAGGCUAUGAACGCUAUGCUCUACCUCCACAGUACAGGCAGCAAUGCUCCAGUUGCUGGAAGCCACAGGAAGAGAGAGUGCUGUUGUGCAUGGGUCCUGCUUGCUGGGUUCCCACAGGUUGGCCAUUACGAGAACAGAAUGCUGGACUAGAUGGGCCAUUGGCCUGAUCCAUCACGCUCUUCUGAUGUUCUUAUUUAAUGGAGGAACAUUUCAUUAUCAUGCUGGGACGUGGGUGGCACUGUGGGUUAAACCAUAGAGCCUAGGACUUGCCGAUCAGCAGUUCAGCAGUUCGAAUCUCAUGACGGGGUGAGCUCCCCUUGCUCGGUCCCCGCUUGCCAACCUAGCAGUUCAAAAGCAUGUCAAAGUGCAAGUAGAUAAAUAGGUACCGCUCCGGCGGGAAGGUAAACGGUGUUUCCGUGCGCUGCUCUGGUUCGCCAGAAGCAGCUUAGUCAUGCUGGCCACAUGACCCGGAAUCUCCCUCGGCCAAUAAAGUGAGAUGAGCACCGCAACCCCAGAGUCGGCCACGACUGGACCUGAUGGUCAGGGGUCCCUUUACCUUUGCCAGCACGCUGUCUGAAGUGUUGAGGUGCUGGGUUACCUGCUCUUCAGUUUGUGAGAACUAGGUCUAACAUAAGGGGAGUCUCACUGCUGUGUCGGUCCAAAGGCCCAUCUAGUCCAUUGUCCUGUUCUCACAGAACCUGAGUGCAAUAGUGUGCUCUCCACAUAAGGUUUCCAGGAACCGGUAUUUGGAGACAUGCUUCCUCUGACAGUGGAAGUAGAAGACAGCCCUUGCAGCUAGUACCCAUCAAUAGCUCUCUUCUCCAUGAAUUUGUCUAAUCUUUUGCAGCCAUCAAAGCUGGUGGCCACCACUGUCUCCUGUGGCAGUGAGUUCCAUAGUUUAACUGUGUGCUGCACAAAGAGGGACUUUCUUUUCUCUGUCCUGAACCUUCCAACAUUCAACUUCAUUGAACGGUCCUGAGUAUUAUGAGAAAAGGAGAAAAACCUUUCUCUAUCCACUGUCUCCUGACCACAAAUAAUAUUACACAUCUCUAUCAUUUCUAAACUAAAAAGCCCCAAGUGCUGUAACCUUUUGUCAUAGGGGAGUCGCCCCAACCCCUUGAUCAUUUUGGUUGCCAUUUGCUGUACCUUUUCCAGCGCUAUAAUAUUUUUUGAGGUGAGGUGUCCAGAACUGUACACUCUAUUUACCCUUCCCAUGCCUUCUGCUUCUCGUGAAACUUAAGGCUGGAUUACCUGUGUGGGUUCCCACAUGCAUUUCCCAUCGGUUGUACCUGGUUUUCACAUGCAUGUCUGUGGCUUGGUUUCUCAACAUAACACAGUGUUUGUGGUUGCAAAAUUCAGUGUUCUAUCAAUGGUGUUAAUCUAGGGCAGGGAGAUUUUGGAGAAUUCCAUUUCAGUAUUGAUUGUGCCCAUGUAAGGUGUGGAGUCCCUAAGACUUUAUAUGUAUUGUGUGACUUGCAUUCUGAUUUGGGACUUUGCCAUGUUUACACAUCAUGUUAAGCUGUGGCGUUUAGUUUGUUUAGCAGUACUUUGCAUGAGAUCCUUGCUGGUACCUGCAUCCCAAGCUCCUGGAUAAGAUUGGUUAUGCAUUGUUUUUUUCUGGCAAGAUUCCAUAUCUUACUGAGCACAUGACUAACUUUCAAAAACUGCUGUGCACCUAAGAGUUCAGCUGACUGGCUGCAUUAGUUAAACUGGACAAACUGGAUGUCUUUUAUUCCUUGUUAAUUUAGCUCUGCAUUUUAACCUGUACAGAUCAUGUGACUGUAAUAAAUACUGGCUCACUGGCACUUGAUUUCGGUAGGCUUGCUGACUAGCAGUGAGUGUUGUGACUGCAGAGUUCUCUUUGUAUUGAUUUAUCUGUAACCUCUUUCACAUGUGCAAGUUGCUGGAUGCAACAUUCAAAUGUGUGUGUGUGAACCUGUCCCUCAUCAUGACUUCAGUAUUGAGUAACAGCUGUGUGUGUGUGUGAAUGAGCCAUUGCAGAUGAAACACCACAGAAAGAGCCUUUCUUUCUCCCAACAUCCUUUCAUAUAAGGUAAAGGACCCCUAGGGACAUGGGGGGCGCUGUGGGUUAAGCCACAGAGCUUAGGACUUGCCAAUCAGAAGGUCGGCGGUUUGAAUCCCCGCCACGGGGUGAGCUCCCGUUACUUGGUCCCUGCUCCUGCUAACCUAGCAGUUCAAAAGCAUGUCAAAGUGCAAGUAGAUAAAUAGGUACCGCUCUAGUGGGAAGGUAAACAGCGUUUUCGUGCGCUGCUCUGGUUCACCAGAAGCGGCUUAGUCAUGCUGGCCACAUGAUCCGGAAGCUGUACGCCGGCUCCCUCGGUCAGUAAAGCGAGAUGAGCGCCGCAACCCCAGAGUCGUCCACAACUGGACCUAAUGGUCAGGGGUCCCUUUACCUUUACCUUUACCUUUAAAGGACCCCUGCACGGUUUAGUCCAGUCAAACUUGACUGUGGGGUGCGGACCAUGCGGUGCUCAUCUCGCUUCAGGCCAAGGGAGCCAGCAUUUAUCCACAGACAGAUUUCUAGGUUAUAUGGCCAGCAUGACUAAACUGCUUCUGGCGCAACGGGACACCGUGAUGAGUGCCAGAGCUCACAGAAACGCCAUUUACCUUCCCGCCACAGCGGUAACUAUCUACUCGUGCUGGUCUGCUUUCAACCUGCUAGGUUGGCAGGAGCUGGGACAGAGUAACUGUAGCUCACCCCGUCCCAUGGACUCAAACCGCUGGCCUUCUGAUUGGCAAGCCCAAGGGGCUCAGUGGUUUAGACCACAGCGCUACCAGCUCACUUCCCUUCAUAUACGUUGCACUGAAGCCCAUUUGCACACUGAACUGUCAGUCAUCACAUGAAGAGAAAUCAAGCAGUGCAUAGUCAUGAGUGAACAAAUCUUGGCUUUCUUGCUGAUAUUUACAGCUGGAUAGGGUUGCAUAUUAAAGCAACUCUUCUAGGCCCACUCCCUACGAGGAACUGGGCUCCAUAAAUCAGAGGUGGAGCACCUGCUUUGCAUGUAGAUUCCAGGUUUCCUCCAUGGAAAAUUCAGCUUAAAGAUCUUGUGUAACAGGGCUGCGAAUGAACUUCCAUCUGAGACCUUGAGGAGCCACUGACAGCCAAAGUUGUCAGGGGGUGUGGUCUGGGAAGAGCACCAACAGCCUGGCAGUUGCUAGAGCAGCGGUUCUCAACCUGUGGGUCCCCAGAUGUUGUUGGACUACAACUCCUAUCAUCCCUGAGCUCUGGCCUUGCUAGCUAGGGGUGAUGGGAGUUGUAGUCCAACAACAUCUGGGGAGGGUCACAUUCAACCCACAGAGCAGAGGCUCCCCACCUCUAGUUUAGAGGGUGAAGCUAAGAAUGCAUGAUAGCAUGGUCACAUCUUAUGCAGAAGUUCUGUUCCAAGGGUUCUGGGUUAUACAUGAAAAUCACAUGUACCCAAACCCUUGGAGCUGUUGUAGGCUAGUGGGUGGGUGGGGGGUACAGAGAGAAUCCACAAUACUCCCAGAGCUCUUGUGCCAGACGGACUUUUCCCAGCAAGCAGGGCAGAGAGGUUAAAGCUCUUUUUGCACUGGAUAACGCCUCUCAGUGCGCCGGCUCCAGAAAGCUAGGGUUGCUCAUACGAGAUCACACGGGAACCUGGAUCUCUGCAUGUGAUCUUGCAAAAGCAUAACAGAGCUGGAAAGCUGAAUGGGCCUUGCCCCCGCAAGCAAAUCAGAGAGCAUAGCAACUCUUUUCGCACUGGAUAACCCCAAACGGACUCAGUCCAAAAAGAACUUGCAAGCUCUCCGGCUUGCUUGGGUUUAAGUUGCACAAUUUCAGCAAGUCUGCCUUCAACCACACAUGGUUGAAAUCACGCAAGUUAAAUGCACAUAAGAUGCAAUCAUUCUCUCUCUCUCUGUCUCUGUCUCUCUCUGUGUGUGUUUGUAAUCAAAAAAGAUAAAGUUCACUGCCAAGGGACUCUUUCUGGGAAUGGGAGAACAAGCAGUCAACCAGACUGAUGUGUCUGACAAGCUAUUUCAGGCCUGUCGGCAACCAUUUUUCUUGUUGCUUUUAACGAAUUCUUACUUUGCUACAGGUAACCAGGAAGGAGUUUUUCCACAAGUUAUGUUUCUGGUUCACACAUGACCAGCAUAUUGGGGAUGUUCAGACAGACAGGCUAGAAAAAGAUUAGUGGGCCAGCAGUCUGUUGACUGGUUUAUUCCUAAUAAAUAAAUAACCCAGGGUAGUUGAGUGUCAGUCCUCUUAAGUAACUACAGCGGUACCUCGGUUUAAGAACAGCCCUGUUUACAAACUAUUCAGUUUAAGAACUCUGCAAAACUGGAAGCAGUGUCCUGGUCUGUGAACUUUACCUCGGUCUAAGAACGGAAGCUGAACGGUGGAAGGGCACCGGCAGUGGGAGGCCUCAUUAGGGAAAGCACGCCUCGGUUUAAGAAUGGACUACAGUCAUACCUCAUGUUACAUCUGCUUCAUGUUACGUUCUUUCGGGUUAUGUCCUGCGGCAACCCGGAAGUACCGGAAACGGUUACUUCCGGGUUUCGUUGCAUGCUCAGACGUGCAAAAUGAUGUCACGCACAUGCGCAGAAGCGGCGAAUCACAACCCUCACGUGCGCAGACGCGCUGCUGCAGGUUGCGUUCCUUUCAUGUUGCGAACGGGCCUCCGGAACAGAUCCUGUUCGCAACCAGAGGGACCACUGUACUGGAACGGAUUAAGUGCAUAAACUGAGGUACCACUGUACUGAGUUAGGAGCGGUAAGGACUUUCUCAAUUGCUCUUAAUGCCCUUAAAAACAAAAAUUCUGGGUUUCAUGGGUAGUGAUGGUUAUGAUCCCCUCCCCAUUUUUUUUAACUGUUACUAUAUUUUUUCCAUGGAGAUCUUUCCAGUUUUAGAAAUACACCCAUUAAUAAAAUUAAUUACAUAAUGACUGAAUCAAUUGCAAGUGAAAUUAGGCAACUGGAGCAGCCACAAUACCAACCCAAUCUAAUUUUGUAAUGUCCCCCCCCCCCCCGGGUGACUUUCCCUAGGAAGCACAUAACGUAUGUACCCAGAUUUUCAGACAUCUCUAAAAUUUGUAGGUUAACAACUUUCAGUGUUCCCAUUUCUUAAUAUCUAACGUAGGGGAAGUAUGUAGUAUUGAGUAUUCCAGUAAAAAUAAUUUUAAAGUAACCUUUGAUUUUGAAUAUAACAUUUAAAGUACACUUAAGUGCACUCUACUGAUUUUUUCCCCUUAUUCUUAAAACAUGCUUCAGCUCAACUAUUUCCAGAUAUAGGAAAAAACUUACCAUAUUUUAAAGUGUAGAAAAUGAACAUGACUGACUCAUUCAAAAGUUUUGAUUACUAGUUUUGCUUUCUAAAUAGAAAUGGCACAUGUGAAAAUAAUAUCUCUAUUGAUUUCCUGCAGUGGAAAAUGCUUAAAUCAAAAUAUUCCAGAACGCACCCACCCCCAUCACUGGUCAUAGUCUCAGGUUUCCUCUGGCUGCCUGUUCUAGAAUAGUGCCUCUCUCUGUUCCCACCCCGCCCCCCAAAUUAACAUAGAUAUACAUCAUACUUUUGCACCUGGGCUAUAUGUAGAAUUUUCAACAUCUAUGUAGAACUGCAGAAUUUUCUCUAACUUUAUAUUCCUCUCUGAAAAUGCCAUUUCCCAGAGAGGACCCUAAACUGAAAGAUGGAUAAAUCCUUAUUAGUCUUAACCACAAAGGAUAAAGUAGCCCACCCACCAGGAAGAGGGGAGCAUGUGAUCUCAUGGUCUUCUCAUGUUUGCUUGUCCGGAGUUUUGGGCUGGGUUGCCAUCAGUAUGCCGAUGACACCCAACUCUAUCUGUUGAUGGAUGGCCAUCCUGACUCGGCCCCAGACACACUGAUCAGAUGCUUGGAAGCUGUGGCUGGAUGGUUACGUGGGAGCCAGUUGAAGUUAAAUCCUUUGAAGACAGAGGUCCUCUGGCUGGGACGGGACGAUAUGGGAUUGAGGGGGCAACUCCCAUCUCUUGCGGGGGUGCAAUUAGUGCCAGCACCAUCCGUUAAGAGUUUGGGUGUAAUCUUUGACACCACCCUUUCCAUGGAGGCGCAGAUUGCAGCUAAAACAAAGGCGGCAUUUUUUCAUCUCCGCCAAGCUAAGCAGUUGGGUCCUUACCUCUCUCGCCCUGACCUAGCCACUGUGAUCCACGCGACAGUCACCUCCAGACUGGAUUAUUGUAACUCGCUCUACGUGGGGCUGCCCUUGAGACUGACCCAGAAACUCCAGCGGGUGUAGAAUGCCGCGGCGAGACUCCUUACGGGGUCUUCGCUGCGAGAUCACAUUCAUCCGGUGCUAUACCAGCUGCACUGGCUCCCGGUGGAGUACAGGAUCAGGUUUAAGGUGCUGGCUUUAACCUUCAAAGCCCUAUACGGCCUAGGACCCUCGUACCUACGGGACCGCCUCUCCUGGUAUGCCCCACAGAGGAACUUACGGUCUUCAAAUAAAAACAUCUUGAAGGUCCCAGGCCACAGAGAGGUUAGGCUGGCCUCAACUAGAGCCAGGGCUUUUUCGGCUGCGGCUCCAACCUGGUGGAACGCUCUGUCACAAGAGACAAGGGCCCUGCAGGACUUGACAUCUUUCCGCAGGGCCUGCAAGACAGUGCUGUUCCACCAGGCCUUUGGUCAGGGCGCAGCCUGACUCCCUCCUUUGGCAAUCUUUACAGAACUUUAGUAUGGUUGCCAUCAAUUUUGAUCUUAAUUAAUUUUUAUAAUGUUUUUAGAAUGUUGCACUAUUUUAGUGUUGUUAGCCGCCCUGAGCCCGGCUUCGGCUGGGGAGGGCGGGAUAUAAAUAAAAUUUAUUAUUAUUAUUAUUAUUAUUAUUAUUAUUAGGAGGAGGUUUAGGGGUGUCUAGAAAGGAAAUGGUUCAGAUAAUGAGGAGCAGCAAACUUUUUCAGGCACAUCUGUGAAUCUAGGCUUUCUCUUGACUGAUUCUCUAGGCUGAGUCAUGCUUUUGCGCACUCUGACACAUUCCAUGUGUUUCUCCUUGUAAUUUAAAUGCUAUUUAUCAUUGCUAUAAUGGAGAAACUUUGUUAUACUGUAUGCACAGUGAAGAUGCCUGUUUUAUUGUUAUUGUUGUUAUUGUAUUCCACAGUGCAGUUUCUCUCUUUUUUUUAUUAAAGAUUUUCUUGAUUUACAAAAGUGUUUGCAAUGUCUCUCUCUCGUAUUUCCCCCCCCCCCCAUGUAACAUUUUUACAAAUCAGUUUCAUUUGUUGAGACAUUAGGAAGAAAAGGGGGAAAGAGGUGGGGGGGAGAUGGGGGGGUCGGGUGGCGAUGUUUCUAUUUUACUUACUAUAUGUAGGGUUUGGUGUCAGCGUUGCUUGUGCACGUUCUUAGCUGUUCACUUGUGUUCCUUUAGCGGUGAGAGAGGUUGGGGUUGGCCUAGGGUGUGGCUGUUCAUUUGUGGUUGGCUGUGGUGGUCUUUGUUUUCAUGUGUGAGUGGGGUGGGUGGGUGUUUUGGAUCAGGUUAGCAUUAUUGAAUCUGUAUGCUGUUGGUGGAUUUUUGUCGUUGUCUUGUUGGGCUGUGUAUGUGAUAAAGGGGAGCCAUAAAGUGUUUUCUUCCAUUUGUCCCCAUGUCAGUUUUAGUUUAUUGGUUAAUUUUUCUAGUAAGGCUGUUUCCCAUAUUAUUUGGUACCAUUGGUCCAUGCUUACUCCUGACAGGUCUCUCCAGUGUUUGGCUAUGAUGCUUCUGGCUGCUGAAAGUAGGUGGGUUAUGAGUUCUUUGUGGUGUAAGUGGGCAGGGCAGUUUCUCUUGAAUUGAAAAAGUUAAAGCAUGCUUUGCUCUUGCACCUCCCAAGUGUCUGUGUUUUGAAGUGUGAAAGCUAAGGUCCGGCCCUCCAGUGAACCGCUUUUCUUUCUGUGUGAGUGAGUGUUUUGUGUUAUGAUUCAUUGUUUUGCGUGUGCCUCCCAAUGGGAAAAGCUAAGCCCAGAGAGUUGACUCGUGUAAUAGUCCGCUUCCUCUGGAGACAGGUGAUUCUGCUGAGUCUGCAUCCAAAAACAAUGACACCCAAGACUGAUUCCUGGCAGAAUUAGUCACUUGUCAGGGUCAGGCAAGGCCAACACAGCAAAUCAUUCUGAGGGACAUGGGACAGCCUUUGUGUGGAUUGGUACGCGGGUGGCGCUGUGGGUUAAACCACAGAGCCUAGGACUUGCUGAUCAGAAGGUCGGCGGUUCGAAUCCCCGCGACGGGGUGAGCUCCCAUUGCUUGGUCCCUGCUCCUGCCCACCUAGCAGUUCGAAAGCGCGUCAAAGUGCAAGUAGAUAAAUAGGUACCUGUCAGGGGUUCUGGGACAGAGGCACAGGGUAGGCAGGAGAUGGAGAGCGAUGGGGAUGAAUCCCAGGACAGCGAGGAAGAGGAUGACAAUGACUCAAGAGAUUCCAUGAGUCUUUCCAGCGAAUCAGAGGAUUCCCAGAAGGGGCGCCGGUGGUCAAGCCCAGGGGAGCCCCAGGGGGGAAGUGUCAGGAGCAGGGGGCCAGCUGGGCAUCCCAAAGUGGCAGCUGGGUGUCAGGACCAGCCUCCCCGCCAGAGUGCAGCGAAGGGGGUGGAGGUUUCAGUGUGUCAGGGGAAGCGGCUCCGGCAGUAGAGAAAGGAGGGAGGUCGGAGCAAGCCAUCCUCCCGGAGGGGAGGGGAGCAGUGAAGGGAGUAGUGUAGCUGUUGAAAGGAAGGUUAGAGGCUGGGCGCGCGCGCCAAGUUCAAAUGUAGAGGCGCGCGGAAGUACAGGGAGCCCGGAGGAGGGGCCAGGUCCCAAAGCCCGCAGGAGGGGUCAAGAGCAGUCUGAUUCCGCGUCAGAGGAAUCUAGGAGGGGCGAAACCCCAGCGGGCAGAAGGACCCUGCGGAAAAGGAAAGAGAGAAAGAGGUGGAGCAGCGCAAGCCUCUUAAAUUGGUGUAGGGGAGGGACGGAUUCAGAGGGGACUUCAGCGGUCUAAGCGUAGCAGACGUAGGGCUGCGCGCCUAGGAUGUCAAGCAAACAAUGAACUGCAAUAAACACUUUUGUAUAUAAGAAGACAUAGGCGUUGGUCUUUUGUGAGCUGAGACUUGAGGCAGCCCUGACAGUACCACUCCAGCGGGAAGGUAAAUGGCGUUUCUGUGCGCUGCUCUGGUUUUGCCAGAAGCGGCUUAGUCAUGCUGACCACAUGACCCGGAAAAGCUGUCUGUGGACAAACGUCAGCUCCCUCUGCCUAUAGAGCGAGAUGAGUGCCGCAUCCCCCAGAGUCGUUGGCGACUGGACUUAACUGUAGGGGUCCUUUACCUUUUUUUACCCAGUUAUUGGUAUAUUGUGACAACUCAGAAUUGUAAAUACAAGCAAUCGUGACCAAAGAAAAUAGAUUUGAAAAAUGUAAGAGUAGUAUAACUUUAAAUACAAAAUGAAUGUGUUUUGCUCUAGGCUCUAGCAUUGUCAGUUGUACAUAAGUGAGCAACAUGUUUGGAGGAGCCCAAUCUCUCCUCCUGUUCUGGGAGCUCUUGUAACAAUCCAGAGUGGAUUGGGGUGCUGGCAAGAGCAGGAAGCCCCAUUGCAGCCGCAGGAGUUCUUAUGUUGGCUUCUGCUAGGGCACCAGGGUUGGUUGCACAAUGGCAGUUCAGUGUGAGUGAGUGGAAAGUGAUGGAAUUUGGAACAAGGGAUCUUAACUCCUCAUAUACAAGGAUGGGUCAGAACCCGCAGUGCCUAAACAGUAAAGACAUAGAAUCCUAGAACUGUAGAGUUGGAAGGGACCCCAAGGAUCAUCUAGUCCUACCCCUGCAAUGCAGGAAUCGCAACACAUGGUCCCCCAUCCAGUUUGAAACCAUACUUAGCCCUGUUUAGUUUUGCAAGUGUGCUAGCAGUUUAUCAUAAGAUAAUGCUGGGUAUGUCAAUGAGAUGUCAGACAGUUUGGAAUAGCUCAAAAGAAUUCCAUUGUAUGGAUCAUUAGGAAAAUUGCCAGUACCAUAAUGCAAUUAUAUAAAACUACGGUACAGCCAUUUCGGCUGCUCCUUGCCUUGUUGGCCUUUUUCGACCUGGCCUGGGAGGGCGGGGCCCUGACUGACUCCAGCUGCAAAAGCUGAGGCUGCUGAACACACCCUUUGGGUAUUGUUUAGCGGGGGUUGUUGGGGGCGGGGUUGUUGCUGUUAUUUAAAUCUUUAUUCUGUAUCUUUAUUUUAGAUGUUAUUUAUGUGGAAAUUAUUUCAAUUUAGUUGUGUACAUUUUGAUUUUUUAUUAUUGUUUAUGACCACUAUUAUGUUUGUAAUUAUUUUUUUCAUGUUGUAAACUACAUUGAGCAUGAUUUUAACUACGCAAAGGCAGCAUACGAAUAAAAUAUGUAUGUAUUGUGUGGUACUGUAUGCAGUUCUGGUUCCUGUGCUUCAAAAAUAAUAUUGUAGAGCUGGAAACUGUGCAGAAGGGGGCAGCUAAAAUUCUUGAGGAGGUGGAGAGCCUUUCCUGCAAGAAAGGGGCGAUACAGCUGAGAAAAAUGCUACUAAGUGGGAAUGUCAUGAUGGAGGUGGUACAAAAUUAUGGACAGUGAGGAGAAAGCCUUUAUUUUACUAGCACCCAGUGGGGCUAUCCAAUGGAGCUGAAUGGCAGGAGAUUCAUGACAGAGAAAAGGCUGCUAGCUGUGAUAGGCUGAAGGUCACGGGCAGCUUGUCUCUUGAGUGCCAGUUUUUGGAGGCUGUUGCUCUCAUUCUUUGGUUGUGGGGUUUCUAAAGGGAUCUCGGUGGUUCGCUGUGUAGAAAAGGAUGUUGGUCUUGAUCGCUCUCUGGUUGCUGUUACGUGUUUGAAUGGGCUUUGCAACUUUUCUGCAUAGUCCCAAUAUCACCUGUAGUGGGAUGCCUUGUUUUGUUUCUGAAACUUAAUAUCCAGUGUUACUCAAGGUAAAGAACAAUUUUAUAUAUAUAUAUUCUUGUCUAAAACAUGCGUCGACCAUCUUUCCAUUAGAUCAAGUGUUCACAUGAAAAAUGCAUAACACAGUAGCCUUGGGAUGCUUGUGUAGAAGGCGAUUAACAAAUUGAGAACAAAUCAUUAAAUGACAGUGCUCAUGGCCAAGUACUCCCUCAACAGGAAGCCCCCAGCAGAUGUUCUUAAAGAGGCAGUGAAGUAGUUCCAGCAGCCUUCCCCAAAUGGGUGCCCUCCAAAUAUUUAUGAUUACAUCUCCCAUCUGUCCUAGCCAGCAUGACUUUCUGGAGGGCAGCAGAUUAACAAAGCCUGGGUUAGAGUAUUGGGCUAGUCUCUAGAACUGGGGAGAUGUGGGUUCAAAUCCCUUCUCAGCCCUGAGAAUGCCAGUCACUCUCUCAGCCCAGCCUGCCUCUGUAGGGUGGUUGUGACUUGUGGACAGUAAAACAGGAGAACCUGUAUCUUUGGAAAGGUAGGAUAAACUAUAAUAAAUAAUAUAAAAAUAAGUAGAAUAUUAUUAUAAAUUCAUGUCUUUGCUAGGUUCACAAUUUACAGAACUUGAGAUGUACGCUUAAGGAAAGAUAUUGGUGGAAAAACAUUUAAGAAAGCAGAGAGUGUGCUGCACUAAUUGAUAUUAUGGAGAUAAUCAAAACUACACUUCUAAUUGAAGCUGGUUGCACAAUGGUCUAAUGCUGCACCCAGCAGGUUUUCAGGUGUGCUGCAAAAGUGGGGGUGGACUGAAGGUGACUGCCUCCCCUUAGCCAGCCUCUGAUCUAGCACUUAGUUUUCGCUUGAGCAGAACAGGCCAGCUUUGAGAGCUGCUCUUUGAGCGUGCAGAGGGAAAAAAUCUAUUGAUGAUUCAAGACUCUACUUCAGACCUCUCAGGCAGCUGGGAAAGGCCUCUCCGUUCUGAAGACUAGUUGGGGUUGAAUUUUAGUGCCUUGCUAUGCAGUAGUCAACAAUCCCAGUGAUGAGUGGCCCUAUUAAUUCUGUGUUGCAGACUGCUGAGGGAUGUCCUUUGAUUGCAUAAGGCACCUCUGGCUUGGGGGCUGAUGAUGGCCCUCCAGGCUCUUCCAGCUGGCCCUCCGUGGGGGGCUCUCCCCAAGCCACACCCCUCACUGACCCAGGACUGCAUCCUUUGCUGUGCUUGGAAUGCCUUUGAACUGUGAUAAAAAGCUUCUUGCUUGUCUUGGUGUGUUUAUGUAAACACACAUGCAUAUGACUCUUGCAUGGCUGGAAUAACCUAUAGCCACAUAAUCCAUUGCAUUGCUCACUUUUCCUCUGCCAUAAUAAUAAUAAUAAUAAUAAUAAUAAUAAUAUUAAUAUAUUAUUUAUACCCCGCCCACUCUGGGCGGCUUCCAGCAAAAUACAGUGGUACCUCGGGUUACAUACGCUUCAGGUUACAGACUCUGCUAACCCAGAAAUAGUACCUCGGCUUAAGAACUUUGCUUCAGGAUGAGAACAGAAAUCGUGCUCCGGCGGCAUGGCGGCAGCGGGAGGCCCCAUUAGCUAAAGUGGUGUUUCAGGUUAAGAAAGGACCUCCGGAACGAAUUAAGUACUUAACCCGAGGUACCGCUGUAUUAAAAUACAGUAGUCCAUCAAACAUUAAAAGCUUCCUUAAACCGGGCUGCCUUCAGAUGUCUUCUAAAAGUCUGGUAGUUGUUUUUCUCUUUGACAUCUGGUGGGAGGGCGUUCCACAGGGUGGGCACCACUACCGAGAAGGCCCUCUGCCUGGUUCCCUGUAACUUGGCUUCUUGCAGGGAGGGUGUUGUGACGUGGGGUUUGUGAUUUCAGCUCUCCUGAUAUAACAUGCUGGAGACAGUUCUCUAGUAACACUUCUUUAUUAAAGCAACAAGACUGACUACUGGGGAGAGGAAAGCUACAUUUAUAGGGACAGGGAACUAGCAAGAAAGGAUACAUUUUGGAGGGAACAAUAUCAGGCAAUCACAGUCCUGCCUUUUGGAGGGAACCAAUAAGACAGAGGAUCCAAAUACAGCAGCUUAAAUGAACCAAUAGUAGCUGUACCCUCUGGAACCAAAGGGCAGUUACUUUACCCUAAUGCAAAUACAGACAAUAAUAAUACAGAUAUAAAAUCCUUUGACUCAAUACACAACAGAGGGAACUGCCAGAAGGCCCUCGGUGCUGGACCUCAGUGUCCGAGCAGAACAAUAGAACAAUGGGAUGGAGACGCUCCUUCAGGUAUACUGGGCCGAGGAUGUUUAGGGAUUUAAAGGUCAGCACCAACACUUGGAAUUGUGCUCAGAAACGUACUGGGAACCAAUGUAGAUCUUUUAAGACUGGUGUUAUGUGGUCUUGGCAGCCGCUCCCAGUCACCAGUCUAGCUGCCACAUUCUGUUCCUUAUGCAGCUCUUAGUUUAAAAAAGCUUCCCUAACUCAGACCUCAAGGGUAGAAUCUGGUUCUCAGGGGUUCUUCCAAGUUUUGCUACUGGAGACUGUUUUAACUGAUGGCACUACUGGUUAAUCUUGUGUCCCCUGCAUGUCAGGUGUGUGUGCAUGCAGGGGACCCAACUAGGACUCCUUUCCAUUCUGUAGGCCUGCUUUGCCUCUGGCACUAACUUGGCCUCUUUGGACAGCCAACAGAAAUGAGUGGCUUCCAGCUGCACUGGAAUAUCAGGGUGGUCAGCUGUGGCUUAUUCACUUCAAUUUGUUGUUGGUGCAGGUAAUUCCAGGAUCACCUGUUAAUUCUUCCUCAGGUACUUUACUGGAUAUGAGAGAGAGAGUCUGGGGCAUCAUGUGCUUGGUGAGAAUGGCAAACUGCUUUCAGCGUUCCCUGGGUGAGGUGACUUGUUUUCUCCAAAAGAAGUGGCAAUGUGGGUCAAGGCCCAUAUUUCCUUGAUUCUUAUGUUGUGCCAGCGUUUAUUUUUUAUCUUUGACUCUUCCUUGAAACGAAUGAGCUUGAAGGGAUUGUCAUCUCGGCAUUGCUGAGCAUGUAAACAAGCCCUCUGCAUUCUGCUUGAGUAGCAGUCUGAACGGAUUGGGGCUUAUUCAUGGGCUUUAUAUUUGCUGCUUCCAAACUAUUGUGACAGCAGAGGCCUCUCUCUGUGUUGCACUGGAUUUUGAAAGCUGAAAAGGUUAUUGCUGGCUUAAGGGGGUAUUUACAUAGAUCUGUGUUAGCAUUUUAAUACAGGCCUUGGAGUUUUGUGCCUUCAUUCAGUUUUGCCUUUUCAUCGUGGCCAUGACAGAUGCAGGCAUUGUUGUAGUGCUUGUUUACCUGCCACUCACCCCAAUCAAAGGGAACUGAGUAGUUCAAAUAUCUCCUCUGAUAAGAAUUUGCCAGGUGGAUGAAGAUAUACCUCUUUGCUUGCUCUACUAGAUUGGUUUACCUUUCUGGUGGUGUGUAGAUGAGCUGAUAGUAAAGAUCACUGAGGAAAUGUAUGUACAAUGCUUGAAACACUAAAAAAAGAAAAGGAAGGAAGAACUAUAUUUUUGCCCAGUUCACACAUCACAGUAAACCAUGGUCUUUGGCAAGCUACAGUUUACUGUGAAGGAACAGUAUGAUGGUGCAUGCUGCUGAACUAUGCCCGCUUUGGUCCUCCCUUUCCCAACCUGAGUGGUUUAGAGUUGCAUGUAAAUCAGUACUUGUGGUUACCAAGGUUUGUUCUUUGCUUGUGGUUCGUUUGGGAGGAUUGCACAUAAUGGAAAGCCAGCUGCUCUGGGGUUUAUUUCUGAGCUUGGGACUUGGGAGAAGCAAAGAGGGUGUGACUUCAUGCUGCCUGUUCCCUGUAAGCCAUAGUUUAUUUCAGACCAAGGCUUACUGUGAUGUGUGAAUGAGACCAAAUUACUACUGUUUAGUUACCGCCUCCCUGACAACAGUGAGCAUGUGGAAUGCAGUUUGUCAUUCUGAUGAUGCAAUUCCUUUUUGAGAUUUCCAUCUUCUCUGCUUUGCCUUGUAGCAAAGGUUGCCUGCCCUACAUUGGCUUCUGCAGUUUCUUGCUGGCUUGGCAUCCGUGCUCCGGACCACUCUGCAGCCCUGUGCUCUCUGCUGCUUAUGCAAUUGCCUCGCUUCUCCUCCUAUGGGCUUCUGAUGCUGUUAAGCUGCCAUUUAGAACGGCAGCAGCUGAAAAGGGCUUCUAACAAGCUGGCCGUGUGUUUGGGUCGUAGAGAGUUUUAUUUACUACGCAUUAGAAUUUUCUUCUCACACCGAGACUUAAAGAGCUGAAGUUGUCACAGGGUGGACAAUGCUUGGAAUUGCCUUUUUCACCGUGAAAUAAUUGAGGAGGCAGCACAGAGAGCAGUAAAAUGGUUCUGUGACAUUCUCUAGUCGUGUAACCUUCUGAAACAAGGGGCGGUUCAGAUGCCUCUUGCUCAAAACUGUAAGAUAAGGGCCGCAAGCACAUGUUUGCUGUGUCUGAUUUCUGCUGUGAUCUUGCUAUGCAGCAAUACAGGGGGGUUCUGAAGAACUUCUGCUUUUCAGAGACCCCAGUUAGCAAUUAGAUUUUAACAGGGGUCAUGUUUUUAACAAGGACUGAAAGAUCAGUACCACUGACUGCUUGCUGACCUAUAUGCAUUUAAAUACACCCUCCCCUCUGGUAUAAACAGUGGUGGGGCCCUCCCCUUAUACUGCUUGGAUUUCUCCCCAAAACGACUGCCAGCUUCAGACAGAUUUUUCACUGGACCCCAUCAGAGGUAGAAAUAUUUAAAUUCCUUCUCCACAGAUUCCCUCUGGUUUUUAUUAAUAUUACACAAUAGUAAACACACACACACACACACACACAAGAGAGAGAGAGAGAGAGAGAGAGUUAAAUAGAACUUUGCACCUAACAUGAAGUUGCAUUAAACAUCACUGUAGUUUGGCCCUGACUUCUAAUUCUCCAGAAAUGUGUUAACUUUAUACAUGUUGUUUCUAGUGGUGGUGUUAAUUAUCCUACUUUUCCUCUAAGGAGCUCAAGGUAGCAUACAUAGUUCUCUUCCUCCCCAUUUUAUCCCCACAACAAUCCUGUGAUGUAGGUUGGGCUGAGAGUAAGUGACUGGCUCAAGAUCACCCAGUGAGCUUCAUGUCUAAGUGGGGAUUUGAACCCUGAUCUCCCAGCCCCAGUACUAAGAACUGCACCAUUUUGACUCUCUUAAAUUAUUCUGUCUUCUGUUGUCACCCAGAGAUUUAGUUGUUCUUAAAGCUUUAUCCCACAAAUUUAUUGGUGAAUCAAAUACAGGUUAUAGGUCUGUAUGACUACGUACUUUUAAAAAAACCAAAGCACCUCCAAGUCUCCGAAACCAGUGCUCUUCACAAUACCACAAGCUAUUUUACCUCCUGAUAAUAAAACCAAAGUGAGUUUUUAGCAGCUGCUAUCUCUUGAAGCAGUAAGGAUGUGUUAAAGCACUGGGGGGGGGGGGAGAAAAAGUCUCUGGUAUGUGAUGUUGUGAUCUCGAUACUGGAGUGAGAAGCUUGGACAUGAAGACGGGAUGUCAUGCUGUACUCUUUGUACCUGAAGGGACAUUGCGUCUCUCUAACACAGGGAUGGAUUCUCUGUAAUUGGUUUUGAAGUGGUCUGCCUGUCGCCCCCCCCCCCAGCUGCUUGCCACAGUCAUCGUGAUGACCCUUCUCUACUCCUGGUGAGUGUGAAGUUGAGCAUGAAGGGGAGAAAGCUGCUGCUCCAGGUUGGAGCUGGGAAAGUGGUUGGGGUCUCUUCCCCCUCAGUCACCUUCAACAAAGUCCCCCAUGGUAUUCUUGUGGAGAAGCUGGUAAAAUGUGGACUGGAUGAGGUAUCUGUUAGGUGAAUUUGUAGGUGGUUGACUGACAGAACCCAAAGAGUGCUUACUAACAGCUCCUUGUUAUCCUGGAAAAAAGUGACAAGUGGGGUGCCACAGGGCCUGUUGUUGUUCAACAUCUUUAUAGACUACUUGGACAAAAGGAAUUGAGGGGAUGUUGUAUUCUGCCUUGGUCAGAGCACACUUUCAGUAUAGUGGUACCUCGGGUUAAGAACUUAAUUUGUUCCGGAGGUCCAUUCUUAACCUGAAACUGUUCUUAACCUGAAGCACCACUUUAGCUAAUGGGGCCUCCUGCUGCUGCUGCUGCGCCGCCGCCGCACGAUUUCUGUUCUCAUCCUGAAGCAAAGUUCUUAACCCGAGCUACUAUUUCCUGGGUAAGUGGAGUCUGUAACCUGAAGCGUCUGUAACCCGAGGUACCACUGUACUGUGUCCAGUUCUGGGCGCUACAGUUUAAGAAGGAUAUUGACAAGCUGCAAUGUGUGCAGAGGAGGGCUACCAAGGUGAUCAAGGAUCUGGAAACUAAGCCUCAUGAGCCACAGUUGAGGGAACUGGGUUUGUUUAGCCUUCAUAAAGGACUGUCACAUGGAAGAUGGAACAGACUUGUUUUCUCUCCUGCUCCAGAGGCUAGGACUUGAACCAAUGGCUUCUAGUUACAGGAAAGAAGAUUCUGACUAAACAUCAGGAAGAACUUUCUGAAAGUAAGAGCUGUUCAACAGUGGAAAAUAUUCCCACAAGAGGUGGUGAACUCUCCUUUGGAGUUUUUAAGGCAGAGGUUGGAUGGUCAUCUGUUAUGUAUGAUCUAGUUGAGAUUUCUGCAUUGUGGGAAGGUUGAGCUAGAUAACCCUUGGGGUCCCAAUGCUACAGUUAUAUGAUUCUAUUAUUGUGGUCAGAUGUGUCACAAGAAGGCCUCUCCUCCUCCCAGAGGGGAGGGGUUGUGAGCGAGAGCAGCUUCCCGCGGGGGCAGUGAGGCGUGUACGGCUCCCUGCUCCUGAUUGCUUCUGCUGCCACGCCCAAGCCUCCCAGCCGACCAAUAGGGCCGGCUGGUGGGCGGGGCUAGCCACAUUUAAACAGCCGCGGCAGCGCUCAGCUCCCAGCCUGUUCCUGCUUUCUUCGGAUCUCCCUGCCUCCCUCCCUCCCUCUUAGGUCAGCUUCUUUUGUGUAUUGACCUUGCUAUGGAUUUCGUUUGGUUGCCUUGGUUGCCCAAGGGGCCUGGUAGGACUUUUUUCUCCAUUUGGCAAAUUGGCACCAGCCUCUUGGUUUUUUCGCCUGCCUCGUAGCAAUUCAUCACAACUUUCUGGUAUUGGCAGUUAGGCAUUGGAAUAUGUAUGCUGUGUUGGAGGAUUGGGUAUGUGCCAUCAUCUACCCCUCCUCUUCUGGGUAUUCCGCUAAAGGAAUCCGGCGGUCGUGGAUCCUGUCCGAUGCCUGGCUAGGGCCAUGGCACGACGUCAUGGGGGAGCUUCCAGUUGUAUUUGCAUCAACAAGCUCCUCCCACUGGUUGUUAACCCUGAUAUGACUCCUGUGGAGUCUUGUAUUGCUGUUUCAUCCAAUGCCUAAGCCAAUACAACUCACAUGCUGUAACCAAUAACAGUUGUGGCCUAAUUUUGCCCAUUAACCAAAAAUAAUGUGUCUCUAUGUCUUAUUAUACUCCUAUGCGGGUGGCGGGUCCUCGACUCACAACUGAUGGUUGUUGUCCGAGUUUGGUUAAAGGCUGGACACAGACGGACAAAUGGCAAGUUGCUUGGAGUAAAUGCUACUUGGAGUGUGCCAUGCCCAGUGACUCCUUCUCACUCUGCCUUGGUUGCCUAGUUCCGUUUCCAGAUGAUAUACAGGAAGACUUGUGUGAAUCUUUAUGGUUUAGAAACGUAUGCUGGGAUGGUGCAAUAGAAUUUUCCAUGCCAGAUCAGUUGACCCUAAUGGGGAGGGCACAAGUGCCACAUUGUGUUGGCUGUGAAGUAUUGAUGAGGCAGGGGCAAUGCAGAGAGAAACAAUAAAGGGGAGGAGCUUUUCUCUCCCAUAUCAACAGCUGGGCCUCCUUAGAGUUCUUCCUCCACCAAUGUUUUGUGCUACAACUCCCAUUAGACCCUGACAGUAUGUCUGUAUGAGAGAGUAGUUCCAGGGGAACUGUAAAACAAGAAAAUCCUUAAUAAAAUAUUAGAAAGAAAAAAAAAAUUCCAGGGGAAGACUGAUCUAGUUUAAGUCUCUUGCCUUGGUACCUAAGAAGUAGUCAUAGUUUCGUCUGCUAAGGAAGAUUAAUUUGGAGGUGCUAUUUAUUUCCUCCUUUCAGUUGACUUGUUUGGCUGCCUGGAUGCUUCUGAACAGUUUAUGCUUGAAAGCUGUUAUUUUCAUGUGGAAAAAGCUGUUUGUUCAGCAUACAUCCAGCCAAGGAAGGACUGUUAUUGUGUGGGUGUCUUUAAAAUCGACCCAAAGGAAAAUGGAAGCUGGGUAUCAUGUUUUGAAGUCCUGACAACUGAUGUAUAUUUUAGAAAGCAAUGUUUUGUAUGGGCUUUUUCUGCUUCUGGAAAAUGUAUUAAUAAAAUGAAGUAUUAAUAAAAUAAAAUGAGCAUGUUGACAAUAGAUCUGUGGAGUCAUUUUCCAGCUACAGAAACACCAGUGUCUUGGUGGAAAUAUUAGGGAGAGGCAUAAAGAUAGACUUGGAAUGGAAGAAAGUUUAAUUGGCUUCCCACACAGUGUUUAUCUGCAACCCCAUGAAAAUGGGUGAGUGCAUUGUCCCUGGAGCCAGGCUGACAGGCCUGGGGAACCUACUUGCCUCUUACAUGGGGCUCCCAGAAUGUUGCCCAUCAGGAAAUGUGGCCCUCUGGCUCAAAAAGUUUCCCCAUGCCCUGAUUUAAACUGAUGUAUUCUGAAGGUGGCCCCAAAGAAGGUGACAGUAUGAAUCAUAACAAAUUCUUAAGCAUAUGAGCCAAUAAAAUUACAGUUAAACCAAUUACAUUGCAAGUUCUGGCAGCAGACAGAGGGGCAGAUCCCUCUGUCCAACCAACCUUCGGGAAUAAAGAUCCAAAUACACCUCCCAAAAAUAGAUGCAUUCUUAAAUGGUAGCAACCCUCAAAAAUCCUCACUACCACUAAGAGAGCACCAAACUGAUCACGCAGCUUGAGGCAUGGCCACGGUGAAGGUGCUCUUCUAUGUUCUCACCAAAGGUGUCUCUGGCACUGUUGAAACAUGUAGUAGAGCCUCCCUGGCUGAUCUCGAAGGACGAGCAGGCUCAAGGAGGAGAUGGUGGGCCAGCAUGUAUCCUGGCUCUAUCUAAGGCCUUUAGCAUCGUUGGGGGGCGGCUACAGCUAUCCCACCUACUACCUCUGGAAGCCUUCCUGGUGAUGCCAAAGGGGGCACUGAUCAUUGGGGAUGCUGAACACUGUAAAUUUAAUCAGGCUAACUUGAUUCUUGGCUAAUUUGUCAUGGAUUUGAUAUCAGUAGCUGGAGCAUCUGGGAUGAAACUCUUCAAACCUCCUUGUUCUUUUUGCUACUGCCAGGAGGUGAAAUGUUGCUACGCUGAUUGUACUCAAAUGAUGUUCUUUUGUGUGCUGUUACCUUUGCUAUUAAGUUGCUGUUUUGUUGUUGCCAUUAUUUUUAUUUAUUUAAUUUCUAUACCGCCCUUCCUCUGAGGAUCACAGGGCAGUUUACAAUAUAAAAGCACAAAAAUGCACAACAUAGUAACAAACAACCCUUCCCCCACCACAGUAUUAAGAAAUUGUUUUUGCAGCUGCUGAUUUUGUGAUGCAGUGCUAUUCGCUUUGUUGUAAGCAGCUUAGAGCGCGGGUGCGGGUGCUUUUCUGUGUGUGGAAAGGCAGCAUACAAAAAUAAAGUGAUGAGUAAUGAUGACAAAGGCAGCAAGCGGGGCCUGCAACAGAUCGUAUGGAGUGCAGCUUCCUGCUUUGUGCCACUGGGUCAGGAGCUGCCUAAGACAGGGGUUGGGGGAAGAUAGAUUAUUUCUUGUUUUAACUUGUUUACCACUUGAUUGUAAUAAACCUUGUUGUUGUUUCUUAAGGCUUUGACUCAUUGUAUUUUUACAGAUUGCCACAUCCCUUCCUGGCAACUUUUGCCAAAUUUGCCUUCCUCUCCUCCAUGCCAUGGCAGUUGCUCCCUCCUUCCCUUCCCUGAACUGUGUAUAUUGUUGAGCCUGUAGAUAGGCCUGACCUGAAGGUGGGGAUUGGGGUAUGUUAGGCUAUAGUUCCAUUCCACCUUUAGAACAGAUGUUGUGAUGGCCUGGGAAUCUGAUUCAGAGGCUGAACCGGAGGAAUCCCAGCCUGCACAGGAAUCCCCGCCUCCAGGGCCGGCUGAACUGGGGCAGGGCCUUGAUACUGAAGCGCCUGCACCUGUGCCGGAUCUUGCCCCGUUUCUCGCUGUGGACCCCGCUUCGCCCGUGGAGGACUGUCUGCCGACCCUCGACAGUGAGGAGCCGGGCAAGGACAGGAACUCUGGGGGAACCGGACUGGGUGCUGGCCGAAACAGCUCUUCAACAACGUUGCUCCCGCAACCUGGGACCGGGCUGACUGGCCUUUAUCUUCUCUGAGGCCAGGGCGGUCCGGCCCCAGGAACCCGCCUCUCCUGGCCUUAGGUGAGCACUCCUCCUGGGAGAAACCAGUUCCCUCCGCCUCUCUGCCCUGAGCCUCUGCAGUUCAGGAGAGGCUGAAGGGUUACUGGACCCAGGGGGAGACUCACCUGUAGGCACUGAGUCCUCAACCACCUCUGGAGCCAGAGUGGAUUCACCUGGUGCCUGCUCCUGAGGAUCCGGCACAGGUGCAGGCGCUUCAGAAUCAAGGCCCUGCCCCAGUUCAGCCGGCCCUGGAGGCGGGGACUCCUUUGUAGGCUGGUAUUCCUCUGGUUCAGCCUCUGAAUCGGAUUUCCAGGCCAUCACAGAUGUGUGGAUUGUUGAACGUCAUAUGUCUGUUUACUUCCAGCACAGUCUGCUGGGAACUUCCGUUGUAUAUUGCUUUUGCUAUACUGCUGUUUGCUUGGACACGAAGGGAAGCAGACAUGUUUUUCCCUUGUUCCUGAUGCUGAAUAAACGCCUGUAAAUAUGCUUACAUAUGCUUCUGUCCGCCACUUCUGUUGUGAAAAGUUAUUCACUCUGCUGAUUAGAGCGUGCUCAGUCUCUGAAGGCUUCUGAGGCUCGAGUCGCUGAUAGAUGCUGUUCCGAGAACCGGAGUUCGCCCGGCUGCCGGCCGGUGGCUGGAGCCAGCUGGGGGCCUGCCAAAUGCCCCCGUCUCCCCGGACGCAUCCCAACAGGGUAAUGGUGGCUGAUGUCAGAGGGGCGUUGCAUUUCCUAGCGGGAAGCAGAGUUUGGGCGUCCUCCUCUCUCAUGAAUGGUUGCAGGUUUCCCAAAUGCCUCUCCCCUUCUUCCUUUCAGCUUUCCAAUGGUUCCUGGGAGGUUGGGCUUGAUGCAAAAAUCUUCAUUGAAAUGUAGGCUGGGAUUAUGCCGUGAGCUAGAUUUCGUUAGCAUAUCGUGCCUCUUUCCCCUCAAAAUCUGUAUGUCUUGACCACUCAAUUUCUGCGUUUGAUCUGAACAAUGUCUAGCUAACGCUCCGAGGUGGCCUUGACACUGAAUGUAGAUGACAUUAGCAUCUGGGUGUUUUUCUUUGUAGUUGAGUGUAGUAAGCCCUGCUGCAUACUUGGCAGGAUUGAGAGUGGACAAGGAUUAUGAACAGUGAGAGUAUGUAGGCUGCUGGGGCCUCUUCUGAAGUGUUGUGUUCACCUCUGGUACAGCCACAUCUGAAACAGCUGUGGUGCAUCAAUCGUGGUGAGUCUCUGGCUGGCUGUGGUGAUUUGAACUGGUGGUUUCUAUUAGUCUGCACAUGACAACAGCUCUUCAGUAAGAAGUUCUUAUUUCAGUUGGAGGAGAUGUGUAGGGGGUGCUGUAAGGCAAGUGUGGGCGUUCCUGCCUGUUGGCACUUUGAGAAGGUAGCUUCCAUCCAGGAUAGGCUGCAGGUCCCUUAAGAGUACAUAGGAAGCAACCUCAUUACAGAGCCAAACCAUUUAUCUGUCUAGCUCAAUAACAUCUAGCAGUGCCUCCCCAGGUUUUAGCGCUACCUGGAAAUAUCAGGGAUUGAACCUGGGAUUUUAUGUGUGCAAGGUAGAUGCUCUGCCACUGAACUAUGGUCCUUCCCUUAGCAGUAGAACCUCCAUGUUGUGAGCUAUAGAUGAUAGUGGAAAUGAUGCCAUUGUGUUGCCCUGGGGAGGUUGAUAUGCAUGGAAAUCCACCAUAGCAUUGGAGAACUGUAGAGUUGGAAGGGGCCUCAAGCAUCAUCUAGCCCAACUGCCUGCAAUGCAGGAAUUACAGUUAAAGAAUCCCUAACAGACGACCACCCAACCAGUGUUUAUACUGCAAACCUCCAAGGAAGGAGAGUCCACCACCUUCCAAGGGAGCCAAUUUCACUGUCAAACAGCUCUUAACACCAGAAAGUUCUUCCUAAUGUUUUUUGUCGGAAUCUCCUUGUAAUUUGAAUCCAUUGGUUCAGGGCCUAUAAUCUGGAGCACCAUGGAUUGAGCUAUCUGCUAACAUGGAUAAAAGACUGGUAUUGGCAGAAUUGAGGAUGUCCAAUUUUGGGUUUCUUUGUUGCUGGUCAAAGCAAUGGAAAAAGCAAUGGGAAGAUGCUCAAUAAAAUCUCCAGGGCGGCUCAUCAGGGGGAAAGAAAACUCUGGCAGAGAUUGUGAGUUACCAGCUUAAUGGCAUAUGCACCUCGUUUGGUGCCCUUCAGAUGUAGUUAGACUAUGUCCCACAACCUCUCACCAUUGGUCUCCCCUUUCCUGGGGCUGAUGGGAGGUGCAGUUCAAACAUUUGGAGGGCACCAGGUUGGGGAAGGCUGGUAUAAACAAGACUACUGUACUGGGUUCCUGGUUCUUGCUGAGAGAUGAUGCUUCCAUCACAUCUUGUGCAGCAGGUUGUUAUAAACAUGGUGCACUGUAGGAAUGUUGAUUGAUUGUGGUUUGGGUAUAAAAGUUGUGGCUUGUGGAGUGAAAUUAAUCAGUGUCCUUUCACUGUGAUGUUGUAUGAGUUUUGUUCCGCGGUAAUAUCAACCAGAGAAGUGCUAGGGGUUAUUCUGCUGUGGAAGACCAAGCUUUUCCUCUAUGUGUAGAAAUCAGUUGCUGUCUGCUCCUUUCAUCAGCAAUGAAGCUGAGAAAGGAGGAAUGCUUGUUCAAGACCACCCAGUGAGUCUCUGGCAGAACCUUCCAAGUCCAUGAUGCCUGAGGUCCUGUCCACCUGUCCUUUACCGUACACCAUCCUCCCCUAACCUGGUGCCCUACAGAUGUUUUGAUUAAAAACUUUGCCCUUCAGACUUUCUCUCUUUCUCUUUCCUGGCAUGGCUUUGUGAUUCAGUUGCAGGGGCUCUGCAGAAUUGCCCACCUUCAGAGAAUGCUACCCAUUGCAUUGCUGCAUGAGUCAUUGUUUUAGAUGGCCAGGACUUCCAGGAGGCACACCCAGAACAGUGACUCAUGCAGAAAUAAUAUAGGGCAAACUACACUGAGCAGAGGUGGAUUCUUGUGCUCACAUUCUCUAAAAACAAUUCCUCUCCAGUGCGAGAGUUCCUCCAGUUUUAAUUCAAGGAUGAAAAUUAUCUUGGUUGCCUAGAUAGCCAUAUCUCCUUCCAGAGCGCUUGGAUUGAUUUUCUGCAUGGCUCUCCAAGGUCAGGGCUGCUUAAUUUCAACAGCAAAAUUGCUUGCCCUCAGAUUUCAGACAAUCCUCUAAAAUUGCUAGCUGAACUUUUGCACAUCUUGUGUCCGCAGGUGGGUUUGCUAUUGUUUUUCUGGUGAGAACCAGCAAUGGAAUGAAAUGUGCCCUCAAACGAAUGUAUGUCAACAAUGAACACGACCUACAAGUCUGCAAACGGGAAAUUCAGAUCAUGGUAAGCCAAUGCAGGACUCAAAACUCUGGGAGUUCUUGCAGAAUGUUUCGGAUAGAUACUAUUGCAUGGAUUGGAAAGUUGGGCCCUCCUGUUUGACAGAUCUAGGAGGGAAAGAAAACCACUCCUGUUAGCACGGCUACAAAGCCAGCUGUUGUUUUAAAAAUGUGCUUCUUUAAACUGAGUAAUGUGAGUGAGGGUGGGAAGUUCAGGUAUCGGAGCUUGGCCAGGAUAUUCUAGAAAUACAGAACAACCAAAAAUCAUGUAGCAGAAGUGAAUUUGAAUUUGAAAAGUUGUUGGAUACCCAGAGAAUGAGGAGAAGCAAAGUAAAAGGAAGAGAGUGAUAAGUGUCACUGGCAUAAUAUGUGCAGGUAGCUUAAUUCUGUUUCGAAGUUUGUUUACUUAGAUGUAGAUUUUUCUGGUUGUGACUUGCAGUGAACAUUACCUCUUCUCUUACUUUUUCCAGAGGGACCUUGUGGGACACAAGAACAUUGUUGGAUAUAUUGACUCCAGUAUAAACUCUGUGAGCAGUGGGGAUGUCUGGGAAGUCUUGAUCCUCAUGGAUUUUUGCCGAGGUGUGUACUAGUUCAGUGGAGCCAUGUUUACAAACCUGUAUGGUAUGACUCCUGUUCUCAGAAGGCCGGCACGAUGUCCAGAUAUUCAAAGGUUUGUCUAGAUCGGAGUGCUGUUCAAAUGCAAGAAGGUGCAAUGGAAAAAGAUUCUUGCCUUAAAAAUAAGUUCACAAACAAUACUAGCCCACAAGAUUUACCCCACCUUGCAACUAGGCAAGCAGUCAUUACCAAGCCAUGCUUAGAAGAGAACCUUGGAGGCUCAUCACAACUCACCUCAAGGAACAAGCAAGCUCACUGGAUUAUUUUCCAUCUCAGAUUGAAAUAGGGAUUUGGAGAAUAAUUUUUAGCCCUUCCCUAUUCAAUGUGUUAGAGCUGUGUUGCCCCAUUAUGUUACGCAGGAGGAAAGUCACGACUGCAGGCAUAGUUCUGCAUAGGGUGCUGGGAUUCUAGGGCAAAGCUUUUGGGUCAUGCGGCUGAAACCUCUUGAGGCACCAAACGUUUCUUAGAAGCAGCUGUGUUCAUUUGCAGAGAUGGGAGCAUUCACACUCCCUCUGAGCUUAGAGAGAGGACCAUAGCUCAGCAAUAGAGCAUUUCCUGUGUAUGCAAAAAAAGCCCUAGGUUCAAUCCUGGCACCACCAGAUAGGGUUGGGAAAAGAAUCCUGGAGAACCCCUGCCAGUCAGCGUAGGCAGCAAUGAGCUAGGUGAACCCGUGCUCUGACUUAGUAUAAGGCCGGGGCUCUUCGUUCCAUAAACUCACCCCCAGUGAUCCUACCCUGCAAAAAGCAUUAUUCAGAAUAGCAGUUUACAUGACCCGCUAAGGAAAAUGACACAAUAAAAUUCAAAACAGCACACUUACUCAAAAUCCAAUUCAAGCAUUUCAUUUAGUUAAUUCAAAAUAGAUGAAUCUGAUCCGCUGAUACUAGGUAUUGCCUGAAAAAGAUCUUUAUGCAUAAAACAUUUAUAUAUAACUACUUAUUAAACUGGGACGCGGGUGGCGCUGUGGGUAAAACCUCAGCACCUAGGACUUGCCGAUCACAUGGUCGGCGGUUCGAAUCCCCGAGGCGGGGUGAGCUCCCGUCGUUCGGUCCCAGCUCCUGCCCACCUAGCAGUUCAAAAGCACUCUUAAGUGCAAGUAGAUAAAUAGGUACCGCUUUAUAGCGGGAAGGUAAGCGGCGUUUCCGUGUGCUGCUCUGGUGCCGGUUCGCCAGAGCAGCUUCGUCACGCUGGCCACGUGACCCGGAAGUGUCUGCGGACAGCGCUGGCUCCCGGCCUCUAGAGUGAGAUGAGCGCACAACCCUAGAGUCUGUCAAGACUGGCCCGUAUGGGCAGGGGUACCUUUACCUUACUUACUAAACAUGCACAAACCUUCACCUACCACAGAUGUGUGGCAACUAAUUUAUAAGGCAAUUGAUAGCUGCUAGCCAGUUAUUAGGGACAUGGGUGCUGCUGUGGUGUAAACAGAAGCGGCUUAGUCAUGCUGUCCACAUGACCCGGAAAAACUAUCUGCGGACAAACAUCAGCUCCCUCGGCUUAUAGAGCGAGAUGAGUGCCGCAACCCCAGAGCUGUUCGCGACUGGACUUAACUGUCGGGGGUCCUUUACGUUUUUUUACCCAGUUAUUGGUAUAUUGUGACAACGCAGAAUUGUAAAUACAAGCAAGCGUGACCAAAGGAAAUAGAUUUGAAAAUAUAAGAGUAGUAUAACUUUAAAAACGAAAUGAAUGAAUGAAUGAAUUGCUCUAGGCUCUAGCAUUGUCAGUUGUACAUAAGAGAGCAACAUGUUUGAAGGAGCCCAUCUCUAGUGCCUCCUGCCACCCCCUUGCUUCUUAGCCCGCCCCCCAGUAGUCCCACUGCUCCCCAAGGGGUGGUACCACCCAGUUUGGGAACCACUGGCACAGGGCACCUUCUGAUACCCUGUGCCAACAUGCUGCCAUGUUUCCUUGCGUGCCUUGUGGUUAGUAAAGCCUCUUAGAAAGCUCAGUGUCUCACCACUGAUAUUGGCUCUCCCUCUCUCUUACUCUGCCUUUGCUCUUUCCAGGAGGCCAAGUGGUGAACCUCAUGAAUCAGCGCUUGCAGACAGGCUUCACGGAAAGCGAAGUCCUGCAGAUCUUCUGUGACACCUGCGAAGCCGUGGCCAGGCUGCACCAGUGCAAAUCGCCCAUCGUCCACAGGGAUUUGAAGGUAACUUACAGUGUCCUUGUAGAGAUGCUUGGCGUGUGGAUAGUAUUCUGGUGCCCAGAGACUCUCCUCGAUAUUAAAGCAGUGAUAGGUCCUCAUGACUGGGUGUGUUACAGGCAGUUCCUUUUCACUACCUUGCUGAUAUUGGAAAACAAGAGUUUUGUGCACAGGUAUCACUCACAUUAGGGGCCGCGGGUGCCGCUGUGGGUUAAACCACAGAGCCUAGGACUUGCCGAUCUGAAGGUCGGCGGUUCGAAUCCCCGUGACAGAGUGAGCUCCCGUUGCUCGGUCCCUGCUCCUGCCAACCUAGCAGUUCGAAAGCACGUCAAAAGUGCAAGUAGAUAAAUAGGUACCACUCCGGCGGGAAGGUAAGCGGCGUUUCCGUGCGCUGCUCUGGUUUGCCAGAAGUGGCUUAGUCAUGCUGGCCACAUGACCUGGAAGCUGUACUCCAGCUCCCUCGGCCAAUAAAGUGAGAUGAGUGCCGCAACCCCAGAGUCGGUCACGACUGGACCUAAUGGUCAGGGGUCCCUUUACCUUUACCUAUCACUCACGUUUGAGCUGUUAGGUUUUUUGCACCACCAGUUUCUGACUAACCUUGAGCUGUCGUCAGUGGGCAGUUGGUGGAACCCCACUUGGUAGGUAUUGUCUUGCCUCUCACUGACUGCUUAUAGCAGCCAUCCCCAACCUGGUGCUCCCCAGAUGUUUUGGGGGCGCGUGUUUGACUUUAUCACAUUUAUUACACAGUGUUUAAGGCUCUCUUCCAAGUUGUGUGAGCACUCAAAGUAAUCAACAGUACAAUUACAGAAAAGUGGUGUGCAUGGAUUUGUGCGCUUAGAAAUCUUUACGGUGGGGGCUGACCCUGUGUCCCCAGCCUCUCAAAUCAGGGGAUCAUAAUCUCUUUCAGGGCAUUUAAGUGAUGUCAAAGGUUCUGCUUAUCUGAGUUUCUCAGUGAAAUAUAUUUGUUUCUCUUAAGGCAAGGCCAGAGGAUCUGGUGCCAUUCCAGAUGCUCCCAUCAUCCUGAUCAUUCACCUUGUUGGCUGGGUCUGAUGUGAUUGUAAUCCAAAACAUAUGGAGGGACACAGGUUUCCUGCCUUUGCUCUUGGGAAACGAUUUCUCAAAAUCAGAAUUUCUCAAAAUCAGAAUUUCUCAAAUUUCCCACCAAGCAAAUGAGGAGUACCCAAGAUGAAUGUAGAAACAAUCAUUUAUUACUAUGAAUGUGUUGAAUAGUUGCUGUUGUGUGCCUUGGCAUCAGUUCCAUUUAUUGUUUUUAGGAAGAGGGGAUUUGUAGCUUUGUGAGAACAUAAAAAUAAAUGCUGGAACAUCUGUAGAACAUUACGGAGGUAAUCCUUUGUGUGCAGUGGGAUAUGUAGGGAGUCACAUUUGCAAUGCUCUGCCAGAAUCUUACACCCACUGUAAAAUUCCUAAAUAGUCCACAGCAGCCUUUCCCAACCUGAGGCCAUCCAGAUGUUUUGGAUUACAGCUCCCAUCAGACACAGCCAGCACCACUGUAUGGUGGAAGCAUGGGGGAGAGGGCUGAUGGAAGCUGUAUUUCAAAACCUUUGGAGGACCACAGGUUGGGAAAGGCUGGUCUAGGAAGUCUCAGGUGACCUUCUCCAUUGGCGAUAUCUCAGUCACCACGGGAAAAGUCUUCAGGGAGGAAAACCAAGUAGGACUUGAUGGCUAGGGGAUUGUGGCUUUCAGAAGUCAGGGGCACUUUCCACAGUUGCCACCACUGCUCCCAAGUUCACGUUUCCGGUUCCUGCUGGUGGAAAGAGAAAUGUUUAUGCAAAGGAAUUAUGUUUCUCCUUUAUCCUGGUAUGCACACCUUUUCUUUCCAGGUGGAAAAUAUCCUCCUGCACGAUCGUGGCCAUUAUGUGCUGUGUGACUUUGGAAGUGCCACCAACAAAUUCCAGAACCCUCAGCUUGAAGGAGUGAAUGCAGUGGAGGAAGAAAUCAAGAAGUGAGUGAGGGAUGGUUUAGUGGGCCUCUCCUGUCUCUGGCUUGGGGCUGCUUUUGCAUGAAAAGCUUCAUAGCUGGUUGACUAUGCAAAAGAGAGAAAAAGAGCAGCCUGUUUCUGUGCUUUUGGAACAUUUGUUUAAAUCUUAAUAAUUGUGGUUUCAAAACUAGAAGAGGGUUAUUAAUUACCUGGGCUGCUUCUAACCUUUACCCUGACACUUGAAGUGGUAUGUUUUUAGGGCCCAACUUAUUUUUAUGAUUGUAAGUUGUUUUAAAUUAUUUUAACUAUUGUUUUUAAUGCUAUAACCCACCCUAGAACCUUAGGGUGAAGAGCAGAACACAAACAAACGAAUUAUAAAUUUAUUGGCUUUCAACAGCAGCUUUUUGUGGUAGUCUGUGAUGCGAUCUUGAAAUCUCUUUAUUUCUGACUGCCCUGAGCUGCUGUCAGUUCUAGAUCUAGAAUUCAUUCAAGGAAGAGUAAACGUUGAUGUGAGUUGUAGAGGAAACACCACAUAGUUUAUAAAACCAUUUUGACUUAUCCGGCUACCCUGUGAGUUUUGGUUUCCUUGUAGGUACACCACACUAUCCUACAGAGCACCAGAAAUGGUCAACCUCUAUAGCGGCAAGCUGAUUACUACAAGAGCAGACAUCUGGGUAUGUAGAAGGUUCUGUGAAGUUACUUGCCUGCAUGUGGCUUUCUAGAAAUUGUACUGAGAAAUCUCUUGCCCUGGUUGCCCGUCCUUCUCUGUGGUCUUCUGUCUGCCAUGGUUCCCAGUCCCUUACACCUGCCCCUUCACUCGGUGGUGAUCCUGCACGUUUUGCCACUGAGGCAAAGCAAGAAAGUGCCACUCCUUCCCCACCAAUGCUACCCUUACAUUCUGCUGCCUUCUUCUCCCUCACCCACAACAAUGACAGUCAGAAAAAGGGGAGUAAAAGGAGGCUAUUGGGAAGAGAUGGCAGUGGCAGUGGGCAGCGGUGUUAGUGGUGUCAGCAAAGGCAGCAGGUGGCGUGCUCUUUAUGGGUCCAACUCUGCCACCACUCCCAACUGUCCGGUGCCUGCCACGCUGAGGCAAUUGCUUCACCCUGCCUCACGGCCAGGCCGGGCCUGCUUCCACUAUAGCAUGGCCGGCUGGAAGCUUGCAGGUCAGUCACUCUCUUGCCUUCCUCAAGGAUAGAAAUGGAAUCAAAGUGGCUCUUUUACAACCCAAAUUCCCUCCCUCUUUUGAUCUACACAAGCCUUUGACAUCUCAGGGCAGCAAACUUUCCAUUUUGGGCAACCCUUUGGUUACGUGGGGUAUAUUUAGCCGUGCAAUGAGGCAUACUUAGCAGCAUGUUUUAUUAAUGUGGUUUUAUAUAUACAUUUGUUUUUAAAUAUUUAAUUAGCAGUGAAUUUACAUUGCAAUUUUGAUUUGUUCUUGUGCCCUGGUUCCCCCACCCCCUUUUCAUCUUUAGAAGUUGUAACCCGCCCCAGAGCCCUUGUGAAUAGCAUGGGGCUUAAUAAAUCAAAAUGAGCAAUUGGAGAUUAUUCCAAGAGGCUGCUUCCUGAGUUGCAUUUCAGAAGAAAGGACUAGAUGCACUAAGGGCCUGAUCAGCCACUGUGCUAAAGGCAGAACUCUCAGCCCAGUACAGAUCUCAGGCCCACCACCCGGGUCUCCUCCCCACACCCCACCCAAUCUAUUCUUGCAGACAAAACCAAUAAGUGAACUGGACCAUAUUGCAUUUAUUUGAGUAACUUGUUUGCCUGGAAAGACUAGAGUGGGCGGAGGGCUGCCUCUGUGAGAGUUGCAUACUUUAUCCUGUGAAACAGCUGGAUUUCCCAUUUUUUUGGUUUCAUUCAUGAGGUUUGCUUCAUCAUCUGCUCCUGUAGUUAAUAUUCUAGACAAAGUUUUAGCAGGUUUAUUUCUCUUUUCCAAAACAUGUAUAUUCCUUGCAAAAGCAUGCUGAUCUGAUUUAACUGCUUCCCACACCACCACAACAAUAAUAAUAAUUGCAUUUUACAUUGGUGGGUGGGCCAGACCCUGCCUUUUCUAAAUCUCUGGGUUUCAUAAAUGAUGACUGGGGAUAAUGGGGGUUGUAGUCCAAAACAUCUGAAGGGCACUUGGUUGGAGAUGGCUGCACUAUACCUUUUUCUUUCUGUAUUCACUUCCCAGUAACUAGGAUGUGAUCAGCAUAAAUUCUGCUUCUGAGCUCUUUUUACAUCACUAGUGACUUCGGAAACAAAAAAAUUAAUCAGUUCUCAUAACUGCUUAAGGCAGUCCACUGCAGCCUUUUUGCAUGGGUGUGGGUAGGUGGAAGUGACAUCAAAUAUUAUUCCUUUGUUUUCUAAUUGUGCUAGAACAUCCUUUCGUCGGGGUGCAAAAAUAGCACUUAGUUUUUUUUUUUAAUAAUUGAUUGUUCAUUGCUCUGUUGCCAUCUCUUGCCAAAAAUAUUUUCUUCUGUUACUGAUUUCUCCAGUUCUUUGAUAACCCAUAGAUAACUAAUUAUUGAUGUUUUUUCUUUUUAUCAAUAAAAAAACCCAAUAGCAUAUAAAUCUACACAAGUUAGAGAAACUGCAUUCAGAAAGCAGACUCCUGAGCAUAAACAAGUCAUAGCCUUCAAAUAAGCAGAUGGAUGGAGGGGGGCAUCUGGAUGCAUGGAUGUAAUGUUCGUAUCUUGCAGUCAUGCAUUUAAAAUUCCAAGACGUACAGUGGUGCCUCGCAAGACGAAAUUAAUCCGUUCCGCGAGUGUCUUCGUCUAGCGGUUUUUUCGUCUUGCGAAGCAACCCUAUUAGCAGAUUAGCGGAUUAGCGCUAUUAGCGGUUUAGCGGCUAUUAAAGGCUUAGCGGCUUAGCUGCUAAAAGGCUAUUAGCGGCUUAGAAAAAGGGGGGGGGAGCGAAAAAAAUCUCAAGACUCGCAAGACAUUUUCGUCUUGCGAAGCAAGCCCAUAGGGAAAUUCGUCCUGCGAAGCAACUCAAAAACGGAAAACCCUUUCGUCUAGCGGGUUUUCCGUCUUGCGAGGCAUUCGUCUUGCGGGGCACCACUGUACUGUGCUGAGAAUUUCACCUCCAUUCUUUAAUCUCAAACCAAACAUGUAGAGCAGGCAUGGCCAAACUUGGCCCUCCAGAUGUUUGGGACUACAAUUCCGGUCAUCCCUGACCACUGGUCAUGUUAGCUAGGGAUGAUGGGAGUUAUGGUCCCAAAACAUCUGGAGGGCCAAGUUUGGCCAUGCCUGAUGUAGAGGUUCCUUGAAGCACAAUACAAGCACUUGACUGAGACCCCCCCCCCCCGUGAAAGGACUUUGAGAUGAUUCUUUACCCGCUAUCAUGUUUUUCUUUCAGAGACAACUUGUAUCCUACUUCUGUAUUCUAUUUUCGCAUAUCUUGAAUACUGCUUUUCACUUCUUUAAAAAUUGACACAGAAUUUAAGACCCAUAUCUUAUGUGCAAAUGCUGCUUUUGAAGAACUAAACUAAAUGCCUUACUCCAAAGUAGGUAACAGAGAUCAUUACCUGCAGAUAGUAGAAAAUGAUGGUUGUUGGGAUUAGACUUGCUCUCCUCAUCUAGGGUCCGUGGGCUGCUAGCUUCCGAGAGUUUUCUUCUUGCAAAACCACACACACACACAGAGGCAGGGACUGUUUCAAACACACCAAACAACGGUCUCUGUGUGAGGAGGAAUUGGUUGCCCUUCCUUCCCGCCAUCUGCUUAAGCCAGUAUUCCCCAACCUGGUGCCCUCCAGAUGUUUUGGACUAUCCUAAAACAUCUGGAGUGCACCAGGAUAGUGAACACUGGCCUAGAGAAAUGUGUUGUGUAGACACUUCACACUGAGGCCUUUUUGUGAUGCUUUCUUCUUUGAAAAGGAAUCACACCAAUGAGAUGUAUGUGUUUGGCCAUGUGGAUGGUGUGAGCUGCACAAGGGUCAGAACUUGGCCGGCAGUGUCUGGCGAUUAGUUUAAUUCAGAGUGCUCUGUUUUGGAGAAUUGAGGCAGCUGCCAAUUUUUUAUAAGCUUUGAAUUGCAAAUUUUGAUAUUACACAUCUCUUCCAGUUCAGAAACAGCAAUCUCGGUUCACCAGAGGCGAACUUGGAACAAUUACUAGCAGAGCCAGCAAUUCCUACAUUCCUAGCUUCAAAUCAGGCUGUUUUUUUGCUGACCUGAAAUCUGAUGCAGGUCAUGUCAGCAAGAGAGGUUUGCUUUCUGUUGUUGCAACUAGAAUCCAGCAAGGCCUUACAUGACAACAGAGGUAACCUGGUCUCCGUUCCUACAGCACACUAAAGAAUUCUUCGUCUUCUUUCAGGCCAUGGGCUGUUUGCUGUACAAACUCUGUUAUUUUACUUUGCCAUUUGGUGAGAGCCAAGUAGCAAUUUGCGACGGAAACUUCACCAUUCCUGACAACUCGCGCUACUCUCACGACAUGCACUGCCUCAUACGUGAGUAUCUAUUUGGGAAUACAGCUCAACUCUGGUUUUGAAAAGCUAACUAGCAUGAAACUGCUUCUACCUCCUGCCAGGUGUUUGGGUAUGGAACCCAGAAUACUUCUGUUUAUAAGGACAAAGGUUUUGGGCACAAGUCUAGGAGAUUUAUUUUGGUGCCCACUUCAUCAGAUGUUCUUAUAUUGAUUCAUCUCUCCCCCCACUGUUGCCUCUACCACAACUGCCAUCAGUUGUAGUUGUAGAUGGAAGUUGUAGCCCAAAACAUUUGGAGGACACCAGUCUGGGAAAUGCUAAAGGGGCAGGGGUUAACUGAAUAAACAGUUUUGAGGGUUUUUGUGGGGAGUAAGUUCUGUUCCAUAUGCAUCAAACUCAAGGCUUUUGCACCCCUACCCUGUGAUGGAAAGUAAAGGAGUGCCACUAGCAAAGUAAUUAUCCAAUUAGAAGCUGGAGCUGUCAAGAUGUGAAACUGUACCUGCUCCUCCUACCGUCCCCCUCUUCUCUGCCAGGUGUUUUCCCUUUAUGGAGAGCUUGGAGGAGAUUAUAGCAAUGUACCAAACAGUUCCCAUCUUAGAAGGUCUUCCAAGACUCCAAAGCCAUUAAGUAAGACCACUUUGAAUCCUCUUAGAGAGGAGAAGCAGGCAAGCCCACCGGUCACUAAGGCUCCUUCUAGUAGUAGUAGACUAUGUUUUGCUGUGGUGUCCGAACCAGGCUAAUAAGCAGUGUGGGAUGUCCUUGGGUUUUGGAAGCUAUGCAAGUCCCUGUGGGCUGAGUUUUCCAGCAUCCAUAUCCUGAAAGUGAUACUGGGUAAGACUUGUUCUUGUCCCUCCUAUGCCAUACCUAAAUGCCACACCAUCGAAGCCUAAUAGGUCUUCUGUUUCUUAGGGUAUAUGCUGGAACCAGACCCUGACAAGAGACCUGAAAUUUACCAGGUCUCCUAUUUUGCAUUCAAGCUCGCUAAGAGGGAAUGUCCGGUCCAGAAUGUACAGGUGAGUGAUGCCUGAUCCCUCUUUGCAAAAUACCAUACAAGAAUCCGUAAAAUAAUCCCACAAGUUCUUUAGUCCUCCUCUUCCUCCAGGACUAUUUUUGGGCCUGCAAAAGUCAUGGAGUAAUUUAUUGAGAGGUUGCCAGGAAACAACAAAAGACAACACAAAAGGGAGGGAAACCACCACAAUUUAGCUUAGUUUAUGGGGAAGUGUGUUUUCUCUGUACAGUAUGAUUGCAUCUUAUGUCGGGAGUUCAGUUCCAAGGGUUCUGUGUAUACACAAAAGUCACAUAUACCCAAAGCCUUGGUAUUUCCGCAUGACUAGUGGGUGAGAGAGUGAGUAUGCCUCGCACUCCCAAAACCCACACGCCGAGGAGGCCUUGCCCAGCAAACAAGGUGGGAAUUUAAAAGCGUUUUUGUGCCAUGUCCACUUGGGUUACCUGGCACAAAAGAGCUUUUAAACUCUCUGCCCUGCCUGCUGGGUAGGACCCUGGAAGGCUAGGAAUGCUCAGGUGAGAUCUUGCAAGAACUCUGACAGCCCUGCAAGAUCUUGGCAAGGGCAUCCCAGAACCAGUGUGCUAAGCGGGCCAUGCCUGGUAAGCAAGGCAGAGAGCUUAAAGCUCUAUCUGUACUGGGGAACCCCAAGUGGGCCCAGUGCAAAAAUGGCUUUUAUGCUCUCUGCCUUGCUCGGGUUUAAGCUGCACAGUUUUCGCCAGUCCUUCUUCAACCAUGUUUGGUUAAAAUCAUACAAAUUAAAUGCCUUCUGUACAGCCAAAGCACACUUUUCUCAUGAACUGUAGUGAAUUUGUAUGGUUCUUUACUUAAGAAUACACUGGUGGUAGUAGCAGUUUUUGUCCUUUUAGUGUUACAUCGCUACUGCUAUUUUAUUUUCAGAUGUGUUUUGUUUCAUAUUACAGCCUUAUAGUUUCAAUAUUUUGCAUGUAAAUACAUUGUGACCUGCUCUGGAAUGGGCAGCCCUGUAAGGCAGGCUAUAAAUAAAUGCAGUUGACCAUCAUAAACAUUUGCCUGACUACAAUUAUAGAAAUAAAUAGACAUCAUGUAAUUUCUGUGCUAAUAUUGCCAGGGUUUCGUAUUUUAAUUCUGUCUGGCUUGGGAUUGUUAAGUGGAAAAGUCCCUGGUGCUGUUUCUCCUCUUUCAUCCCAAGGAUUUAUUAAGUAUCUUAAUAAAUUUUACCUGCCCAUGAAGUGAAGCCUAGGAGAGCUUUAGGUUUCCCCAUUCAGUUUGCCUCUUGCUCUCCGUUGCCUCUGACAGCCCUCCGUCAUUUUCUGCUCUCUGUGUGGGUUUCCAUUUGCAGAACUCUCCGAUCCCUGCCAAACUCCCAGAGCCAGUGAAAGCGAGUGAAGCUGCUGCUAAGAAGAGCCAGCCAAAAGCCAGGUGAGGAUUCCUGACUCUUCCAUGGACCAUGGCAAAAGACUGCAAAAGGCUAGCAGGGCUGCUUAAGAGAGUUAAGCAUUCUGGAGAGCUGGGGCCAUUUCAUACUGCAGUGCUGGAACUUGAGUUCAAAAAUCAGUCAGUCAAAAUCACUAAUAGGUAUAUAGCACUUACUGUAAUAGGCAAAAUCCCUGUACAGUUUACAUGAACUUGGGAAGAUAAUUUUAUAAAGGAAAAGGAUAAUGUAUAUACAACAUUUAGAACCAGAACUUCAAAGAAACACAUCAGUGAAAACAGAAGCCACCUGUAAAACUUUUGGUUAAAAUCAAUAAAUAAUAGAACCAAAUGAAGGAGACCAUUAUGUCAUAUGUGUUUAAACAUGUUUCUUAAUCAUGAAAUGCAUAGUUAAAUAGGCAUUUUAUCUCAAUGAACGCAUUUUGAAACAUAACUUAAUCAGAAGGUUAGUUAUGUUCCAAUCUGUAUGUUCAUCCAGGGUGUGUGCAUUAAGCCAGUUAAAAAUGUGAAUGAAAUCUUUCUCCAUCCUUAAUUAGUAGUUCCACUCUCAGAAGUGAUUAAUGACAUUUUGACUACGGGGAAGCUUCUAGAAUCUUGGAGUGAAACAAAUAAAAGACCACACCUGAGUUCAUAUACACCUGCCUCAACGUUAAACGUAUUUAUUCUUUUCCAAGUUUCGUAAAAUACAAAUUUGAGAAAAGAGCACAGUGUAGAAAUACAAAUGCAAGAACAUCCACAUGUUCCAUUUAUCCAGUGUAAAAAAGAAGAACUAGGCAUAUAUUAUCCUGCAUUUAAAUAACCAUUUAUUGUUUUGUGUCUGUUUUUGCUCAGUGUGGUGUAGUUAAUACAUUUUACCUACCCAUGAAGUGGGUAGAAUGUCGACUAGGACCUGGGAGACCAGGGUUCAAAUCCCCACUGGCCACGAAGCUCUCUGGGUGGAUGACCUUAGACCAGCCACUGCCUCUUAGCCUAACAUACCUCACAGGGUUGUUGUGGGGAUUAAACAAAGAGGAGGAGAACAAUGUAAACCACCUUGAGAGUUUUCUUUAACUAUUUAAAAAUUGAUCAUUUAAACAAACAAACUUUUCUAUAUAUGAAGUGGAAUUGGGGCGAUUUCCUCAUAGCCUCCCCCCUGCCCAAGUUUUUCAGUCCUGCUUCCUGUGGACAAUCUUGUAACUGUUUUGAGAUCUCAUGAAAACAUCCCCCCCCUUCCAAUCUAAAGUUAUUAAUCUCCUUCAUCUUUCUCCCACCAGGCUUGCCCGCUCUAGACCUCCUGUCCAUGCCACCCUUUCUCAUGUUAUUAUAGAGACAGAGAAAGCUGUUUUCUAUCAGGUCAUUGGCCCAUCUAGCUCAGUGUUGUCUAAACUGACUGGCAGAAGUUCUCAUGGGCUUUAAGGGAGGGAAAAUUCCCAGCUGUACCUAGAAAUACUGCUAGGAAUUGAUCCAGGGAUCUUCUGCAUGCAGAUCAGAUGCUGUACCACUGAGCUACAGCCAGUGUGGUGUAGUGGUUAAGAGUGGUAGACUCGUAAUCUGGUGAACCGGGUUCGAUUCCCUGCUCCUCCACAUGCAGCUGCUGGGUGACCUUGGGCUAGUCACACUUCUCUGAAGUCUCUCAGCCCCACUCACCUCACAGAGUGUUUGUUGUGGGGGAGGAAAGGAAAGGAGAAUGUUAGCCGCUUUGAGACUCCUGAAGGGGAGUGAUAAAGCGGGAUAUCAAAUCCAAACUCUUCUUCUCUUCUUCCUUGCCUAUCAAAACCAUCCUUGAACUCUAGUGCUUAUCACAGAAUACAGCCCUCUGUUUCAUUCCUUUCCCUGAGAAGCUGCUUCCUUCUGCCUGCUGCAGGGUUUGUCUCACUUUCUUGAGGUAUCUGGGCCAGUGGCUUGUUGUUUUGUCCCCCCCCCCGUGGUGCACCUGCUCCUUAUUUUAGUUUUGUAUUGUCUUUGCCAGGGAUGAGGGUACCGGAAGGGGCGGAUUGCUUAAGUGUUGCUUGAAAGAUGUUCCCCACAGCUAUAACUGUAGAAUCGUGGUAAUGGAAGAGAACCAAAGUGAUUUAGAACUGGACCACAGUUCUUUUUACGACUCCGGCAUAAACAGUUGCAUCUGAGGCUGCCAGCUACUGCCAGGCAAGCUCAGGGCCCUUUGGCCUGCUUGUCUGCAAACCUAUUAAAAGUGCAGAUGGUGUAUUGUUUCCAACAUUUCUGCUCACAAAUUGAAUUUAGCAUGUGCCAACCGGCCUUUAUUUCAUGCUGAGUGGGGCGGUCGUGAUGGCUGAUGGGAGUGAUGCAACAGGCAAGACUUUAUUAAUUGUGCCAGGUGGAUUUUGCAAGCCCGCCUUACUUUUUGGGUUCUGCCUUAAGAGUUGAAGAGUGAUGGGACCGUCUGAUAUGUUGCUCCUGAACCUUCUGCCUUGAUGGUGUGGUUCUUAUUGUGGGCUUUGGAUGUCUGCUGAGUAGACAAAACAGUAUAGCAGUUUUCUGAAAUACUCCUAGUUUCGCCUUCCCUUCUCCCAGGCUCUGCUCCUCUUCCUCUUCUGGCCUCACUCUCCCCUCUACACCCAUCAAGCUACUUGCUCUUUCUCUCUGCCCUCCCCACGACCUGCUUCUUUUGCAAAGUAAUUAUUGAGCCAACCUACCUCUGUGAUUAGUGUGUGUGUGUGUGUUUCGUUUCUCCAUAGUAUAUAAAAAAUAUUUACUGCGUUUCUGUCCCAAGGAGCUCAAGGGGGUUAUACUUGGUUCUUCCCCACCUCAUUUAACCUCCCCAAGGUGAGGUAGCUUAGGCUGAGAGGCAGCCACUGGCCCAAGGUCACCCCAAUUGAACUUAAUGGCCAAAUGGGGAUUGAAACCCUGGUCUCCCAAACCCUAGUCUGACACUCUAACCCAGGGGUCAGUAACCUAAGGCCCAUGGUCCACAAGCAGCCUACGGGGGUCGUUUAACUGUCCCACAAGCCGCCCCCGAACAGAGCUGCCCACUUGGUGAGUCCCUGCGCGCUGCACUAAACCGGCGCUGCACUGCGCAGGGACUCGCUUCCGUGGCGCUGGAAAUCGCGUCUGCGCAGACACAGAUGCCAAAAAUCGCAGGUGCGAUCGGGCCCAUGGAAGGGCCUCCAUUGGAGUGGACUGGCCCAGGUGAGGUAAACCUUGCCGCCCCCCUGCUCUAACCACUACACCACACUGGCUUUCAGCGUCUGCUCUUCUACUGCUACCUGUAUCUCCUCUGCACUAGUGCCAACUCGCACGACUUAGCGGCUCUAAGGGCCUAAAAGGCAUACCUGGGAUUCUGCAGUUAAACUUCUGGGGCUGCAAAACCCCAGUUCCACAGCUGGAAUGAAUUAUGCUGUUUAGGAGAAAAUAUGCAUAGAGUUGCUUAAAAUUACAUGCUUUGUGUAAUUUGUGCCAUUGUCGUGCAUAACAUGGAUUUUGUGGUCGCUUCUUUCUGUGUGUGAUUUUUUUCUGGGGGGGGGGGAGGUUGGCUGUUUCAGAGGGCAUUUGCCAACUGGAAGGUUGUGAGGUGGGGGUGCUCCAAUGAAAGGGUGGGUCAUGGAAAGAGGCUGUUCACUAUGCUGUCUUCCUCUAAAAUGUUAGUUUUGUGUCCAUGUUUCCUUCUUGCAGGCUGACAGAUCCUAUCCCCACGACUGAAACAUCCAUCACCCCACGCCAAAGACCCAAAGCUGGGCAGACACAACCAAACCCGGGGAUCCUGCCCAUUCAGCCUGCCCUGACUCCCAGAAAGAGGCCCACAGCACAGGGUGAGAGGGCGCCCCCACUGCGGGCUACUUCCUAACCUACUUUUCGUUCUCUUCAUGGGUAAAGUUGCACUCCUAAAUGCCCAGGCAGGCUUCCUUCUGAGUGCUCUGCUGCUCGUGUGGACCAGAGGUUCCCAAACUGUUUUGGGGCCCCGCCCCCUUGGUGCCAUAGACUCAUCCCCAGUGCCCCUUAAAAGGUAAAGGGACCCCUGACCAUUAGGUCCAGUCGUGGCCAACUCUGGGGUUGCGGCCCUCAUCUCGCUUUAUUGGCCAAGGGAGCCGGCGUACAGCUUCCGGGUCAUGUGGCCAGCAGGACUAAGCCGCUUCUGGCGAACCAGAGCAGCGCACGGAAACGCCGUUUACCUUCCCGCCGGAGCGGUACCCAUUUAUCUACUUGCACUUUGACGUGCUUUCAAACUGCUAGGUUGGCAGCAGCAGGGACCGAGCAACGGGAGCUCACCCCGUCGUGGGGAUUCGAACCGCCGACCUUCUGAUCGGCAAGUCCUAGGCUCUGUGGUUUAACCCACAGUGCCACCCACGUCCCCCAGUGCCCCUUACCCUACCCUAUAAAAAGCUUUAUUUCAGAAUAGCGGCUUGUGCAACCCACUAAGGAAGACAAUAGCACAAUAGAAUUCAAAACAGUAAUGAUUUAUUCGGCACAUUUAUUAAAACCCCAGUUAAAGCUAUUUUGUUUAAUUAAUUCAACAAAAUGGAUGAACUUGAUCCACUGAUGCCAGCUUUUCAAAGUCUCAUAGUCAUUUAUGCGGUGGUUCAGUUCCAAGGGUUCCACAUAUGCACAAAAAUCACACAUACCCAAACCCUUGGAGCCAGCGGGUCGAGGUAGAAAGAGUCCUCUGUGCUCCCUGAGCCCAUGCAUCAAAGCGGGCCUUGCCCAGUAAGCAAGAUGAAGAGCUUAAAAGCUGCUUUUGCGCCCGGUAACCUCAAGCAUACCCAGCGUGAAAGUACCUUUUAACCUCUCCCACUUGCUUGGAUUUAACAUGUGCAAUUUCAACCAACCCUCCUUCAACCGCGUAUGGAUGAAAUUGUGCAAUUAAAUGCAUGCAAGAUGAGAUCUUACCAUAAUUCUCUUGAAGAUUAGGUUGCAAACUAUUGAAAAACAAAGCAUCUGCUUUUCUUCCAUUUGCUGCCUAUUGUGCCUUCCUUGCCCUUCUUUUAUAUUCCAGCCCCUUGAUCCAUCCUCAUUUCAUAGAAUCACAGAAGUGUAUGUAAGGGUCAUCUAACCCAACUCCUGCAGUGCAAGAAUCACAGCUAAAUAUUUAUGCAUUUAAGUGUUUAAAUAAAAAGUACACAAUUGGCGGGGGGGACAGGAGUAAAGGAAACGGAUGCAUUCUGACCUCUCCUCUUGCUCUGCAGUUGCUGCUCCAGCGCCUUUGGCUGGGGGUCAGGCCCCCCUCCCUACCAGUGUCCCACAGCCGAAAGCCCUGCCUCAGCCGACUCCGCCUCUCCCGCAAGCUCAGCCUAAGCAGCCGCCCCCUGUACAACCGCCUGCUGCCUCCCAACCACAAGCCCCUCCAGCUCAGCCCCAGGCUGCCACCCCACAGCACCAGCUGUUCCUAAAGCAGCAACAGCAACAGCCGCCAGCGCAGCCGCCAGCCACAUUUUAUCAGCCCCAAGGACCUCAGCAGCAGCCACAGCCGCAGCAGCCACAGCCUCCCCUGCAAGUUCAACAGGUGAGGCUGUUUGGGGGGUGGCUGGUUUCUUUUUUCUUCACAGGAAUUUUAAGGCAGUUGCGACUUGGCAGCAGACAGGAGGUUGAGUCCAAUGACCCAAGGGCUGAUCUCUGAGUCUCCACUUUUGGAGUCAAAGGAAUCUUUCAAACGAGUUUGUGUGGUCAUAGAGAAAAUAUAUGAGACAGGGAGUGGGCGCAGAAGGUAUUAACAAAAUGAAAGCUCCACCAUCCCAUAUCUUGCAAAUUUGAGCCUCUGUUUGAGCACAUAAAAUCAAAUAUAAUGCACUAAGAAUACUUAAGUAUAUAGUACUUUGUGAGCCCUGCAUUUGGGCCACUUUGAUAUUGCUUGCUUGCUUGUUUGUUUGUUUGAUUUAUUAUUUCCAACUCUUCACCCUAAGGUUCCAGGGCAGGUUAAAGCAUUAAAACACAAUAUUAAAAACAGUUUGAAACAACUUAGAACUAUAAAAAUAAGCUGAGUCCUAAAAACAUACACCUCAAGUGUCUAAAGCCAGGGUAAAGAGGUGUGUCCUCAGCAUUCUCCUGAAGCUGUAGAAGGGGGGUGGGCCAGGCGCACUUUUGCAAGGAGGGAGUUCCACAGUUUUGGGGCUGCCACAGAGGAUGUCUUCUACCCCUUGGCCACUACCACACCAAGCCUCUGAAGUUGGAAGGGCUAUCCAGGGGUCCUUCUCUGGCAAUCUCAGCACCCGAGAGGUUAUGUAGGAAAGGAGAUGGUUUUUCAGGUGUUUGGGGUCUGAGUCGUUCAGGGCUUUAAACACCAAUGUGAGCACCUUGAAUUAGGUCUGGAAAUAAACUGGAAACCAGUGCAGCUGUUUCAAAACGAGUUAUACGAGAUCCAGAUGGAACUCCAGCCAGAAAUCUGGCUGCUGUUGUAUUUUUGGACCAACUGAAGUUUCAAAGUCAUCUCCAAAGGCAGCCCAACACAGAGCAUGUUGCAACAACCCAGUAACAAGGGAAGGUGAAUUUGGGGAGACGCUCUUACUCCAUUGCAUGUGCUGAAGUGCAAAAGAUUGCAGCUGAUCGUAAGGAAGGGUUCUGAAUGCUUGCUUGCUGUGUUGUAGAUCCAAGUGGCGCCCCAAGCACCGCAGCCGCCAGUGAAGCCACAGUUUCCAGUGACGCAGCAAGGAGUGCAACCGCAGCCUGUGCAGAAUUACAUACAGCAGCAGCAGCAGCAGCAGCAACUGCUGGCACAACAGGGGCCCAUCCCACAGAAAGCAGCUGCAGGGCAACAGAAGCCGUCGACUCAGAUCCUGCCCCAACCGCAGGUGCAGCAGGUGGCGGCACAGCCAGUCCCUGUGCAGGAUCAUCCGGUAAGGAUUGGGAGGAACCUUUGGUUGGCUUUGCAGUGUUGCUUGUUUACUUCUUCCAGAUCCUCUGCCACUGGGUCACGGCCCCUCCCCACUUCUCAUGUUGGUGGGCAGCAGGGAAGGAGCGAAUGUGGCCACAUCCAGAAGACCCUGAUUAGAUUUCUGUGCCACUUUUCAUUCAAAUGAAUCUCAAAGCAGCUUUAAAGGUAAAGGGACCCCUGGCCAUUAGGUCCAGUCGUGGCCGACUCUAGGGUUGCGGUGCUCAUCUUGCUUUAUUGGCCAAGGGAGCCGGCGUACAGCUUCCAGGUCGUGUGGCCAGCAUGACUAAGCUGCUUCUGGCGAACCAGAGCAGCGCACGGAAACGCCGUUUACUUUCCCGCCGGAGCGAUAUCUAUUUAUCUACUUGCACUUUGACGUGCUUUCGAACUGCUAGGUUGGCAGGAGCAGGGACCGAGCAACGGGAGCUCACCCUGUUGCGGGGAUUCGAACCGCCGACCUUCUGAUCGGCAAGUCCUAGGCUCUGUGGUUUAACCCACAGCGCCACCCGCGUCCCUCUUGCAGUAACUAGAAAGCGGCUUACAAACAAUAAAUAGCAGUAACUUGAUAGAACAUAAUGGAACAUCGCAAGUAGAGCAUAAAUCAUAUGGAGUAUUUAACAAAUAAUCAGUGAAAUAAUUACAGCCUAUAAAACACUGUUAACAAGCAGCAACUAAAAAUGAUGAAUGCUAUCAGACUAACAAUGACAUUCAAGCCUCAGAGGUAAUUUGUGAAAACAGGUAAGAACCCCAGCGUUGUCCUCAGUUUCUCCUCCUUUGCAGGUGCUCAUAUUUAUCCCUUCUCUCUCCCUCUCCCUCCCUCCCUCCCCCCCUCUGUGAACACAAACAGAAGCAUGCAUUUUUAUUCAACUGCCCCAAUGCAUGCUUAAGACUGGAGGGAAAUUUGCAUUAGUGCUGAUCCAACUAAGGUUAUUAUCUCCUUUUCUGGCCAUGCUUUUGUGUUUCAUACAACAGUGUUCUAGAGAUGGGGAAUCUGUGGUCUUCCACAUGUUGUUGAGCUACAGUUCCCAUCACCCCCUGACUACUGGCUGGGCCCGCUGGGAGCUAUAAUCCAUCAAGAAUUGGAGGGCCAUAAUUAUGCAGCUUAAAACUCACCGUGAACAGAGAUGCUGGAACUGAGUUCAAGCAAGUUCUGGCUGAAAAAAGCCCUGAUUAAUCAUUAGAUAAAGGAUGGAAAUUCAACACUUUGCUGCAGAGAAGGGGGGCACAACAAAUGUGGUGGGGCAGUGCAGAUGCAGGAGAGGCUGUGAGCAGACAGAGAGAGAGAGAGAGAGAGAGAGAGAGAGAGAGAGAGAGAGAGAGAGCCAGAAUGAAAUCCUUGCUCAGACACUGGUAACUGUGGGCCAGGUCUGACCCAGUGGUUCCCUUUUUUCUUUUCUUUUUGCCUGCACAUCACUUUGCAAAUUUCUGGAGAUUCUUAAUGAAUCCUGAACAGAAAACUGUGAUUCAUCCUUUCAAAGGUGAACAUGGAAAAACUGUCUGGUUUGGCACCAAAAGACUGCAUGUGGGUGCAAUAGUAGUUCUUUUUCCUUUAAAAAAAUCCCAAACACAUUUAUUCAAAAGUUACAAUACAUUUACAAUACAAUACAUUUUUUAUCAAUAUAUCCCUUCCACAGACAUCUCUAUGAUGAUGGUGGCAUUAAAAUACCCUGUUCUUCAGUAAAAGAGAAAAAGGGAGACCAAAUCGUGUCAAAUGUAUAUUUUUUGGAGAUGCCUUUGAUUAGCUGCUAUGGUAUGUGAGGCGUUCUGAUAGAGCAAUGCUUCAGAUGUUAUUAACCUAAGCCUCUAUUGGUAUUUUAGAAGUUUCCUUCCAUCGUUGGGCAAUAACUAGUCUAGCUUCUGUGAACAGGAAGAAAAAUAAUUCUUACGUAUAAGGGUAGAAUUUGGGGUCAAAUCUAAUGAUAAUAAGGCAAGUGCUGAAUUAAAAGGGAUAGAUUGUUUAUUGAUUUUGGAGGUCAGAUUAAAAAUUUCCCCCCAAAAGGCAUGAGCUAUGGUACACUCCCACCAAACAUGAAUAUAGGAACCUUGUUCUCUACAGCCUUUCCAACAUAAUGGUGAGCUUAAAGGAUUUAUCUUUGCAAGGUGUGUGGGGGUCCAAUGCCACUGAAAGAUAAUUUUAAAGGAAAUUUCCUGGAGGCGAUCUGAAAUUGUUUUUAAAGAUGGAUUUUGCCAUAUUGAUUCCCAUGCUUUUUCAUUUAUCGAAAUUCAUAUGUCAGUCUCCCAUCUCAUUCGAAUAUCUUCCGCGUUUCCUGCAAAGCUUUCUAAUAUAAUACCAUAUAUCAUUGAGAAUGCCCCUUUUGUGUCAUGGCUAGGUCUGUUACACAGUGAUUCAAAAGGUGUCAGGGGUCUCAAGCCCUCAACCCUUCAUUCCAGAUACUUUGCAAAAGUUCAAAAGGGCAGUAUCUGUUGAUACAGAUGUAGCUGGGACCGUUUUAUGCCUUUCGCCUUUGCCACCAGGCCCUCUUUUAAAAUUGCUUUAGCUUUUACAAACACAUCUCUAAUUCUAUAGAAACCAUUUGUUUCAAGAUCUAGGAGUUGGUUAUAUUUGUCUGCAUGUUUAAAUGAGGGGUGAUCUAGCAGAGGCAUCAGUAGUGAAGUCCUAGGAGCCAAUACUAAGUUCCAAUUCUGCCGCGCCAUUAAGUAUACUUUUUAAAAUGGGUUUACCCACCUUUUCUUGUUCCUUCAUGAAGGGCAGAGCGUGUGCUGAUAGUCUUGUGUGGCCACUUUCUAUCUUUAUCCAUGGAAUAUCUCCUUUACCUUUAAUGAGAGGUAUCAAUGAUUUAAUUUGGAAAGCUGCGUAGUAUAGUUCAAGAUUGAGUAUUCCUAAGCCCCCUUUAUUCCUAUGUCUAAAUAAGAUUUUUUGACUGAGUCUGGCUCUUUUUCCUAAUGAAGUAAAAGAAUGUAAUUUGUUUUGCCAUUUUUUAAGCAUAGCAGGAGUGAUGCAUGUUGGUAAAACUUGAAACAGGAAAGAUAAUUUUAGUAGAAUUGGCAUUUUUAUAGCUGUGAUAUGACCUAGCCAGCUAAGGCUUGUGCACUUCCAUUGUGAGAGUUUGUUAUUUAUCGUUUUGAGCAGGGGCUUAUAAUUUCUUUGAUUUAAUUGUUUGAGAUCAGCUGUUAAGGUUAUCCUGAGGUAUUUAAACCCCCCCCCCCAUGGGUGACCCAGUGGCUCCUUUCUCCUGCUCUGGAUUUUUGUCGGGCGAACAAGUUGGAGAAGAGUUUGCAUCUUAAUCCCAAUCCUUGUUUCCAAUGUACUCAUGACCAAACAUUACAAAUCCUCCAUUUGAUGACUAUAAUGUAUGCAUUCAUCCCAAAUAAGUGCUUUUUCACUUAAUGAGAACCAGGGUUUUCCCUGUAGCGAGUGGAGCAGCUGCCUAAAGUAUAAAAGGAGUGGAAAUUUGCCAGGGAUCCCCCAUCACUGCAGAUACUGGAGAAUGAAAUUUCACAUCCGCCUUCUCCUGCUGCACACACACACACACACACACACACACACACACUUCAUUACUAUUCAAGUGUAAUCAUUCCUCAUUGUUUCUUUUUGUCCUGAAAUGCAGCUGCUUUGACUGUUGUGGAGGGGGGUUGUUGUUUAAAAGAAAAGGAUGCACAGCAUACGAAUAAAUUACAGUAAAUGCCUUCCAGCUGAAACUGUAUUUAUACCAGGUUAUUCUUGCCACACAUUUUUUUCCUGUAAUACCCAGAUUUAUUGGUAACCAACUGGUUUGGGGAGCAGAUUUGGAGAGAGCACUCUAGGAUUAAGAAUUAUUGGGGGGGGGACUCCCCCCCCCAUUAUUCAUGUUAACAAAAUGGGGCUGGGUGAACAUAAAAGGGUUGGUUAUUUCUGUCACAAAUAUAUUCACAACAUCAUUUCAAACUAAUAUUUGUUGCGGUAUUUGGGGGGAAAGCUGAAAUAUGAUGGAAAAAAAUAGCCCAAGCCUCCAAAAGGUGUAAACAUCCCAUUCUGUUCGCUCCUCUUUAUAUUAUAGAUACAUUUUGAGGAUUGCAAGUUCUGUUAAGUCAGUGUGGUGAAGGGAGCAGGCCAGAAAGAGCCAGGCUCAAAUCCCUGCUGAGAAUAUUUAUAUUGAAAGAGAGCAUAGAAAAGGAUAAAGCAACAGUAAGAGUCCUUACAACAACCUUGUAAGACAGGUCAGUAUGACUUGAAUCUCUGAGGCUCCUGUCUUGCAGUCACCCCUUGAGCAUUUUGGACAUUUCUUCAGCCAUGACGAUUUUUAGAAGCUUUUCUGGGGGAAAUAAAAAAAAGCUGAGAUCCUGAGAAAUCCAGUUUCUGUGUCUGGCAAGCAGGCCAGUGUUUCAGUAUUAUGGAACAGAAGGGCUUGUGAAGUAUAUAGAGAACACAAAGAUUUGAUGGACUAUGAAAGAACUUAAGGAAAGGAAGUGACUGAAGAACAGAUGUAAAGGUGAACUAGAAACUAAGAGACGUGUGGUGAAUGCGGUGGAAGUCUUUUAGAAUAUUUUAACUAGGAUUUAUAUAUUGUAAUGUUUGAAGUAUAAAUUUGGUAUUAUUGAUUAUGAAAAGUGUUUUUCUUUCUUUCUUUUUUCUUUUAUCUUUUGUCUCUUUUCUUUGCAUGUUGGAAAAUACAUAAAUGUGUUUACAGUGUUAUGUAUUGAUUUUUUGCUUCUAUUUCUUUUUUCUUUUUAUUUUCCUGUACUAUUUAAUAAAAACUAAUAUUUUUAAAAAAGGAACAGAAGGGCUGCCAGGAGCUCAAAGUUGUGCCCAUGGUUCUCCUUCUCCUCAUUUAAUCCCCACCACAACCCCAUGGGGUAGGCUAGGCUGAGAGGGACACCCAGUGAACUUCAUGGUUGGGUGGGAAUUUGAACUCUGGUCUCAAAGGUCCUAGUCCGACACUCUAACCACUGCACCAUACUGCCUCUUCUGUGAGUGAACGGUUGUGGCUUGGAGAUGCUGUGUCCGUGAAGGUCUCUCUUCUGGUAUGUUAGUCUUCUAGGUUUGGCUGAAUGAAUAACACGUUGAGGGAGUAAAGUUCUGGGUCUUUCUUACAUUUUUGCCCGAAAGGUGUCUACCUUCUAUUUUUAUCCUCCUCUCCCUUUUGCCCCCCUCCCCACCACCGGGACAGAAUGCAGAGUUUGGGUUGUCCCUUCUGCUUCUAAGAAACAGCUUUGCAACUCCUGUGGUUAAGGAAAUCAACUUGGUAACUUUCUCUCUCCCCCCCCCCCCCAGCAAGCGCCUCCACGACAUCAAAGGAUCCCCACCACCCCGCCGUCAGCUGUCCAGGGGCAGAAGGUGGGCUCCCUCACUCCCCCGUCCUCCCCCAAGACUCAGCGAGCGGGACACCGGAGGAUCCUGAGUGACGUGACGCACAGCACUGUCUUCGGGGUCCCAGCCAGCAAAUCAACACAGCUUCUGCAGGCAGCGGCUGCUGAGGCCAGCCUCAACAAGUCCAAGUGGGUAUUUUUUUUGGGGGGGGGUCUCUUCUUCCUGCUAAAUGACCCUUUGUGCAUUUUGAUUCUCUUUACGUUUUGUUCUGAUGUGGGGCAGCCUGCCUCCGUCUGCCUUUCUUGUGCCAUGUCCUAAUAGCCUUCCUGCUGUUGCUCUUGGAACGAACAGAGGCAUGUGCUUGAGUUGCAAGAGGAGCAUUUAUAACCCUGGGCUAGCAACUAAGCUUAACAUAAGAACACCAGAAGAGCCUGCUGGAUCAGGCCAAUCGCCCAUCUAGUCCUGUUCUCACAAUGACCAGCCAGAGGCUUGUGGGAAACCUGCAAGGAGGAUUCGAGCACAAGAACACCCUCCCUUUCUGUGGUUUCCAGAAACUAAUAUUCAGAAACAUGGCUGCCUCUGACUGUGGAGGCAGAGCAUAGGCAUCAUUGCUAUGCUCCUCCAUCAUGAAUUUGUCAAAUCCUCUUUUAAAGUGUAUGUUAUUGUGAUUGAAGAGGCUUUUGUCUGGGCCUCUGUUUGGGGAAGAGACGCUAAAGGGUGUGUGUGUGUGUGUGCGCACGUGUGUGCGCGUGUGCGCAUGUGCGCACGUGCACACACACACACACACGGCUUGUCUUUGAGAUAUGGAGCUAUCCUGUGGACCAACUUCACUGCUGGGCUGGGUUUCCAGUUGAAAGUACAGGCAACCCCUAUUUGUGGUGUGUAUUGUGACAUUCUAAGGCACCACAUGUUUAAGUGAAAUUGUUACAGUCAUACCUCAGGUUGAAGUAGCUUAGAGUUGAGCAUUUUUGGGUUGUGCUCUGUGGCGACCCAGAAGUAACGGAGCGCGUUACUUCCAGGUUUCGCCGCAUGCGCAGAUGCUCAAAAUGAUGGCAUGCGCGGAAGUGGCAAAUCACGACCUGCGCAGACGCGGGUUGCAUUCGCUUCAGGAUGCGAACAGGGCUCUGGAACGGAUCCUGUUAGCAUCCAGAGGUACCACUGUAUAUUUGAAACAAUUGGAAAAGCUUGCAAACACCUUGUUCUGUCCCUUUUUGCUUUUCCCGUGUGCGUGUAAAUGGCGGGGGGGGGAGGGGAGUUGCCUGUAUGAAUCUGUGUGGACAAUUUUCAGGCUCACAGAUCUGAACAGAACUUCAAAGUCUACCCAGUUGCAUAUUCAGCACACAUUCAACAGCACCUGUAGACAUUGCAAUGCCGUUAGGAAAUAAAGAUGGCAACUGAAUGUCCUGUUUUUGUUCCCUUUUCGGGGUGGCUUCCUCCAGGUCUGCCUCGACAACGCCUUCUGGAUCCCCCAGGACAUCACAGCAAAAUGUCUACAAUCCACCAGAUGUCUCUACUUGGAACCCUUUUGAUGACGACAACUUCUCUAAGCUCACAGCAGAGGAGCUGCUGAACAAGGAUUUUGCAAAACUGAGUGAUGGUUAGUGCAUUCCAGUAGUGGCUAAAGUGCCCUCAGAGUGGAAGCUGUGGCAGCCUAGGCUGUUGAAGAUGAAGGGCCUCGCAAAACUUUCUAGGCUGUUCCUUGAGAACAAAGCUGGCUUUUUUUAAGGCUCUCUUGGUCCAGUGGCCUAAAUCAAGACCAUUGGAGUUCUCAUAAUCGGUCAGACAGAGGUCCCAUCCCCUGCACUUGAUAGAUUUCAUAUUUCAAGGUUAAUUUGGCACAACAUAAUUCUACUUGCUGAUUUUACUAUUGGGUUCCAGUUUCACCUUCCAGGCUUCUGAGGCUACAGAGGGAAACAGCUGUGGUAGCAGUAUAUGACCAUUGCUGGCUGACUUCUCCUGAAAUAGACUUGAAAUAGACUUCCCCUGAAAUCAUCUACAGUGUGAUCAGCAGAUGUGGGCCGGUGUUGUGCGAGUCCACUGGCAGUUGCGUUUAUACUGUGCUACCAGCCAGAGUUCACUAUCCUCAAUGCUUUGUCAGAACCAUCAGCGGCAUAAGAUUUUUAAAUGCAAUUGUUGCAUUUCUUAGUAUCCUAGUUGCAACCAAAAGACCUACCAUAUGUUGUUUCUCUCACAGUGCAAACCUAUGCUUGUUUGCUUGGAAGUAUUCUCACUCUGUUCAGUGUGGACUAUUCCUUAGCAUGUUUUUAUGAUUGUAGACUGGCACCGGUUUCCUCCCCAAAAAAGCAUCAGGAACAAACCUAGUAAGAGUGAAGGAGCAACAUGUGGAGUUUCUGUUUGGCUUAGUUGCUGAUCCUUAAAACUGAGAAACCAGGUCUAGCUCUGGCUUGCAAUAAAUAUGAAUAAUAGUAAUAUCCAGGGGGGUUGGAAUAUUUCCAAGAUAUGCUUAGCAACUCAUGAUGCAUAAGAGCACUUAAUAACCAGGUUCUUGAUUAAUUUGUAAUAUAAAGAUAAAUCCAGCUCCUUUGUUGGCUUGUUAGUAAUAAUAGAUGAAUCAAACCAACUUUUAUUUCAUCCGGAGCUGUUGACAUUUUUGCUGGUGGCUGCUUGUUUAGAAAGAGCUAAAUGUUGGCACUGUGCAGUAGGCCUGUCAAGAGACUCAUGGUGUGCUCAGGUAUGGUCUGUUGCUCUGUCCAACAAAUUGCCCUGCCAGGUCAGGGUGGCCAGAAACAAGAUGAAUCCUUUCACCACAGGUGGCAUCCAUUCAUCUCCUAUAUGAGACAUGACAAUCGAGAGAACUGCCCCAGACACAUGGAAACAUCUGGAGAGACCUAUUGGACUGGAGACUUUAAUAUGCAUUAUAAACCACUUCUAACAUCCAGCUGCUGUUAAUGCCUUUUCCCAAGAAAUGGCAGGAUUUUGUUGUUGUUUCUUAUUGUAUUUUAGAUUAUAUAAAAUAUAUAAAAAAAUAACCAGGUCCUUGGAAUUUCAGGUAAACUUCCGGAGAAGCUGGGUAGCUCCGCAGAGAAUCUGAUCCCAGGCUUUCAACCGGCUCCUUCCACAACACAGGCAGAUGCGUUUGGCUCAUCUCCUCUUGCACCUGUGUCAGGUAUGCCCAGAUGGGAUGUUAUUUGCAGCUCCGACCAAUUCAGUGCAGAAGGUCUUUCCAAUGGAAGCAGGCAGCGCUUGUCAGGCUGAUUCUGGACUCUGCUUGUGUCUCUUUCAGUUGCCAUCAGGGGAGAUGGAAGGCAGGCUACAAGUGGGCAUUAUGAGGCUGGCCAGGCUGAGGAUAGGGGAGUACAGGGCCUCAGCUGCAAGUCGGUCAGCUAUGUUUGGGCCAGGUGACCCCCAUAUCCAGAUCUCCAGCCCAGGUUCCCUGAGGGGGAAGGACCUUUAUUGUGAAGUGUUUCAGGCAGAAGCUGCUGCCCUGUUGGCUAAGCAGAAGGACCAGGUUCUUGGCAUUUGUACCAAGCCUGGUCCAUUGGGAGGCUUAUUACUGCCUGCCAUUCACAGGGGUUGGCACUGCACACUCCAGUCUAUCCUGUGCCUGGAGAGGACUCGUGGUCCUGGGUAGUUGUUAGGCCAGGACCCAGCCUCAAGCUGUGAGGCUCUUCAUUCACUUAGCCGAGUGCGGGCAGCACCUGCAUCAGAGAUGAAUCAACAAGUGGAAAAAGUGGGGACCCGGGAAGGGCUGUACUUGAUUCCAUCUGGAGUGGACAGUUCAUUAGCUUCCUUCUAAAACCUGGGUGCCUUCUGCAGGCUUAGAGAAGCUGACCAGCCUAGAUCCAGUCCUGCCUCUAAUCUCAUGGAGAAUGAUCAGGUUUUUAUUGAGUCUGGCUGGUUUCUGGAGCUGCUGGAAGCCCCUGCUGUGUGCUGAGACCACCUGGGAGAAGAGCACAGGGCUUUAAGAAUAGUCGGCAAGUAGCCUGAAUGUGUGCUUUACCUGCUAUAUUUUCAUGUUAAAUGCUAAAUGCGAUGAAGCAGCAACGGUGGCCCAGAAUGAUGUUUUUUAGAGCUUUGGUGGAUACUCCAUAAAACACAAACCUGGUAGUUGUCAUAAAUUCUGGAGUGACUUCAAGAUUAUGCUACUUAAGCUUUUCCCAAUCCGCUGUCCUCUAGACAUUUUUGGACUCCCGUCAUCCUAGAACAUGGCAACUCGGGCUGAUGGGAGUUCCAGGAGCCACCAGUUUGGGGAAGGCUGUCCAACUGCAAUGUGCUGUAUGUGUGGCUGACUUUGAAGAUAGUUUGGGAACUUCCUUUAUUUAUUUAUUAAAAACAUAUCCUGCUUUUUACUAUGUAGGUCUCACAGCAAAAAUAAAAUACACAAUGCACAAAUUUUAAAACUCGAAUUAAAGCUCCAAAGUCUAAAACUUCAGGAAUUUAAAAUCUCGAGAAAAGAAAAAAGGGAAACAUCUGAGCAGCAUUCAGGGUGCAAAGGUCUACUUGAAUAAAACAGUUUUGACCAGACACCUGAAACUCAGUUAUGGGUGGUGCCAGUCUAACUUCUUGUGGGUAGGCCCUCCAUAGAGUUGGGCCCACAACAUUGAAAUAUGAGUCAUGCUUCCAGCUUUCAGGUAGUGCGCAACUCAGAGGUCCGCCUGUGAACAGUUGUGGGCCUAUCUUCUCAUCUCUUGUCUCCUGAAGCAGCUGCGCUGGCUGCCAUUUGAUCAUGGGACAAUUCAAAGUGCUGGUUUUGACACUUAGAGCCAUAAACUGCUUGAGUUCUGAUUAUCUCAGGGGAUGUGUCUUUACAUUUAAGAUCAUCUGUAGAAAUCCCGCUGUGUGUUCCAGAUAAACCAUUGCAAGGAGCAGGGAAUAUGGGAUUGUUUUAUAUCGGUUUAUUUGUUUUAAUGUUUUGUAUUUUUUUUUACAGAGCAGGGUCUUCUGUGCAGCAGCCCCAUUGCUCUGGAACUUUUCCCCAAGGGAGGUUCAUUCAGCCUCAGCCGUCUUGGAGAAGUCCAAUGUUUUUCAGAGGGCCUUUGAUUUCUGGCGCUGCUUGCCUCUGCUCUGCUUUUUGAGGGUUUUAUCGAUUUGAUUUUGCCAUUUUUAUUGGAUGGUUUUAUAAACCAUUAUGAAACUUAAUGAAUAGUGGUAUAAAGCUGUCGGUAAGAGUAAUAAUAUAGUAUAGCCAUGCAUCUUGAUUUAGAGACUUCACUCAGUGGCGACACUCUCAAAGAAACACAGUAGCCCUCCCCAAGACUAACAGAACAUAUGAAUAAUGAAUUAAUCCUCGUCAUGUGAUCUGUUGAGUCUGGAGAGGGUAGAAUGACCUGAUACCCUUGGAAGAAGAGUUGUUACUUUGGUUCUGUGGGUGGUCUACUGUGACCUUGGAUCAACUCACCAAUAAUUCACUGAUAAACUUUUUGGUUGAGUGGCAGAAUAAUAUCUGCAGCUUGCUGGAGGGAUCCCAUGGGGGUGGGAGGGUAAUACUGCCGUACCCCCAGAUGCAUGUGGCAAUUAAAUGACUUUUCAAUGCAUCUUUGGUCUGUUUGGCAUCUCCCUGUGCUCUGCUUGACAUCUCUCUCUCUCUCUUCCUCUCUCCCUCCCUCUCCCCAUUCCUUCCUUUCCUAACUUCCCCCUUGCUGCUCACCCAGCUGAAAAAACAAAAGAUAUCCUGGACUCUAGCCCUCCACUUCUGGCUGUUCCUGAUCCUUUCAUUCCUCUUCCACUAUCAGAUACGCCAGGUAACUGUGACUUGCAUAAACAAGAUGGGAUUUAGCAGAAGGGAUCCCACUCAAACGUGUUGCCACCCAAAGUGACUGUUUGGGUGGCCUUGUAUACAAAUGUCAGUAAGUGAAUUCAGAUGGUGUGUUAUAUCGAACCAUUCACAGUACGACUUGAGAUUCACCUGUUUGCUUCAGCGUGCUUCCUGGAGGUACCUGGAUGCCAGCAGCUACCAAAGGGGCUCCUCUGAGCACCCUUCUGGUCCUAACUUGGUUCUUGGGUGGGUUGGGUUCAUUUGGCCUUGAUCUUUUAAGAUCAUGGUAGAAAAUGUAUUAGUGGAUGUUGUCUCUUAGGUAACCUAUAAAUAUUGGCCUGGCAGGCUGUCAGGGACUCAUCAGAAGUUACUGGGGUGGGGAGUGUUGCAAUAAGAGAAUGAUGGAUAAAUCCAUAUGUACCAGCUGAACAUUUUAAAAUCUAUUAAUUCGAUGAAAGGACCCUGUUCUGCUUCUCCUUUCAUAUCAGUGGGUUUUCAUGGGAUCUGUUCCCAGUGUUACCUGGCUUUUAUUUUUAUUUUUUAAAUAGUGCUUUAUUUGCUACUCAUGGGCUGCAACUGCUAAUGGAAAUGUAACUGCUGCAAGAAGGACAGAGGUGACGGCAAAGCAUCUGUUCAAAUACUGAGAAAUGAGAAGUUCAGGCUCAGGCAUUCAUCUUCUCUUGCCUUGGAAUGGAAGGGAGCCAAGUCUCUUUAAAAUAAGCUCAUGGCAGGCUGUCUUGCUUGAUUAGUCAUUACAGAGUGUGGUAAUGCUUUUAAUUCUGUGCACUAGUUCCUCCCCCCUCUUUUUUCUCAUGAGGAUGAGCCCUCCCAGCCACAAGGCAAGGUAAGGGCGGUGACUGGCUGGCAUGUCCUGUCCAGCAUAGUUUCACUAUCAAUGGUUAAAUUCACAGCCUUCGAGGAGAUUCUCCCUCUCUGGCUGCUGUUUUAACAACAUAUGCUGCAGUCAAAUGAAAGCAUAGCAGAACUGCAAGCCCUUCUCUCUGAUGUCUGUUAUUUCAUAAAUAAAACGAGGUACCAGUGGUGAGAAUGAUGAUCAGGCCAAUAGCUGUUACAUGCAAAAUUUUGUUUCUAGAAAAUCUCUUUUCAUCUCCCCACUUAAACCCAGCCCUGCAAAGCAAUUUUUUUAAUAGUCCUUAUAGCUGUAUAGACAUACUUGAAAGGAUAGUGGGGGGACCUGCUUGCUGAAAUCUUAGUAGCCACAUGGGUAGAUUUCCAAAGUCCCACAGCGUAACUACCGUAUUUUUCACUCUCCUGGCUUCAGGGAUAGCUGCGCAGCCUGCAUUCGCUCCACAAGAAGCACACACAUUUCCCCUUACUUUUUAGGAGAGGAAAAGUGCAUCUUAUAGAGCAAAAAAUACGGUACUUCUCUGCUCUUCCUCCAAGACUAGCAAAACCCAAAAUAAUUUAUGCAGUGCAAAAGAAGCAUUGCGUGUUUUCUGGAUAGCAGAUUCAGUUUUUUCCUUGAGCUGUGUUUGGAUUUCACAGACAAAAGGCAUGAAAUAUGUGCUUUCCUUUCUCCUUCUACAGUUUUAGCCGCCCCUUGUAACAAGCUCCUAAGAUGGGAUUGACUUGUUUUGGAGAACAACAUGUGCCCUUUGGUUUGUUGACACCUCAAAGGUUAAAAACAAGGCAGCCGCCUAGAGCAGCUGCUUGGAAAGGCGCCAUGGUCUUUAGCCAGCCUUUGCCAAAUUGGUGCCCUCCAGAUGUUUUGGACCGCAAGUCCAUUAGCCCCAGCCAGCAUGGUCAUUCUCCCAUCAGCUGCAGUGCUAUACAGCUGUGCUGGCUAGGGCUGAUGGGCGUCGUAGUCCCAAAACAUUUGGAGGGCACUAGGCUGGCAAAAGCUGCUCUUAAGCCUGGUAUUCUGAAUGUGCUGUUUGACGGGAUUCUUACUAGAUAGUUUUUCUUCCCCAGCUGAUGUCCAAGGAAAAGGACUCUGCUGCUGUGUGCUUUAUUGAAAUAGCUGUCCUUUUCUUUCCUUCCAUGGUUGAAGAGUGAGUAACAUGCUCAAAAAGCCUAUGGGGUGGUUUUUUGUUUUGUGCAUCUUGAUUAUUCAAAGUGAUAAUUAAUAAUGGUUGAAUUGCAUUUUGGGAGAGUUUCUUUUUUCCACCCUAAUUAAGGAUGCCUGCUGUAACUUGUGCACUGUUUGUUUAUUUUUGGAUGUUUAGCCAGGACAUGCAGACAGCAUGGGGUGGUUUUAAAAGAGAAGUCCAGGUGGCAAAAGCAAAUAUUUUUAUCCCCAAGGUCACUUGCUGAAACAGCUCCACCUGACUCAACCGUGCCCACUGCAACCUUGCGCAAGGGUAAAGUAAUACUGACAUCCACCUUCCACCUGCUUUGCAAAGCUGACAAAGGGAGCAGCAGCCCCUGAAAACCGAUGGGAAUAAGGGGGGUGGGGUGGAGCUUGCAACAACUUUCUUCUGUUGCCUUUCCUUCUCCUCUCCGUGUGGAAGAGGAGGCCCCUGUUCUCAGCAGGAGCCCUGUGUUGUCGUUUUUUAUAUCUUGUAGCUGUUGGUAUUCAUCUGUCUUGAGAGACAAUGGAGUGCACCUCCAGGGGUGAAAUCAAACAACACCGCUAGCAGCACUGAUGACCUUCCUGGGGCUCAAGCCUGGGCAGUGUUUAUGGAGGUCCUGGAUUGCCCAGAUGAUAAGACUCCCCUCUUGGCCUUACUAGUGUGGUCCAAAGGAAAGCCGAGCAAUAGGUUUGGCACCAGUUUGGCUAUAGGAGUUGCUGGAAGGAAGCAUACAAGGCACCAUCCAUCUGCCUUAGGGACUCCACCCUGGCUUUCUCCUUAGUCCUUUCUUCUCCUGAAUCCCAGAAGGCAGCAGAGGUUUAGGAUCAGAGUUUUCAUUCUCAUAAUUCCCAGGUUGAUGAGCCCCAUCUGCCCCUCAUUUCCCUCUACAGUGAAUCAUGCAAAAAUCACAUUCUUGACCAUUGGACCCACUCAUCCGCCAGAGCCUGUCUUCACAUGUAGGUGAAGUCCCUAACUCACUGAGGGUUUGAGGCCCAUUGGCUACCCUCACCUGGUUUAGCCAUUUUUUACAUCACUUAUUUUAUUUUUAUUUAUUUAUUGCAUUUAUAUCUUACCUUGUUCUCCAUGGAGCCCAAAGUGGAGUACAUGGUCCUUCCUCUUUAAUCUCAUUUAAUCUCCAUAAACAACCCUGUGAGAUAGGUUAGACUGACAGCCAAGUGCCCCCCUCCCCAUAAAUGAGCUUCAUGGCCCAGGUCCUAUCACACUGGCUCUGAUAGGAUAUCACUGUAUGCAUUUGUUCAGAAGCACAUCCCAUUAAGGUCAACACUCCCAGAUAAGUUGUACGCUACGGCUGCUGUCGUAUUCAUCAGGGGGUGGGGAACUGAAUCUGGUUAGCGACUGGAUCCAAAAGUCUCCCACCCCACAAGCCGCUUUGGCAAGUGAGUGGGACACCCCACGUGUCAGUGCACAUGAGGUCAGGUGCUUUAACUUCAAAGGGAGAAUUAGCACAUUCUAAAAUGUGCUCCCAAUUCUUCCUUUCCAGCUGGAAUUCUGCACUUUUUGAAUUUGUUGCUUCAGGUCUAGUGCUGAAUUGCACCAGUGGCUGGAAAAGAGGAAUCAGUCUGGUUUUUUUAUUCCCAUGUCCAUUUUAAGAUUCCCCCCCCCCUUUCAUGCAGAUCCUGGUUACUUAAAUGUGCAUGCACACAGCAAAUCAGCCAGAGAAAAAUUUGCACACAGCUGUUGAGAGAUUCAAAGCCCUCUUCAUGCAAAUCUACUAAUUGCAGUCCUCCAGGAAUAUAAUUUGCAUAAUGCAUAAUUCAUUUUGUCUUUGGGGGACAAAAGGCCAAAAGAGAGAGAAAGAAAUCAUGUUGGCUUCUGGGAUGUGAGAGUCCCAAAUAGAGAAGUCAAGCCACUUAUCACUGUGUGACAAUGGCAGAUAUUCAAGAGAUCUUGGAGACAAUAAUUGCACCUGCUUCUGCUUGAGUGUAAAUUAAGGGAGGUUCUGGCUUUACUGCACCAAAUCAACUUUGGGAGCUUCUGUGCACAUUAUGAGGAUGGUGCAAAGCACUGAAAUUAAACAAGAAGCUCUGAAAUGCUGCACCAAACCUGUCCCCUGUGGUUGCCAUGCUGGCUGGGAUUGAUGGGCGAUGUAAUUUGUACACCUGGAGGGCAUCAGGUUGGGCAAGGCUCCCCUGUGGCAUGAGGUCCCAGGUCACAACCGAACAUCUGCCAUAAAACUGCUGUAGCAGAACAUGCAGGUUGCUGAAAACAUCCUUGGCAGAUUUGGAGGGAGAAGGGACAUCUAUAGGACUUUCCCCUAUACAUUCCAGGGAGUGAGACCACAGAAAGUACACAGCCCAGAAUCAUAGAAUCAUAGCAUCAUAGAGUUGGAAGAGACCACAAGGGCCAUCGAGUCCAACCCCCUGCCAGGCAGGAAACACCAUCAGAGCACUCCUGACAUAUGGUUGUCAAGCCUCUGCUUAAAGACCUCCAAAGAAGGAGACUCCACCACACUCCUUGGCAGCAAAUUCCACUGUCGAACAGCUCUUACUGUCAGGAAGUUCUUCCUAAUGUUUAGGUGGAAUCUUCUUUCUUGUAGUUUGGAUCCAUUGCUCCGUGUCCGCUUCUCUGGAGCAGCAGAAAACAACCUUUCUCCCUCCUCUAUGUGACAUCCUUUUAUAUAUUUGAACAUGGCUAUCAUAUCACCCCUUAACCUCCUCUUCUCCAGGCUAAACAUGCCCAGCUCCCUUAGCCGUUCCUCAUAAGGCAUCGUUUCCAGGCCUUUGACCAUUUUGGUUGCCCUCCUCUGGACACGUUCCAGUUUGUCAGUGUCCUUCUUGAACUGUGGUGCCCAGAACUGGACACAGUACUCCAGGUGAGGUCUGACUGGAAUCCCACUGGACAAUUCACCCCUGGCCUUAGGUAUUAACUAGGAUUAAUGCUUUUAUUUUGGCCACGUGCAAUAAAAGGGGGGCAACGAUUUGUAGGGUGUGUGACUCAUCGUUCUAUGAUGUAGCUAAUACCAUGCAUGGUUGUUUUGCAAAGUUUUUGUGAACUAACCACAGCACUUGCACAGAAACAGGAGCAUGCAGUUUACAGGUCUCUGUGUUUCAUGAAUGCCUUUGGGAUUCUGCAGCUCUCCUUACACACAGAAGUGCAUUUGAGCCGUGGCCUGCUGGUACCCAUUCCUGAAGACAUGGAGUCGGGGAGGGCGGGAGAAAGUUACUAAUGCCAAUUAUGUACUUUUACUGGGACUGUUUCUUCUCUCCAUGUUGAUAAGCUGAGAGAAAAGCUGUGUGUCUCUGUCUGGUGGUGGGGCAGCUUCAGAUGAAAUGUGGCCAUUUGAGAUUUUUGCAGUCCUAACACCUCCUUUUAUUUCUUUACUGAUUUUCUCCUUCUAUCAUUUAUGUUAAAUGCCCACUUCCAGACAUAUUCCAGGCAUCAUCAAGUAUGAGUGAGCCUAGAAAACUGAGCACUCUUAAGAGGUUAAUUGAAAUCCUACACUUUAAAAAUCCAGUGUGUCUCCAAAAAAACCCAACCACACUCAAACUAAAAGGAACAGGAAAUGCAGAUUGAUUAAUUUGUACAGUUUAGCUUGGCGCUUUGGGUUUUGUUGUGUGUGUGUGUGUGUUUGAAAAGGAGUCAGCAACAAUUCUGGGCCAAUUCUCUACUGGCUAACAAGAUGUUUUAGUGCAAGGAUGCUAGAACGUUCACUGUGAUGAGCCAAUUAAAUGGGACACCUUGGGGAGGUUACAACAAGUAAAAAAAGUGUUUGUGGUCUUGUUUCUGUUUAUGUGAUUCAGUUAUUAAAGGACCAGCUGGAAAAAUCCAGGGCCCUGACUUUUCAGGUUGUUGCAUGCUUAACCAAAGGAUCCAUAUCUGCAAUUAAAUGCAUAUAUUGGUGAAAAUAACCCUGAUAGAAAUCCUUUAAAUGUUAGAUGCAUUGUUGACCUUGUUGAACAACUGCUGUUCUGCUUUAACCAAUUUUUGUGUGAUUUUUGCUUUAUUUCUUUCUGCUUCUCUCCUUCCUCAUUUCCUGCUCUCUCCCCCUCCCCUGCUAGAAAAACUGAUUGAGGGCCUCAAAUCUCCUGAGCCUGCACUCCUCCUCCCUGAUAUCCUGCCUCUCGCUGAUCCCUUCGGUAGCACCCCUGAUGCUGUGAAUGGUAAAAUCCUGAAAAGCCUCUCUGGCAUGUUCUGUCCUGCAUGUUGACCCACCAGUAUUGCAUGUUUUGAACCGUGGCAAGCAUGUGCCCAGAGGUCAAGCCAGCCAGAGCCCACAAAAAGUGACUUUGGGAGACAGAGGGUCAUAGGAUGUUGUUCAGUGUUUGGAAUUCACUAGCCUAUCGCUGAGUCUGCGAAUCAGACAUGUGAAGUUCCUUCACCCUGGGCAUCACUGCCAAACCAUCCCCUUCCCUUGUUCCACUAAUUCUCCACUUUCUGUAAUCUAUCACUUCUUCCUCUCAUUUUUAUCCUUCCCAAGUGGGAAACUCAGGCCAGAUCUACAUGUGCAGCAAAAAUGGGGUGGUAGAGUCCUGAUGUAAAUGGACUUCAAAUUAUACAGGAGGGCAGGAAAGGUUCAUUCACUGGGCAGACGCGGGGAAUCUUUGGCUCUUCAGAUGUUAUUGAACUUGCAGCUCCAGUCGGCGCUAGCAAACAUGGUUGAUGGCUAAGAAUGAUGGGAGUUGUAGUUCAGCAGCAUCUGGAGAGCCAAAGGUUCCCCACCUUGGGGGGGGGGACCAAAUCAUUGGCUGAGCUCAGAUAAACAGAAGUAUGAGAUUACUUUACUCCAUAUAUGCCCACUUGACCUCUUUGAUCGGCAAAACUGGCAUUGUUACAGGUGCCACGUAAUACCUGUCCAGUGUUCGUAAGAAUUUGAAAUUUUAGUGUGGAAGCACUGGAUCUCGCUGCCUGUGGAUAUCAGGCAGGUGCCUUCACUGUAUUCUUAUCAGCACUUGCUAAAAACAUAUUAGUUUAGGCAAGUCUGUCCAAGUAUCUAGAAUGCCAGUGCAAAUUGUAAUCUGUUCCUCUAUACCAUGCAUAAUUUUAUAUGCUUCUAGCAUGUUGUCUCCUACUCACCUUUUCCCUAAGCGAAAAAGUCCCAAACGUCAUAAGGGAGUCUCUCCAUCCCCUUGAUCAUUUUGGUUGCUCUUUUCUGAACCUUUUCCAACUCUACAAUAUCCUUUCCAAGGUGAGGCAACCAGAACUGUACCGGGUAUUCCAAAUGCAGUUGCGCCAUAGAUUUACUUAAUUGUACUGUAUUAUGAUACUGGCAGUUUUAUCUUCCGUUCCUUCCCUGGUGAUCCCUAGCACGGAGUUUGCCUUUUUCACAGCUGCCCUACACGGGGUCGACAUCUUCAUUGAGCUAUCUACUAUGACCCCCAAGGUCUCGUUCCCAGUCAUUCACCUACAGUUCAGUCCCUUUGAGCUUAUAGGUGAAAUUAAUAUUCUUUUUGCCCUGACGUGCAUCACUUUGCACUUUUUUACAUUGAAUUGCAUUUGCCAUUUUGCUGCCUAUUUCUUCAGUUUGGAGAGGUUCCUUUCGCAGCUCUUCGCGAUCUCUUUUGUUUUAAAGAGCCUGAGCAAUUUAGCACUGUCAGCAAACUUGGCUACCUCACAGCUCACCCCUAACUCUAGAUGGUUAUGAGCAAGCUAAAAAGCUCUGGUCCCAAUUCUGAUCCUUGGGAGACUCCACUUUCUACUUCGUUCCAUCCAGAGAGAUGUCUAUUUAUCCCUCCUCUCUGCAAUCUACUAACUUAACCCAUCCCUGAUCCACCAGAGGGCCUCACUUCACCCCCCCUCCCCACUUUCCUGCUCUGAAAUGAUGCGUUCACCUAUUUCUGCUGUGUUUCUUCUUGCAUCCUUAGAAAUGGUUUGGCAUGCCUGGGUCUCUCUUGCUCUUGAGGAGCCUCAGUGCUUUUAUCCUCAGAUUUUUGUUUCUCUCUGCUGCAUUCUUUCCCUUGCUCAAAGACUUAAAAGCCCGGGAUACGAAACACCCUCUGGCCCUUGCAAGCCUAAGCUCCCAGAGCAUCCUGAAUGGGCCCAGACAAGGCUGGCUGGCUGGCCUAGUCCAUCCUCUGGUCUCCCUUGUGUCAUAUCUUCCCUUCACAAAGCUGAGAAUCAAAUUGGGGUUUUAAAAGCUGUGCAUGUAUGGAAUAGCCAUAAAUAUAUACCUGAUGUUCCUUUUCCAAAAAUGUAUCUUGAAGGGUGCAAUUAAGCCACCAGUGUUGCAAGCACAUCUUUUUUUCAGUUCAAUGCAUGCCAUAAUCCUGGACACUUUUUGAAAGCUAAAGAGACCCUUCCUAAGCAUUUUAAGUAGCAAAUUAUUUCCAGCUGCCUAUUUGCCAGAAGAAGAAAUCGAACCAGCUACCGAAGUUUCAUGGCAUGUUAAAGCCAAGCCUUAUAAUGAAGCUGAAUCACAGGAGUCUGGGCUGCAUGCUUCCGUUUUUGAGACUUGUCUACAUGUGUUAGAAAGCACAUGGGGGCAAUAAGGAACGUGAGCCUGACAGGCUCCAUCUGCUCAUCCCUAGCAACGAGAGAAGCUCUGCUGUGCAGAAUACAUCCAAACAGCACAGCUCAGUGGGCAGGGCCAGUUGCCCAGGGCGUCCCCAUCUUCGCCUGGCCAAAGGGUCAGGUUGAAAGAACCCCUGCAGUUGUCCCUGCCCACAUGAUUCUGCAUCCUGGAGGGGCAUGGAAUCUCCUCCCGUGGCUGUGGCAUUGCUGCUGUCAGAGGUACGUCUGGAAAGGAACCUCACUGACACUCGGAAGUUUGGGCUUGCACAGGUCUGCCAGUGUGCUGGGUCUUUCUUGUUCUGUGCUUUCCUGGGUGUCCAGGAAUGCACAGUUGUGCCGAUGGGAAUAUCCCUUUGAAAAUCACCCUCGGACUAAACUGACAUUUAGUAGUGGGCAAUCCAGGUGUUGGAAUGUCUCUGCCUGCAGUAGGAUGUCCAGGGCUUAGUGUUUCAGGCUAUGGCCUUCUCUUCCUUUCUUCCUCUGCUGAACCUCACCUAACUUUGGCUUCUGCUCUGUUCCUUUGUGCCUUCGGAAAGGAAAAGCUGAACUAACAGUUGAGAGUCUCAUCCCAGGCCUUGAGGCUCCUGUGUCGCAGCAUAUAUCAUCGCAGACAGACUCUGUGGCUUCAAACAGAGCAGGUUGGUGGGGGCUUGAGCUCAGGCGGGCCAUGAUGUCAAGCUGGUGACAUCAUGAUGAAGAAAUGGGUGGGCUUCUGUGUCUUCCAGUCUCAGCAAUGGGGCAUUGCCUGCAAGCUGAACUUUCCUUUAGAGUGCUAAUUUGAAAUCUUAAAAAGAUCCAUACACCUUCUCUGGGGUAUAUAUAUAUGCGCACAACCUCUCUCCAAAUGCUACACAUUUAAAUAAGGCAAAGUAUUAAACAGCAUAACAUUCUGCAAUCUGCAGCCUUGGCAUUGUCAACACCACACUCUCACAGAGCUAACAGAUUAGAAUCAGUCUCAUCUACAGUUCAGCCCAGAGUGCUGUAGCUGUAAUCCUCCUAUCACAUUGAAUUUCAACUCCUUAAAAUCCAGAGCUGUUAAAUAAGCAGCAAGGCAUCUCCCAAAGCCCUUUAAGCUGAUAUUUUUAAGAACACCACCACCACCUGAAAUCAAUUUAUUUGUUCAGAGGCUGCUUGUAUAUGCCGAGUCCUUUCAAAACGACUAAUUUUGUCCCCACUUCAGCCCAGGAUUUUAAAAACUGAUGCAUUAAAGCUCAGGAUGAGUUGCAAGCAGAUAGCUUGCCAGGUGUGACUGCUAACCUCCUCUUCUCUGUACUGUUUUCUUGCUUGCUAACCGGGGGACCAUCAGAUUCUGUCACUGGGGAGGACUCCCUGCUUGACUGCUCUCUGCUUUCUAAUCCUGCUGCUGACCUUCUGGAUGAGUUUGCUCCUUUAGCCGUUUCAACCCAAGCUCACAAAGGUAAAGUACCUUUAAGUGUUGUGUACAAAUGGGAGAGGAGGUUGGGGAAUGUGAGAAAUGUGCAACAUGAAAGUGGUGGAAGCAUCUGUGUUGAAAGCUGUGGUGGUCCCUGUGUGCCAAGGCAGGAUGGUGGUUCAAUUAGUAGGAUCCUGUUAAUUCCAAAUUAUUUUUGUGUGCCAAAUGACAAUGCCUUGAUUUCUUCUUUCCUGGGUCCAGUGUGAUCUCUUAACAUGAGUUUCUGGGGGCUGGAUGGGGGUGAACCCCUACGUUGGCACGCCCUUCCUCUUCCUUUCUCUUCAGAUCCCAGUGCAAAACUUCCUUCUUCCAUGAACAUUUUUGUCAUAGCUCUUUCACAGUUGAUGCAGCUUAGUGGCCAAGUGUUUGAGCUGCAAGUUGGGCUCAUAGGAAGUGAGCGACACACUAUUUCAACCACUCCCAACCUGGUGCCCUCCAGAUGUUUUGGUUCGCAACUUCCAUCAGCCUGGGGCAGCCUGGCCAUAUGAUUCUCAAGCUGACAGGAGCUCUGCUGUGCUGCCUGGAGAUGGUGGGAACUGCAGCUCAGACAGGUUGAGGUGCCAAGUUGGGAAUUUGCCCAGCCUGGUCUGAAAUAAUGGGCUUCAAAAUUGCUGGCGUUCCUUCAGCGCUUGCCUGUGGAGUUCUUUCUCUUCCUCUGGUCUCUCCAUCCUCACUCUCUAAAUGUAAGCUGCUUGUGGGGCAGGCCCACCAACAGAGGCGAGCAGCUGUAAACCUCUGGCAGUUGAAUCCUUUGGGUGUAAUCUGAUAUCGAGGGCUGCGUGCCUGUGCUCCACUUGGUUGUGUCAGAUGUUGCUUCUCAGCAUCGUUUGCUUGUGUUCCCCUGUAAAGAGCAGGGCCUUUUCAUUGGUGGCUCCCUGCUUGCGGAAUGCUCCCCCUGGGGAGGCUCGCCUGGCACCAUCGUUGCAUAUCUUCAGGCACCAGGCAAAAAGAUUCCUUUUUAACCAGGCCUUUUGCUUUUAACUACUUAUGACCUUUUAGAGAGGGUGGGAUAUUUUAAUGUAUCACCUCCCUCCCCAGUCUUCAUGUGUGCGGGUUUGCUCUGGGUCGCCAUGACAUAAAAGCAACUAAUACAUUUAACAAAUAAUAAUGAUGGUGAUACGUGCCCUGGAUGCACAUGGCUAGCACUAAAUAAAUUAAUUGUCCUCUUGGCACAUAUGCAGUGCUUUAGGAACGGCUGACCGCUGCCAUGUGUGUUUCGCAGUGUAGCUUCAGGCCUUUGGGAAUGAGCUUUCCAAAUCUGGCCUGGUCCCACCUCCCCAGCCCAGGCUGGCCAUUGGCUCUGUGUUGGGCAGGAAGGGAUAUAAGGACUUCUUUCCAAGCUGAGCCUUGCUUGAACAUAGGAGGAAGUGAACAUAGUAAGCUGCCUUAUACAGAGUCAGACCAUUAGCCUGUCCAGAAUUGCCUGUGCUGACUUGCAGCAGCUCCCAGCCCUAUAUGGAGAUGCUGAGGAUCAGAGGCACCAAGUGCCGUGCAACAAUUGGGCUGUUGCAUGAUCACAUGCAACAGGUGGUUGAACCACGCCAGAGGCCUCGUCCUGGCUCAUCCCAUUUUGGGCAGCCCCAUCACCGCAUACUUUGGGAGGCUGAGGUCCAUAGGUUGCAUAUGCUGAUGACCUGGACCCACAUUCAGGUGCUCUGCGGCUGCGACCAGACCUGGACCAUCUGUGUUGGCGGCUUUCUGUGUUCUCUCUCUUGCCCGGGCCCCUCGCAGCCGUUUCUCCCCUGCCUGUGGCCCAGGCCCCGCGCAAAACCUUUAGUCUGCUGAGUUCUAGUACAUCAGCAUCUUUUCCUGGACAUAAUGAGAUGGACAGCAAAUGUUAUGACAGAACCAGUUUUUUAUCAGUAGUUCAGUGAGCAGUAGAUCCAUGUCACUAGAAAGAGAGUUCUAGCUUUUCUAAACAUUAGAUGAGGUUCUGGGAGGGUGUUUGGUACACCCCAGAGUGUGGGCUCUUGGUUUAACAGUUAGACAUGUCAGGGAUUCUUUAGUUGUGGUUCCUGCAUUGCAGGGGGUUGGACAAUAGUCUCCAUAUAUAACAAAAGAAUUAAAAUUGGAGACCAUCAACUAGCCAUUAUGGAAAGAUGUGUUGUUAAUUCCCAACAUUAGCCUGGCAGAAUAGAAGAGUCUUCAGCAGGUGUUUAAAGAUUGACUCAGAAGGCACCUGCUGAAUCUCUAGUGGCAGGGUGUUCCACAGGACAAUGUUCUGUUUUGAAUUGCUGUCAGAUGAGCCUUGUCAGCUUGCGGGAUGACCAACAAGGCUCUUGCAGAUGAUCUUGGUGAUCAAGAUGGGAUAUAAGGGUUUAAGUGGCCCUUAGGGCACCCUGGACCGAAGUUGUUCAGGGCUUUGUAAAUUAAUACAGGGACCUCAGACCUGGCUUGGCAGCAGAUGAGCUUAGUUAGGGUUAGUUAGGAUUCCUUUGGUCUCUAUGUUGGAACCUGGGUGUGGGAAGAAGCGAAAGCAUAUGACAUGAGUGGGAAAGGUGAUCUGCUUAAUUUCAAAAUAAGCAAAAUAAUGCAGGGAAAGGGGUCUUUCUGUGGUCCUCCAGAUGUUGUUGGAUUCCAACUCACUCACCCCAGCUAGCAUGCUCCAUAGUUGGGGGUGCUGAGAGCUGUAGAAUAUCUGGAGCUUCCCCAUCUCUAAAAAACUCCUGGUCAUUCUUUGGCAUCCUCUUGGUGGAGGUAGAAAUUAACAAUCUUUGUUUAAAAGUUGGGGGGGGGGGAUGUUACAGACAUUGCAUUUCUUCCAGUCAGUAGCACUUUGAAAGCGGAUUCCUUUGAUUCCUUUGAGAAGUUGCCUUAUUCUUGGGGUGGGUGUGUGGGUGUGCGCGUGCAAACUGUCUGAAGCUGGUAUGCUGAGUUUCUUCUAGCAUCACCUUAUGCCACUAGGAAGCUCUGCCGUUGCAGGACCACUAAGUGGCAGCUGCUUUUGCUGGGGGUUUGCCACUUUACAAAGGUGACCCGAAGGGGUCUCUUGUCAAAAUCUGUGCCAGAACUGAAACCACACCUGACAGCUCUGGGCCAGCCUGAAAUAACCCCUUGCCCUCCACUGUGAGUGCCUUGGGAGCAUGUGGGAAUGUCACUGAGCUUGUGGCUUGGAGGAGGAGCCCUGUUUUCCGCAACUGUGGCAUCUCGAAGGGGGUGGUAGACCAUGUCUGCCUUCACAAACGGUGUUCCCACCAUGAGUCUGCAUUCUGUGAACCGCCCUGAGACCUCUGGGUGUAGGGUGGUAUAUAAAUUCUUUACAAAAUUAUAAUAAUAAGUCUACCAGAGGCCCACACCCUCUUGGUGGAGCAGAGCGUUGACUCAUCUGAACCAGGGCUUGGGCUUCUCUCUCUCCUCACUGCCUUUUCUCGUGCCUUGUGAGAUCAGGUCCCUGGGAACGUUACUAACUCUCUAAUGCAGCCUGGCUGCUUUCUUUCUCACAAAACUGCCUCUGCUGCCGCUGCCGCUUCUGUUUAUUUUUCGUGUUUAUACCUCGCUCUCCUUUUUAACUCGUAACAAUUUAAAGCUCCACCUUCCAACCUUGCCUUUGCUCGCCUGGUGUGUCCUCUAGCUGUUUGGGACUGUGAUGUGAGCUUUUCGACCCAAACAGCUGGAAGACAUGGCGGGUUGGGUCCGCUAAUCCUUCUUUGCAACAAAACACAUGCAGCUAAUGUUGUUUUGGUGGUUUCUAACCAGCUUUCUCUGCUCUAUCUUUUUGCUCCUUUUUAAAACUUCCACCCCUCUCCCCAUCGUGCUGCAGAAGAUACUAACCUGAUCUCUGGCUUCGAUGUCCCUGAGGGCUCUGAAAAGGUGGCAGGAGACGAGUUUGACCCCAUCCCUGUGUUGAUAUCCAAAAAUUCACAAGGUAAGCAGGCAGACUGGGGGUGACUUGAGAUUUUAAGGCAGUGUCUUUCUUUGUGGUAGCAUGUAUGGCCUGAAACUAAACCUGAGGCUCAAGGCUUGCAGGGUCUCCAUGCCUGAGCCCAGUUUUCUUCAGCUUCCGUAGUCUUGGCAGCGCUGGGCUCCUUUCAGUUCCCACUUGUUGUGACAAGGACACGUUGAGGAGAGGUGAGCAUCCCAACAUCUUGAGUAAUAAGAAAAUUAUUUUGGAAUCUGGCAUAAUAGUGUUACUGCCCCAAAUCUCCUGAUCGUAAGCGGGUGGGCGGAACUACCUCUAAUCAUCUCCAAAGGACCCUUGUGAUUUAGAACCAAAUUCCAGUAUUCAAGAUUUGGUUAGGCUCCCACCAGGGGCCUAUACCAACCCAAUGAGAUUUGCAGUUGAUUUCCAUCACUACUCUAUGGCUCCUUCCAAUGCCACACCCUAUUGGUUUAAAAAGCAGAUUGCAACUUAGCAUAAUUAGGAGACAACCACCCACCUUGUGCCCAUGGAACUAAUCCUGAGGGUCUUUGAAUCCUGACCCAGAGUUCACUGCUGGGAAUAGUUAUAAUACAAGCUUGAUGAUUUGUGGUGGAAGGAAUCAAGGGGUAGGGCCUCUUGGCCAGGUGACCCAUUGGAUUAACAGACCCUCUCUCCCACGCACUGCCAUCCUGAUUUUUGACUGGGAGUUUCAUAUAGGCCCAACAGCACAGAGUUAUAUUCUAAAACACAACACACCUUAAAGCUAGAGAGUGUAUUGGGGUGCUGGGCUGCAGUUGAACAUUUUGUCAUAAAGGGAUGCGGGUGGCGCUGUGAGUUAAACCACAGAGCCUAGGACUUGCCGAUCAGAAGGUCGGCGGUUCGAAUCCCUGCGAUAGGGUGAGCUUUGUUGCUCGGUCCCUGCUCCUGCCAACUUAGCAGUUCAAAAGCACGUCAAAGUGAAAGUAGAUAAAUAGGUACCACUCCAGCGGGAAGGUAAAUGGUGUUUCCGUGCGCUGCUCUGGUUCGCCAGAAGGGGCUCAGUCAUGCUGACCACAUGAGCCAGAAGCUGUACAUCAGCUCCCUCAGCCAAUAAAGUGAGAUGAGCGCCGCAACCCCAGAGUUGGUCACAACUGGACCUAAUGAUCAGGGGUCCCUUUACCUUACCAAAGCAGCUGUGCAGAGAAAACGCGGAAUGUAGACCAUGAGCAGCUGAAAAGGAGCAGGGGCAUCUUUUGAUAAGACAUGCGUAAUAUUGAGGCCUCCAUGGGAAGACAUAGAAGCUCCCCGUUGAAUAAGAAUUUGGUGCUCCACAACUCUGGAAGUUGCCUUUCCCCCUUUGUCCCGUUGUCCAUGCGCAAAGGACUCCCCCUCUCAAUUUUUGUCAUGGAGCCCUUCUCGGUAACAGAUUCCUGCUCUAAUAUUUCCUUAACACUGUUGUAAAAUCAUCCUAGGGAAGAGGAUACUAAAUGAGGUUGCUUAGAGAGGGAGGAGCUCUAGAUCUAAGCCGCUGACCAUUUAUUCUGUUUACUUUUUUCACGUAAUCGAUACACUGCUUGACUGUAAAAGCAAACAAACCUCAAGAAAAUUAUCAAUAAGAAAAACCAACAAUAAUUUAAAACUUUGAAAAAGUUAAAACAAAAAUAGACCAAGUACAGAUUAAAAUUCGCAUCAACUUUCUGGACAGGCUUGUCUAAACAAAAACGUUUUUAGCAGACACCUGCCUGACUUCUAUAGGCAGAGAGUUCUGAAGUGUAGGUGCUGCCACACUUAAAGGUAAAGUUAGUUCUCCUGUUGACAUCUGUAUCAGGAGUGGAAUGUCACAGGCAGAGCCACUGCUGGCUGACUUAACUUUUUAGAAGGGAGCAGCUGAGACCUUUGGUUGUUGGAAUCUCUCUUCAAAAACCACAUUGAAGACUGUGUCUGCAAAACUUUCUGCAUCUAUCUACUGUAACUCCAAGAGCCACGCUUGUGUAGAUUCCAGACUGCUGCUGCUUUCUCUAGUUUGUAGCUUGCUCUUCCUUUUUGUUUGCUUGUGAGCGCAUUUUUCAUUUUAUUUAUUGAAAUAAAAAAGCUAACUUUUAAUUCCCUUUAAUUCUCUUGCUCGAUACUGAAUUGCUAUCUCUCACACUUUCAGGUGGGCAUUCUAGAAACAGCAGUGGAAGCUCUGAAUCCAGUCUUCCCAACCUAGCCAGGUCUCUUCUGCUAGUGGAUCAGCUCAUAGACCUGUAGCAGCCACUCAGUAACCAAGGCGGUUUCUGUAACGUACCUUAAAUCCAAUGUGGUUUUUUUGUUUUGUUUUGUUUUUGUUUUCCCAACGGAGCUAAAUCUUUAGUUGUCAGGUGAUUUUGUGUUCCUGUUGUUGUUUUGUUUAAAAAUAACCCUGCAGAUGGAAGGAGCCCACACCCUGAACCCCAAAUCAUGGCCCCUCUCUUGGGACUCCCCUGCCCUCCGUCUUAGCACGUCCUUGAUGCAACUUGCUACCUUGUGCACUUCUCUCUACUAGCCUAUCUCUAAUGGGAGCACCACUGUUUAUUAACCUCUUGGCUAUGAUUUCACCUCCCCCUCCCCACCAGCUCCACUGGAACCAUAACUGUACAUGAAUUACGUGUAACAUACAACUAAUACAUCUGGGGCCCCCAUCCCGCCUUAGUCUAGAGAAUGCUAACCAAAUGGUAUGUCAACUUCUUUUCGUAAUCUAAAACCAAGAAGGAGAAGGACCGUGAAAAUAAGUCACCAUUGCCCCUCUCUGAUGUGCAAGGGGGCAGGGGCUCUCUUUGUAAGGCAUUGGGGCAGGACUCUGGGCAAUGCCUCCUCCUCCACAGCUAAAACUGUGCUUGAGAUCUGCUGAGUAGAUACCUUUCCAGCUUGGAAAGUGGACAUUUUGCUCCCUAACCAGCAUUCUGCAGUGUGCUUAGGAAUGGGCUGUGCUUAAUAAAAUAAGAUUUAAAAAACAACAACACCCAAGCUAUGGAAAUUAUCCAUCGCAAAAUAGUUAAACGUAAAACAUCAUAAUGUCUAAAAAGCAUGGCUAAGGUUUUUUUUUCCUGUUGGAUGAAUCCUCAGUUGAAGAGGGCAUUUGUAGCAACGGAUGUGUACUCUGGUGGAGGGCUUGGCCUGUAGAGGAAUUCUGUAAAAUUAAUGUACAUGUCAGACAUUCCUGCGGGUGAGGUCGUUUUUGGUUUUUUUCUUUUGGCUGUCUCCCUAUGUUGCAACUAGGUAUAGUGUUAACACAGUACUAUGGAGCCAUUUCCCCCCUUCCCAGUAGGCAAAGGACUGUAAUCUUUAUUUAGAUCCUUCAGUCUCUGUAGAGCUCGCAUGCACACCUUGUCAGCCAGUUGAGAGUAAGUGCUUUCCAGCUUAGGUGUACCUGAAUGGGUUUUACCUUUUAUUUCCACCUUGAUAUGCUCAGUUUCGUCAAACUACUGGAUAGAGUAAACUUGUUUUCAUCGGCUUCUGAUCUUCAAGUCCAAAGUUAACUUGCCACUCUGAAGAUGUUCUUCUGAACGGAAGGACCUACCCUGACUCCAUAGUGGAAUAAUUAUUAGCUUAAUGCUAACUCUGUGUAUGUGUAUGUAGCUGUAUUGGUAAAAAGUGCAGUUUUCCCACGUGUGAAAGUAUGAAUGACUAAAUUUAUAGAUGUAUCAGCCUCUCCUACAUGAAGGAAAGACACUUUGAUGACGUCCCCUGAGUAUUCCCCCUUCCAGCUUCCCCCCCACCCCAUCUAAAUCUCCCCCUCAGAAAUUAGCUUAACAAAUUCUGUAAAUAGGAUUUAAUCGUCAUGUCCGUUCUCUCUGAAUCUUUCUAAGAUCUACAUGCACACUUCAUGAUAAAAAGUAUUGCUUAUGUGUGAUGUGUCCAUUUCCGUGUUUCUGCUGCACUUUCCUGAUGAUUUACAUGACAGAACUAUGGAAAUUAUCUUAGUAAAAUUGUUGAUAGAUCUUUAUAUUUUUUGGGGAGGGGGGUGGGGUUGUUUUGACUUCUGAAUCCCGAAGCACAGGCGACCGGGUCUGGAUUAUGUGGACAAAGCUUUAGAUAGAACGUUAUUGUAUAGUCAGAUACUGAAAAAUAUAUGGAAAAAAGAAUGGAUUUUUUUAAACAAAGUAACCACCUGCUGUGUAUAAGAAACCAAAAAAAAGAACAUUUCUGUGAAUUAAAGUACUUUUAAAAAAGAAUGUUUAACAUUUUAAGUCUACUUGAACUUGUUGAAGAGUUCUGGACACAGAAUAAUGGAAGUACCUGGUUGCUUGAGGACAGUGCUGUGAGCAAAACAACUGUGAGUGUUGGGACCUUUUAAAUUUUUGUUUUCUUUUGUUUUUCGAAAAAUGAAUCAUGCAUCUGGAUUGGCAAAUCUAACAUGGUGGAAAUAAUUUAUCCUGUACUAAGGUUUAUGAAUUGACCAAAAGUCAUUGAAAUGACGUGUAGCAGAUUCUUUAAUAAACAGCGCAAGACUGAAAUUCUGGGAAUGAUUAUUAGCCUGUUGCAAUAUAUUGCGGGAGGUUGAAGUUCCUUUUUUCAAAAGGGUGAUCAAGUAUAGGGUGUGUGGGUGUGUUGCAAGGCUGCCGUUAGGCAGAAUCAGACAGUCUGCAGCCCAUUUUGGAAUACCAGUAAAAAAAGGCAGGGAACAAAUAUUUUGAUUAUGAUCAUGCGAGGCAUCACCUGGAUUUUCUGCCUCCAGGACCAAAAUGUCUUUGACUGCUGAAACGUAAUGUCCGGGGGAAUGACUUGAUUUCUCAUAUCCUUAAAGACAGGGAUAAAGGUGUGUCUUCUACUCAUGCCAUGAGCCCCAAUCUCUGUCCCUGUGUCUUUACGGGGGGAAAUAUUUUUUCCAAUGAGUUGCUUAAGCAGCUGCAAUUGAUGCAGACCAGCAGCUGGGAAUGCAAUGGUCUAGGCUGACAGCCUUAGUUGUGAUAGACCUAGGGUAGCCAACACCCGGUGCCCUCCAGAUGUUGUUGGCCGCAAGCUCCCAUCAGCCCCAGAUGGCAUGGUGAAUGAACAGGGUUGAUGGAAUCUGUAGUUCAACAACGUCUGGAGAGCAUUCUAUUGACUUCCCCAGCAGUCUGCUGGAAAAUCACUGGGGAGAAAUUCAGCACCAGAAGUGGCAUCUCUGUUGUUGAAUUUCUUGCUGUCUGAGCUAGUUAUUUAAUAUUUCUGAUGUGUGUAUGUAUACUUUUGUUUUGUAAAUUGUGUGACCUGACUUCUGUCUUGCACACUAAUAAUAAUAACAGCAGCAGCAGCAGUAGUAACAACAACAACGAAAUGGGCAGCACACCACUGGGUGUAUUUUAAAUUUGCAAAAUAGGAGUGCAUACAAUUCCUGUAUUGUGGGGUGUGGGCUCGAUGACCCUUUGGGUCCCUUCCAACUCUACAAUUCUAUGUUUCUAUGCUCAGCAUCUCUUCACAAUCAAAGCAUUAUUGUGAAGCUGUGCCAAUGAACUGCUUAUUCGGAACCACUUCGAGCAGGAUCAGGCCAACUCAGCAUUCUCAGAAAGAAUCUCAGCAAGUAGUUGGCUUCCCUGAUAUUGCUUGGAUCACCCCUGACCUUUGGCCUUGCUCCCUGGGGCUGGUAGGCAUUGUGGUGCAUCAAGAUCUAGUUAGCGACACCUGUUCUAGGUAGCCCAAUGAACUGCAGUCUACCUUCAGGUUGCCCCUGAAGAAAUGUUUCACUGAAAGUAGUGCCAAGCUCAGCCUGGCAUGGACUGUGUUUGGCUAGCGUUUGUCAUGCUCUCUUAGAUGAUAAUUGGUAGUAGACAAUGUAGUUCAAAGUUCAAAGUGAAUUCUGUAGCCCAUUGAUCAUAACACGGCAGUGUGAUGCUGAUCCACGUCCUGCGACAGCCUUCAUCAAGCUGAUGCACUCCAGCAAAUGUUCUGGACUAAUAAUAGUAGUAGUAGUAGUAGUAAUAAUAAUAAUAAUAAUAAUUUUUAUUUAUACCCCACCCUCCCCAACCAAAACUGGGCUCAGAGCAGCUAACAACAAAUAACAAGAACAAGUUGAUUGAAAUACAACUUAAAAACAAGCUUAAAAUACAACAUUAAAACAAUUAAAACAUUAAAAUGCAGCCUCAUCACAGGAGGAGAAAGGAAAAAAGAAGGGGGGGAGGGAAUCAAAUUGGUUCUAAGCCAAAGGCCAGGUGGAACAACUUUGUCUUACAGGCCCUGCGGAAAGAAAUCAGAUCCUUCAGGGCCCUGGUCUCAUGAGACAGAGCGUUCCACCAGGCCGGAGCCAGUGCUGAAAAGGCCCUGGUUCUGGCUGAGGCUAAUCUAACUUCCUUAGGGCCCAGGACCUCUAAGGUGUUGCUAUUUAUGGACCUUAAGGUCCUCCGUGGGGCAUACCGGGAGACUACAGCUCCCUGCCCAACCCCAGACAGCAUAGCCAUAUAAUUUCUAAACACCACUGAGAAAUUCUGAAUUAAAGCACCUGAAAUAAAUAAGUACAAAAUGAACCUAGGGCUAAUGGGAUAUGUAGCCCAAGUCAUCUAGCGGGCAGCAGUUUAGCAAAGGUUGCAGUGAACCAUGUUCUGGCACAGCUGCAAUCUCUGAAAGAAGGGGGGAGCUAGCGUGAUACUGCAAAGCUUUUCUGGAAGGAGGAGCUGCUCUUAUCUUGUCAAAGGGUUGCCGUGGCCUGUUGCUUUUCUGACAUGAGUGGAGAGCUGUGCUGAGAGAGCAGAAACUGCUGCCUGCCCUCUGCAACAAACUGCCAUGUAAGAACACUGAAGAAAAAGCACUCAUCCUGAUGGGGAACCCACAAGCCAUAGAGCACCUCUUUCCUAUGGCUCUGCCUUCCUCUUUACUCUGGUGAUGAUGCUUUCAUCUGCAACCAGAUUAGAAUAUCACUCUUUAGGGGUGGGCUUUUGAAAACACAAGUGGAAACUGGUACCUAGUAGCCAUUAACUUGGUGAUGGAGACGGAGGUUCAAGCAGACCCUUGUAUGGAAAAUGCCCAAAGCAAUUUGGUGGUUUGUUUGCUUUUAAUUGUGCUCCAAAUAUGCACCAGUAUAUUUGGUGCUGUAUGGAAAGCAAAUGGAAGCAUUCCCUGCCCAGAGGAGCAUUCAGGAUUAGCCGGAAAGGUUGGAUUCACCCUGAUAUCACAGUUGCCAUUUUAAUGGCAGGCAGUUCUGUGGAAGUGAGAGUACAAUGAUCCAGAAAAGCUUUGUUUAUGGAAGAAGAAUUUUGAGGGAAGGGACCUCAAGGAGAAGCAGGUUUCCUGAUGGGUGAAGAAGGUAAAAUUUGAUACCAAGCAUCAAAACCCAGUUUACAAGAUUUCAGAUAGCUGUGCAAAACCCAGCCAGAUGACAGCCAUGCCCCCCAACCUGAUUCCCCUCCAGAUGUUUUGAACUACGGCUCCCAUAACCCCCAGCAUCACACAGCCAUGCUGGCUGGGACUGUGAGUUGCUGCUGCUCUUUAUUGGUCUCUCGCUUCCAAAAAAUGAAACACUAAGUGACUUACAAAAAUGUACAUUAAGAAUGAGUAUAAAAACAAGAAUAAAACAGCUUAAAAUACACAAAUUAUAUAUAUAGAUCCAGCUCCACACCACCCUGCUAAAAUUAAAGACCCAAAGGCCUGGGUGAAUAAAAAGGUUUUUGCCUGGUGUCUAUAAGAGAGCUAGUGAUGGCAGCAAGCAUGCCUCCCUGGGGAGAGCAGUCCCUAAAUGGGGGGCCACUACUGAAAAGGCCCCUUCUUGUGUUGCCACCCUUCACACCUCCCUCAGAGGGGGCACCUCAGAUGAAGAAUGUAGAGUCUAGGUUUGUUCACUUGGGUGGUGAGGGGCAGUUCUUGAGGGUACUGGGGUUUGUGGUCAGAAACAUCUGGAGAGUACCAGGUUGGGAACGACUGGAGAAGACUGUGCAGGGAAAAGACAGGCCAACGAUCUAAGCCAGUAGAAGGCACCUUUAUAUUCAUCCCUGAGCCCUUCCAACAGCGAAGCUUGUUGGUGACUUUAUGUAUCCAGAGAAGAAGAUACUCACUUGGACCUUUUCAGGUCUCCCUGGCCCAGUUCCUGAAUUCUUACAGAAUCUACUGUUUUCAUUUAUUUAAAUAAUAAAUGAAAUUAUCAAUAAUAAAACUAACGGCAAUAAUUUAAACUUUUGAAAAGUUUGAAUAACAACAGACUGAAAACAGAUUGAAACUCGCACCAGCUUUCUAAACAUCUGGGUAGCCUUGUCUAAACAAGGAGGCUUUUUUUCAGGUGCCCAAAAAGUGCAAUGAUGGUGCUUGAUAUUGAGGCAGAGGGUUCCAAGGAGUAGGUGUGGCCCCACCAUCAGGUGAAGACCCAAUUCUGUCUGUGUUCCUGUAAUUGUGGAGUGCCGCAGUUUCCCUACUUACGCUGCUUUGUUGUCUCAAAAAGAGGAGGUGGGAAGCAUGUUUAUGAAAAGAGAAGUUGUCACUACAAAGGAGGACACCACUUGGUCCAAGAUGUGAGCGCAUGAGUGCUUUCUUUGAUGUCCUCGUGGCCUGAGGACACGGCCCCCACACCAUCCUCAUCAGAUUAGCCCCCCGCAAUAUCGCUAUCUCCACAGCCUUGCAGAAGACUGCACAAUAAGGUGUGGCCUUUAAACCAGAGAGGUGGAGCCCUCCUGUGUAUCCCUCCAGGUCUUGUCGACCUACGGAAAGGUUCAGUUCACUGUAGGCGCCUUUGCAGAGACAACAUUGCCCUGCUGCAGCUGCCUUAGGAGGAGAAUGUUUCAGUGGAGCUGUCCAUAGUACUGUUCUUGCCUGGCCUCUGGUUUGACUUGGCCUGCCCUGCUUUGCCUUUGCCAGACACUGCCUGCUUCCUCUGUGAGUCUCAAGCUCCUACAGUGUAGGUGGAAGGAGGGCUGUAGUUCAGCGGCAGAUCAUCUGUUUUUCUUGCAGAGGGUUCCAGAGUCACUCCCUGGCAUCUGCAUGUAGUGGUUGGGAAUACUGAGUGGAUGGACUGAUUGUCUGACUUGGUGUAAGGCAGUUCCCUAGGUUACAAAAUAUGCAGGCUUAGAACAGGGGGAAGCAACACCAGCUUAAGCUCUGCCAUCCUGAGAGAGUGACUACAAAAAAUACCCCAAUAUUCUUAGCCUUUCAGAGCCCAAAGCCCAGGCUUCCUCAACCUCGGCCCUCCAGAUGUUUUUGGCCUACAACUCCCAUGAUCCCUAGCUAGUAGGACCAGUGGUCAGGGAUGAUGGGAAUUGUAGUCUCAAAACAUCUGGAGGGCCAAGGUUGUGGAAGCCUGCCUAAGCCCAUCUCAUUCUCAAACUGGACUUUUUUUUGUCUCUCUGUCUCCAAAUCUGCUUUUAUUCUAUUAGCACGCACACAGAUCUUGUUUAUAUCUUGUUAUAGCAAACCACCUUCACCCACAGUCGGAUUAGUUUCUCCUGUUCAGAACAGUCAAGGAAAAUCCAGCUGUUUCUUGACUAGUGAGUGAAUACCCACUGACCAUUCUGAGUCAUUAGUCAAUAAUUUGCUUGGUCAUAGAUAUGGCUAGGCCAGCAUCCUUAACCAAUGCAUUUGGGUUAUGUAAUUGAGUGUUUGGAAUUAAAAACAAGUGUAAGGGUCUCUACACUGCUGGAAGUGUGUGUCCCCCUUUAUUGUAGUGAAUCCUUUUUGUGUUAUUUAAUGAAGGUAGCAUCACUUUGCCUGUAUGGGAAGGAAUCACAGUUUUUUGUUCUGUGUUAAUAUUAAAUUUAGUGUACUCUAAUAAUAAGAUCUAGUAAUUACAGCAGGGGUGGGGCCCUCAAAGCCCUUCGACCUGGCCCUUGGGACUAGACCAGGCCCCCUCUUCUUCAGCCCUGCUUUGCGCUGUUGCCUGGCUCCAACACACCCUUGAGCUGGGGUAAUGCCUCUCGCUUGCCUGGAUGGAGGGUUGUGAGUGUGCAAAAACCUCUGUGCAUGUGUGUGUACCUUGUUGCACAAAGUCAAGAGGCACUUCUGUUUCCCUGCCCGUUCUUGUUUAUGUCUCUCCACACCCACCCACCCCAGAAAACUGCCCACAAAGCAACUUGGUCCUUGGGCUGAAAAUGGUUCUGUGCCUCUGAAUUACAGGACGGACUCAGACAUAUUCUCAGAAUUCUCACCAGUAUGUGUCUGCCUCAGCUUUCUCCAACCUGGUGCCUUCCAGAUGUUUUGAGCUGCAACUCCCAUCAUUCCCAUCCCACACAGCCGUAUGUUGCAGCUGUACUCCAAAACAUCUGGUGAGUGCUACGUUAGGGAAAGCUGCUGUAUAGGAUUGCAGCCUGAGUCCCAUAACUUUUUCUUAUCGUACCUGCUGGCUAGGAAUGCUGUGCUGGGACCAUCACAAAAAUUCAAGCUGGAAAUCACAGAAAUGGGUCAGAAUUCUAGAUAGACCUUUAAACCGUCUCUUAGCUUUCUGCCCUUUCUCUUCUUGUCUCUCUUGGUUUCUGGAUCCUCCUUUCAGCACACACACUGGGCCUCAUUGCUCAUCCCGUUGUCUUGGUCCUGCCCUUCCAGAGGGUCUCAUCUAUGCAAGAGGUGGGUGGCGGGUGGCGAACAUCUCAGUGGCUCACCCAUCAGUCUUAUGCAUCCUGCAGUACCAAAUGUAUUCAGGGCACGUUGUUAUUGUUUUGAUUAUCUUACAAUUAACUGGACAGUUCUCUUUAUUCUCCCAUGGACUAUAGGCAGAUGUGUAGGAGGUUUUAUGUUGUUACUGAGCUAUGCAAACUAGAUUGGAUGAAGACCAUGGGGAAUCCGUUCCUCAGAAUGCAUUGUGUUCCUGCACAAUUCCCAUUAAGUCCCAUGAACUUGUGUGGGAGGCAUUUGCAGGGAAUUUAGAAAGCCUUGGCCCAUCACAUAGUUAGUCAGCCUUUCUGCCAAGGAACACAAAGCAGCGUGAACUUGGGUUCCCAGGCAAUGAGGUUCAUAAUAUGCAAUUUUGCAAGAUGUUCCGCAUCCUCACUGGGUUUCUCCUUCUGGUUUCAAAGUCUCAAGAGGCAGCUGACUAGUUGCAGGGCUGCCAUUAUUGGUUUGAAACCUACUCAGGUCUCUGAAGUGCAGUAAAGCAAAAUCCUUUCUGCAAUUGCUGAAGAAGAAGAAAAUUUAUUGCCAAGUUCUUCAAAUGCCUGAUCCCAGCACUGAGCAGGUCGCCAUUCCAAUUUGUAUGGUGAAGAUUUCUCUCCCUGGUCCUCAUAGUAUGGUUGCUGUAUGUGCAGGAGGCCUAGGUAUGCUGUAGACCGAUUUGUGCACUCUUUUCUUUUUGAACUGCAUUUUGUGUUUGUUUAAUCCUUCUGCCAUUGCAUAGUUGAAAAACAAUAUAUUAUGGCUAUAUGCAAGUACAUAUAUUAUUGCAGAGUCUAAUUGUAUAGAAUAGAUGAAAUGCAAUUCUGUAAGUACUGAACUGAACCAAAAUGGGGCCUAUUGAACUAGGCAAUGGGUGGGCAAUGGGGAUUUUCUGCGGGGGAAUUGUGUAAAUCAGAUCUUCAUACGGGGCACUUGUGUCAACCGCUGCUUUAGAUGGUUGUUGAAGUGAAGGGCACCCUCUGCCAAGCAUGCAGGAGAGCUGUAUGGCACCGUGGCAGGUGAUCAGGGAAAGUAGCCUUGGCCCAAGGUGUUUUCCCUUCUGCAUUAUAGGGUAAUAAAGGGUAAGAAGGACUGAGCUAACAUAUGUCAAGCAAUUGAUAAUGAUCUUAAAGCACUAUAUAAAUGCCAAUGUUAUUAUUAUUAUUUUUAAUGAGGCUGGUGAAAAUGUAGUUUGAUUUCUGUUUUAGAGCUCCUUGCUCUGGAAUGAGAGACAGAGAACCCAGACAUAUUUCUCUUACAUACAUACAUACACACACACACACACACACACACACACACAGCUUUCAUAGCUUUAAAGUGACUUUCCUAGUUAGCACAUCCACUAGGCUUGGAAGCAGUGCCUGCUGCUCACCUGGAGCACCUGUGCAUGUCUUUCUAGUGGAAUUAGUGAACCUGAAAGUCAAAGGAAGCCUGCCGCUUGCUGCCUUGAAUCCAAACGCAGCAAGACAGGCUGGCUUUAUUUGUAUCCUGGCAAAUAUGACAAGCUAGUAUUUAAUGCAGAUACACACACAGCCCCUCCAAAAGAGAGAAUAUUUUAAAGGGCCUGUUCUUGCUUUUUACAUUCAAAUGGCGCCCUUAGUUCCUAGCUGAACCUGCAUUUCAAUUGGUUAUAGCCAGAGCAACUGAUGAUGAUAUUGCAGCCAGCUGAAGCCAUGACCCAAUCCACUGUUUCUCAUAUGCUCUCUUCUUCCUUUCCCGUUUAGCUUUUUUUGUGGUGGGGACAGUUGCAAAGCUCAUAGCUUUCUUUUGGGGAGGGGGGUACCUGAACCUCUUGGGAAAAAAUGCAUAUUACACACCCAACGUUCAGAGUGGUUGUGUUUCAGAUUGGGGUUUUUUUCUUAGGGUGCUUUUUCGUUACUGCAGUGGGAAUGAUUUAAAAUAUAAAAGAGGGAGUCCUGUUAACGGAACGCUGCAUAUUGGCUUCAAUAGGCUUUCUGUACAGCAUGUUACAUUGGCUCCCAUUUCUUGCCUACAGUGGCCAUGCACUUACAGUGUAAUGUAUCAAAGCUGAUGGUCUCUCAAUAAACAAUCAUUUUGAUGCUUAUCUUUGAAGUACUGUCUUUGAUUAUUGAGGGGGGAAAACUAGCUCCAGUGUCCUCAAAAGCAGGUGACCUCCAUUGGAAUUUCCCCCCUCCAAAGCAUGAACUACUUUCUCCCUCUUUUUUUAAUUAAACAAAAAACAAAAAACAGCAGCACAACAAGGACAACCCUAGUCAAUCUAAGUUAGGCUUGCAAAGCAAGAAUUAAUGCUCCAGGAUCUCUUCAAACUGGAGGCAUUGUCCACCUGUGCUCAGUGGUCUUGAGGACACAGCCUUGCUUAAGGAUGUGUGAAGGGCCUGGCCAGAUAAGAACAGGGUCUGCUAGUCCAGAAUCCCCAAAACUGGCAGAGCAUAGCUUGUGUCCCCAGGUGGGCUGUGAUCUGCACUUUGCCCUAUAGACCACACAGGAUUUGGUCCCUGUCCCCCCGCCCUUCUAAAAGGGAGUGAGGCCCAAAAUCCUGUUCCGUUAUUUUAAAAUGGAUGAUAGCAAAUGUGAAUGCUUUGGGGAUUUGGUUCUCAACAGUUUAGUUUUCAUGUGCCUUUUUCCUGUCCUCUUGCUAACAUGAGUCCUAUGCCAUGAUAACCUGCUACUAUUUCUUGGAAGGUAAGCUAUCUUGUGUUCUGAUGACUGUUUGUGUGAUCCAUCUGGCCUGGGAAAAUAAAUUUGGAUUCCUCCAGUGAGGUAAUAAGAGAAAGUCCUUCCAUUUCCCCUCCAUUCUUCUGCUUAACCAGGCAUUAAGCUUCUAGUAGUUAAUAUGGCUUUGGACUGGAUUGAGCCAACAUUGCAGUGGUUCAUGCCCCAUUCCAGCCUUCCCCAGCCAGAUGUUUUGGACCACAACCCCCAUCAGCCAUCAUGCAGCCAUGUUGGCUGUGGAGCUGAUAGGAAAUGAACAUCUGGAGGGUAGCAGGUUCAAGAAGGCUGCCAUAAUCUUUGCAUCUACCGAGCUAGGAUGUAAAUAGAAUGGUCACCACCUGUGAUUAGCAGCCAUUGCUCUUUCAGCAAGUGGGCAAGCAGAAAUCCCCAGGCUGGUUUAUCCUCCUUCACCAGCAAAAGAUUAGCAGAGAAUUUGAGUAGCUGGAGAACUGGCCUCUCAGGAGUCUCUUCAUGUCCUGGAAUCCACUAGGAUUGGUGGCCAUUCUUUAGGGUGGCUCACAAAAUUAAGAAUCCAAAACACUGUCCUGAGACACUGGAACUUCCCUGCUAAAAACUAAAACUCAGAAGGGAAAAACACCUCAGAUUGGAUUCAUUCCAAGGCAGCAAAUACAAAUGUUUUAUUUUGUUCAUAUGGUUUGGAUUCCCACCUCCCCACUACCACGCUCAGCAACAACAAUUUGUUGCCGCAUGAUGUGGGAGAGAACCAGUGGGGAUUGUUGGCCAUUGGGGGGGGGGGCAACAGGCAGGGAGACAGGGUGCUGAAAACUCUCUCACCAGCUAAUUGUGCACCCUGUUCAACCCCACACUUAGUUUCUCAACACUUAGCAGAACCUGACCACACUAUUCUAGUUCCUUCACGCAGCCCUGCCACCUUGUCUUCCUUGUUUCAAAUUAAAAAACACAAAACCAAAAGCGAUGGUUGUGUGCUAGUGACCCUCAGCUGUGCAGAUUUCUGUGGCUGCCAUCCCACUCGCCUCCUACUCCAGUCAAAUCCCGAGGUUUGAAUGUCUGUGUAUUUAUAACAUCCUCCAUCUUUUUCCAACACACAUUUUUGUGGAGUCCUGAAAUGUGAAAGGACAUAGAGUCGUGUUCCAGUCUAUGUGCUGUAAUUUACUCGGCUUCAUCUUUGCAUAUAUUUAUUUAUUAUUUUAAAUGUAUUUCUCCCUCCCUCCAUUCCCCACCCCCACAUUUGUGCUGCUGAUUUUGGAUCAACAUCAUAACACAUCUGUGCCUUAGUUCUGCCAAGAGAAUCCUAAGAUCGGCAGGUUAACUCUCUUGUUUUAUGCGUUGUAGGUCUGCAGGGGGAGCCAACCAUAUAUUUUGUGGUCAGCACUGAGCACGGUCCUGGAGUGUCUGCUGUUGGCUGCUUCCCGGUGAAGAAACGGCAGCCUGAGAUGCUGGAUGGAAGAUCACGGAGCGCAGAACACGGAGAAGAAUCGGAGUACUUGUCGAGGGAUGGGCCUUCAAGCAACAGCUCUUUCCAUAGCAGUGAAGGGGAAGGGACGGACCACGAGGGGGACAUCUUGGACUGCAGUGGGUCCAGGCCUCUGCUGAUGGAUUCCGAAGAGGAAGAGGAAGCUUAUAAGCUGAACCCUCAGCAUCUGGAAAGGGGUAGCAUUCCCCAAGAAGACCUUAAUCUGCAAGUUCCCCAGAGCAUGGGGGUGCAGCUUGAUGCUUUCCAACAACCCCCCGGAGGAGCUUCGGACGAGAGAGACGUCUUUGCCACAGCUCCAUUCCGAAGCUCCAUGACUCUUCACAACGACCUGGACAUCUUUGCCAAAGCGCCCUUCGUCUCCAAGGGCCACGGGCUGGCGAAGCAACAGGACGAGGGCGACGUCUUUCUCCGGGCUCCCUUCACGAAAAAGAAGAGCCAGGAAGAGUUUAUGCCGCACAGCGGGGCAAAGGAAUCUCCUGUCCCUGCGGGGUUCUUGGGCUCCGCUGGAGCUCCCCAGUACACCUUUAACGCUUCCUUCCAGAACCUAGAUACAGGGCUGCAUGGUUCUCCUCUCUCGCAAGGUCAGUAUUCUGUGGCCUCGCUGCCCCAGCCAUCCGGUGCUCUCCCUCAUUCUGCCAGAGCAAGCGAAGGCCCCGAUCCUCCCAAAGAUGCAGCUCAAGAGCUGGGCAGCAUCCCCAACGACACGCUCCAAGCGCACACACUCCCCCAAGACGUCCUCUUGGGCUCGAAGGCCAACCAGCCUUUCCGUCCACAGUCAUUGGCAAAGUAUUCCCGUCACUACAGCCCAGAAGGGGACCAGGGCGUCGGCGCCCAGCCCAUCGCAGCUUACAAAGUGGUGUCUCAGACCAACAAGCAAGCCAUAGCGGGGUCCGUUUCUAUCGCCUCUCUUUCUUCCAGGACUAAAGAGCUGCCCAGCUCUGACCCAUUCUCGUCAGCCCCCUUUCCUUCUAAACUGGGAAAGCAGAAACCCUAAAUGGUUUCCAUUGUGACAGGAGGAGGAGGCAAGGCUUUGAAUGCGUUAUCAAGAGCCUACAAGCCCUUUGGGCAAAAUUCACUCCGUACGUACCUAGAAUGUCGAAACUACAGUUGCUGUGAUACUCACCUGAAUCAUAUGAAGCUGGUUUCAGGCUGUGAACGACUUCCAGGCUGUAAGGUUUAUCACUUGCUUUUUAGAUGCUCUUUCCCUCCCCACACUCCAAGUUUCUUCCCAGCGGGUCUUUUGUUUUUGUUUGGUUUUGGGUAAUUAUUUAAGCCAGGGAACACAUGGGACAGAACUGAUUACCUCUUGAUAGUAGCACCCACUAAGGAUUACGGAACAUAUUAGCAGCACACCAGGAAUGUUUCAGAAAUGCUAGCCAGGUGGGACAUUAUUUAAUUUUUCUAAGCAAGAGAGAAGGAUAAGCACACUUUUAUUUUAGUUGCUACUAAUGAAUCUUCCCUUAAAACCCGUAACUGUCAGUUUGUAACAGAAGUCUUGUUCUGCAAUGUGUGCUUAAGCCCUCCCCACAAAAGGCAAUUAAUGUCUGGGUGUCUUAAACCCUAGUGGUUCUAAGUGACAGUGACUCCGUUCUGACUGUUGCGGAAGUUAUACCCUCUGUGGACAUGGUAAGUGAAAUGCAGAAAGCGUGGGAAACGGAGUUGGCUUUUGCAUGUUCCCAAAGGGAGGGCUUGACUUUCCCACCUGCGAUGCCUAGUUUGCAAUGCCAGUUUUCUGUCAGUGAAACAGAUCUAAACCCAGAUGCCACCCCUGAGGAGCAUCCCCCGAGCUCCUCUUCUGCGCAUAGAGAGGAAAGCAGCUCCCUAGUCCGGCCCUCAGCACUUCCACAUACAGCAUGCGCUCCCUUUUCAGAGGUUGCACCAAUUGUGCACCCACGUUGCGGAUGGGCCCCAUGGGUUUGCUGACAAUGAGGGCGGGGCAGCCACCUCCCAUGCGCUUUCUAUAAACUGGGGGCAGGAAUGACAAUGAGUGAGCAGGACUCCAGUGCAUUGAUGGGUUGGGUUCUAAACACACAUGAGCUAAUCAACAAGAACUUCUAGUGCAGUUACUUUUCUGGCGCAUCUGGAGCUGACAGCGCUCAAACAUCCCUUACUUUGUUUUCUGUCUCUUGGGGGGGGGGGCGCAAUGCUUUGACUCUCCAGCAGGUUUGAAAAUAAAGAAGGGAUGUUGUGACAAAGAUGGCCGUAGAGUGGUGUGGAAAGUGUUAAUGUUAAUUCUGCUGACCUCAGUGACUCUGUGACAGUUCUUGAUGGCUUAAAAUCUGAUUCUACAUCAAGGUCCAACGACUGAAUGGUAACUUUUGCGAGUCUUCACUACCUGCUAUUUAUGAAGGACAAUCUUGUGGUUUUUAACAGACAAUCCAAGAAGCUGAUGCAUCACUUGUGAGAGAAAUCCUUGUGAACUAUUGAAAUGUAAUGGCAAGUUGACUUAACGGUAGUCAAUUUUGUUGAAUUGUGCCUUUUGUGGAAAGGUGUCCUCACACCCCGUGGCCAGACCCAGACGUUCAGAAAUACCCUGCCAGCUCUUUUACCUCACAUUCUUACAAAGGAAUCUUUAAGUGCCCCCUGCCUGAAAGGGCCUUGUCUGCCAGUUGUCAGAGGCAGCCCUGCCCUAAAGUCAAGUGAUGACAAUUUGGAGGUGGUUUUAAGGGUCCAGCAUGAAAGAUGGAUCUGGCCCAGGGGACACAAUUCACCGGGCAGUUCUUCAUGGCAACCUUUCCAUUGAAACGCAUGGGGACCUUCUUGUACAGCUUCCAUCGCUUUGAAUGGGGCUGGCACAGGAGAGCUUUCCGGCAGAUGGUGCUUUGUUGGAGAAGAGGGUGGCCUUUGAAUUUCCUGUCUCAGGCACCUAAAUAUAUUGGACAAAUCCCAGCUAUGAAUCAUGAGCAUGGCUAGCUGGCUGGUCUCCCCCACUCCAAAGAUUUUAUCCUCUGCUUAUGUGUUAACUGUUUGGUUAGGAGGGGUGGGGUGGGGAACCUUAGCUGCUCUUGAUGGGACUGUAUUUUAUGGUUAAGGACCUGCUUGAAAGUCCUCAGACUCCAAAAGGGUCCUUAAUGACUCAAGAUCUUUCCUAUUCUUUUGGUACUUUCAAAUGAAUUCUAUAGCACUUUGUUACUCCAAAUGGGGACGUUUGAUAGGGUGGUGGCUUGAGGCAGGCUUUGCUGAAGCAUUUUUAAAAGUUCAGGAGACAGAUGUGAAGGCCUUAACUGUUUUUUGACAUGCAACUUGUGAAUCUGUUUCCUUGCUCCUUACUGCCAGCUGGGAGUCCUUGCACCUUUGAGGACGUUCCAGUCUGAUAAUGAUCACGAAAAGGUUCUUUCAGUCAAGAGUCCAACUGCCUGGCAGAGGAAGCGAUGUAGACUGUUAAAGCAGAAGAUUUGCCCCAAGGGAAUCACAUGCUUGCUCAGCGCUUCACAAGAGCAGCGUGCUCCUGUUGUGGCCCUGCAUCUGGAAUACAUUCACUUGGACUGUCCCAGCAUCUUUAAGCUAGUUUGGAUGCACCGCUGUCAAUGUGCAAAAAGUCCUUCCUGCAAGUUUUCAUGGCCCAUCCAUCUUGCUGUAGAGCCAGGACUCUGUUUACCAAAAAGCUUGGACUCUGGAUACUCUUCUUGUGAACUCAAGCACUGCAUUUGCUGUGAGUCCUUGCUAAUACGUCAAUCUUCAUGCUGCACCUACCUCUACUCUUUAAGCAGAUGCUGGUGUGCCUGUGCUUCUUUUUGUCUGGUUGGUUUUUGACAUCUUUUGCUGUAGUACUUGUGCAAUUGACAAUGGCUUGUAGGGAGAAGCAAAGAGGAAUUUGAUGCUGCUUAAUACCCUGCAACGGGGUGGGGGAAAUAAUUCUUGGAAAAUGUGCUCACACAGACUUUGGUGCCUCCAUUGUUCAAAACACAGGCGACCGAGAAAACAUCAUUUUGAGCUUGCCUUUUUAAACAAACAAACAAACAAACAAACAAACAAACCUAGAUGAUUGCUUAUCUGCUGUGUCUUCACAGGUUUUUUUUUUUAAUAUAUAAAUCAAAUCAAGAAGACACCUUUAGGAAGCCAUGCUCUGUUUCUCUGUGAAGUGUUCGCUAACCCAUACAUUGGAAGUUUAACUUAUUUUUGUGUUUGUGUAUUGGAGAAGAGAACUUAGGUGCUAGAAUGAGAAAAUUAAGAAAUGCAGAAGAUUUCAUGCUUGCAGUGUUAUAGAUUCCAGUGUAAAAUUCCAAGAUGGAGUGUAGCCUGUCCUCUGUUGAUGGCAUCCGGCAGCUCAGCUUUGAAACUCUCCUUGAUUCAGGGGGUUGCAUAUUCAGUAGGAAUAAACAGAAGCUGGAGCUAAUUAGAUUGCCGUUGAAGUCAGUGGCAUUUCCCGCCUCCCUUCUGACCAAUGACAAAUAGUAUUUCCAGUUCUAAUUCUGCUCCUCCUGAAGGAAGUCAUGGCACUUGUUACAGUCAGUCCCGAAACUGCCGCCAGUAUUAGUCGGGUGCUUUUAAACUGUUACAAAAACCCUACGUCACUCCACAAAUAGUUUUUGAAGGAAUGCAUUUUGCUUAGUUGUUUCCCUAUCCUUGUUGAACAAGACGGUACUUCAGCAGAGUUGUAAGUCAUGGCCAAAGACCAAAGCACAGUUAGGCUCCAGUCCUCAUAAGAACAUCCAUGGAUGGGGUAGUUCCUCUCUUCUUCUCACCUAUGUGAGAAUGCACCUCAUUCUCUGGAAAGUAAGGUGCACUUAGCCAUUUUAAAACUAGCUUCCCCCUCAUAUGUGCUCACAUUCCUAGGUGAGUCAACUUGAAAUGUUGGGGUCACGUUCCUGCUGACCAUGUGGGUUUACUUCCCACCCUCAUUUCUCUGCCCCCAGUGCUUUGGAUUACAAACCCCCCUCCCAUGAACCCCGGCACCAUAUGGUCAUGCUAGCUGGGACUGAUGGAAGUUGUGGUGCAAAACAUCUGGAGGUUGGAGAAAGCAGAGCUACGAGACUGUGACUUGCAUGAAGGGGCUGGGUGGUGAUUCCUGGCCCCACCUGUUCUCGUGAGGUAGGGUGCAUCUUCCUGGCUCGCCAAGUGUUGUGCAACACACAAAGAGAGACCUCCAGCUGAAAGUUUGCCCUACAGCCCUGGCAUAGCAAAAGCCUGGAUGGUUUUCCCUCUCUGUUUUAUAAGGUUGCUUAGUAGAUUUAGACAAUCUUAAUAAACUGUUUAGUAGUAAUCUGAGUGAAGCUUAAUGACACUGUCAUGAAGCCAGUGUUCGUCUGCAACACUGCAGAACUAAACAGCAGCAAUUGCAUUUGGGCGAUCAUCUGCUUAGAUGUGAUGCCAUAUCACUUGAUUCCAGCAGGGCUUACAUAGGAGUUGCGCCUUCCAGUCAAAUAAGUGCAGCUAGGAAUGUGUUCCAUGGGUCUUGGUCAGCGGAUGUGGAGCCAUUGAGCUCCACUUUUCCCUUAUGCAAAUCAUCCGAGCACCUUUCAGGUGGUUCAGAUAGUCACCUCAUUAAAACCUCCCUAGUGUUGCCCUUCCAGUUCUGCACAAUGUUACUCCCUGUGUAGGUCUUGCUUCUCUGGUUAAGCUUUGAGUUGGGAUCUGCUUCCUGGUGCUGUGGCAGCUUUGUCUGUGGGGUGGGUGGUGGGUGGGCCCUAUUGAAGAGCAGAAAGUUUAAUUUUCCUGUUCCAUUCUGGGGUUGGACAGGAUCCCCUUGGGAUUUUAUGUCUCAGGUGCCAGAAGGAUUUCAGCCCAGUACAGUUUAUCGCUAAAAGAUGAUGGCUUUCAAUCCGAGAGAGAGAGGGGGGGGACCUGGUUGUCUUUCUUCUCUCCUUUGUGGAACUGCUCCCAGUUUAAACCGGGUUCAUGUUGGCUGGCUGAGGCAGAAAAGGGAGAGGCUAGCUCCCAAGAACACUGGUUUUCCUCCUGAGGUUCCCUUCUCCCUUUCCCACCUGUGCUCCACCACCAUCCCUGCCCACACCCCCAUUACAGCUGGGCUUGUGGAUCGCUGCCUCAUGUUUGGGAUCAGCAUUAAAGCCACAGGGCUAUGAGAUCAACCACUCUGAAGGAACACACAGAUUUCCAUGGAUUCAGCUCCCACCAAAGAACUCUCAUGCUGGAAAGGCUUCCCCGCUUUCCUCCUUUCUUAUGUUUGGUGGUUUUUAGAUGUGUCUUGGGUGUAGUGACAUUUCCUUCCAUAAGUGUUUUUGACACAAGGGUACCUUGUGUGUCUCUGCUGUUGGAGCCAUCCCUGCAUCCGGACUUGGCCUGUCAUGAUGCUACAACGACUGCAGCCGAUUAGAAUGGCGGCCGUUUUGUUCUUUCCUGUCUCUGUGUGUACACUGGGAACAUUUUUACCUUUGUAACACUAGUCCGCUGUGAUAUCAGAGAGCUAGUCUCCCAGUAGCUAUUUCUUUCUUUCAUUUUUUAAAAAAGGGAUUAUUUCUUGUAAAGGAAGGCCCAAUGGUAAUUGGAUCGAAACACCUGGCCCCACAGGUGAAAUUGCAAAUGAGAAGAGGGAAAUCUGUAUGCAGAUAAUAAAAGAGAAUUGUGACUCAUUCUAAAAGGCAGCUCUAAUUGUCUUUACUGUCCUGGCAGCUUGAGGAGGUCCUUUGAGAGGGUCGCACCCUUCUGCUGCUGCUAAUCUGGAAUUGUCUCUGUGUGCAGUUAUGAGUCAUGAGACCAAGGCUUUGACUCCCAGCUCCUCUUGAUACAGUCAGAACUCAACAGUGUUGGAUAUACCUCUCUGAUAUGAUAAACUGUUUGGAGGCUGGAGUAUAUAUAUAUAUAUUUUCCCACUCUGGUUGCAUUAAGUCUUUUAUGAAGAAAUGUUAGCGCUGGGAACUUGUAUGCUUUAUUAAAAACUAUCUGAUUCAAACAUC